Messenger RNA from Xyrichtys novacula (pearly razorfish), 96426 nucleotides. The record is from the annotation of a GenBank genome assembly. Lineage: Eukaryota; Metazoa; Chordata; Actinopteri; Labriformes; Labridae.
GGAGCUAGCUGAGAAGCUAGUUUAUCCGUCAGGCUGCGGGCUGUUGUGGAAGGGAGGUACGAUGGAUGGAUGCUUUGCUCCGCUACGUUUUUCAGAGUAUUCCCGGUGUAAACACAAUGCGCCUUCUAUUACAGUCUCCCCUUGAUAUCCUCUACGCUGUUUCGGGGGGCGUUGGUAGAUGAUAGAGGAGCGCCGGUUUUUGGUUAUAGUUUGAAGAUUAACCCAGGCUGAAGCUGUCGGAGCGGCUACACUGCUAACUCCUCCUUACUGUCUACCAUAGCAUUUGUGUGCCUCCUGCCCCAGGAAUGUUCUCCAAAAAGCCUCAUGGGGAUGUUAAAAAAUCAACACAGAAAGUGUUGGACCCAAAGAAGGACGUGUUGACGAGGUUGAAACAUCUGAGGAUAGUCAUAGGUGAGUUAAAAUCAGUAAGCAGUUAACAGGUUAGCAUCUAUGUGCAGAUCUGUGCAUACCACACCAAACUUACCUAAAAAAUCACGACAUUUAAAGGUCGGUUCUUGUUGUUAGAUAUAUGGCAAUUCCGUAACAAACUUAAUGGUUGCUAUGUAUAUUUCAGUCUCCUCUCUUAUCUUCGGCGAUUUACCUGUGGUCUUUUACAAAACAUUUGAUCACUUAUUUUAAUGUUACAAAAUCCGUUCAUCUUCAAUUUUAUUUGUCUCAGUAAAGCAAGAACUUAUAUGAUGGGCAGGGACGACCCAUGUAGACAGAUAAACUGGUCUAGUUUUGAAGUACUGACACUAACUGUAUCAGGUGUCAAAUCCAUGAAGUGGGAGUAGGUAUAAAUAGCAAUUGAUAUCUUGCUGAUUGUCAGAUCUUUCUAAUGGCAUUUAACUAGGGUGUCAACAAAUGUGCCUGUCUGGUUUGAAGACUUUGUUACUACAUGAAACUGACUGCAUCUCAUCAAGUCACUGUGAUGCUACAGUGGUGGUCAGGCUGUUGUGAUUUCUCCAGGGGUGUGUCUUGAGUGCUGGACAAAGACCGGGUGUGUGAGAAGUGCUGAGUGUCUUUUUUUCUCCAUGAUGUGUUUGGUAGCAGUGGUUUGAAUGUGGGAAACAGGAAUUAUGGCAGUGUAAGAGGUAUAAAUAUGUAGUUCAGUGCAUAUACUGUGUGUAUUUUUCACUGCCACACACUGACUCUCACAGGACACACCCACAAGUGCACAUCAACACACACAGAGACAGCCAAAGAGGAAAACAGCCUCUACUAUUUCCUCUCCUUGUCGCCGUACAGUAGCUGGACUUCCUGUUUCUAUUGUGAGGGCUUCUGGCCUCUGUGCCUGAAUGUGUAUGGGUGUCUGUGAGGAUGCAGAGAGGGAAAGGGGUGUGCCUCUUUCUGUGCUCUAUGGGGAACACAAGACCUUGAUAACCAUCACAGAGGCAAACACACAAACAUACUUGAAGGCAUAUUGUUUGAGAGGGAAUGUCCAGACAGCAGGACAAUGUUAAAAGAGCUUUAAAGAUCAUGAUUCAAGAUUAUCACUCAUGUAUGUUGGUAAUAGUUUAGCACAGGAACAGAUUUAUAACUGAAAUACUGCCACGGUUAGCAUGCAAGCAAUAUCACCACCUUCAUGUAAAAAAGAGUCAGAAUACUGUAAAAUGUUGAUUAAAAACAGAUUUUAAUGGCUUGCAAAACAUUAAUGCAAUUGAAAAUGGUGCAAAAAAACUUUAUCAAAUAUUGGCACUGAUUUGUUUUUGUUAGUUUUAUGAAAAAAUAUUUGCUAAUUUUGAUUAUAAUAUCAGCAACAAAUUUCUAAAACGUUGGCGCAGAGACAACAAAACACUGACAAAGCUGUGUAAUAGUGAAAAAAGGAAGAGGAACAACUUCCAGAUCAGUAUCAUAACUAGGUAUAAAAAGGUCACCUAAUAUAAGCAGAGUCUCCUAAAAGUUAUGAUGGAAAGAAAGUCUCUGUGUGAGAGACUUCAUGUAUAAAUGGUUGAACAAUUUCAGGAUAAUUUUCCAAAGCUUAUAAUUGAAAAAAAGGAGGAGGUGGCAUCAUUAUUUGCAGAACAUUUUACUUGAAGGUCCAAAGAAUUAGAAAUCUCUCAGACAGGGGCAAGGCCAAAAACCAGUACUUGCUGGCUGUGAUUUCUGGGCCCUCAGAUGGCCCUGCAUUAAAAAGAGACAUGAGUUAGUAGUGGAAAUCACUGCAUGGAAAUCCCUUCCACAAACCAUUGUAUGUGGAAAAACCCAUUAAAAACAGUUACAACAACGAACAACAACAAAAUACAAGACCCUGAACUGUGCAGUGAAAAUAUCUAUGGAGAAUGGGACAACACUUCACUUUCAAAACUGGACACAUUAGUUUCAAAACAUAAACAGAGAGUUGUUAAGAGAAGAAGUGAUACAACGCAAUGGGUAACAUGUGCCCAUCUCAACUUUUCAACAGUGUUGUUGGCUUUAAAGUCCAGAUGAGUCUGUAUUUAAAAAAAUAAAAUAAAAUAAAAACUUCUUUGGUUUUUGCAUUUGUGAUGUUGUCUUAUCACAGUUUUCAAUUUAGUAUAGGGUCUGCAUGGUUUGCAAACCAUUAAAUUCCAUUUUUAUGAAAAUUUUACACCUUUUUUUAAUUGAGUUAUUACAUUUUACGUCCUAAGUGACUUGUUGAUGUUGCACAUACUGUCAUUUAGGACCUUUACUUUAAAUGUGUCCACUCUGUAUUUACUGUAGGACACAAAGAGUGUGUGCAAGGAUGUUGGGUAAUUUCCCUGGCCUUUUGUAAUGCAGCUGAUCAUACCUGAUCUGAUAAAAUGUUUGAACAAGAAACAGUUGCAUCACUUUGCAAUCCUUUUGAUGCAAUGAGGUUAUGAAGUAACAACGCUUCAGUCACGUUUGGUCCUGUUGUUUUUGCCAGACUUCAAACUGAAAAGCUUGCCAAACAGUCAUUAACCUUGACUUAAUUCAUGAGGAAGUCGAAGCCCCUGUCUAAACAAUUGUGUUUUGUACAAUACUUUAUUUGAAAGCUAUCAAGUAAAUCCGUGUAUUGACCAGUGUCCCAAUGCAAGGUCGGAGCUUCCUGUUUUAAAGAAGUCAAACUUUCUGUCCCAUCAGGUACUUCGUUGUUACUAAAAAUUAGUCAUUACUCAUUCAAGCCACCGGAGAAUGCUGUUUUGGUGGUGUCACCUUGGGAAAACGUGGACUUGUCCUGAUAUUAGAUUUUGGCUAUUAAUUCAGAUGCCAAAAUAAGAAAAAGGCUCUGACUGCUGAUAAUGGAGACCAGCUUAUAUGAAUUUUGAGCAGACAUGUUGCAGACAGACUUAAAGCUUUGUUACCCUGGAGUCAGAUGGACUCUCCAUCUGACAAAUUCUAUGAUGAUACUUUUUAUGUAUCACCCUUUGCAUUUCUGUAAUAAAAACUAAAAAGUUUCAUUUUAGAGUAUGCUGUUACACUUAUGCCCUAAUGCCCAUACAUUUGUUGUCUUGGUUUAUGACAACGUAAGCCUGUAAGUCCUUGACUGAAAUUCAGAGCAUCAUUGUAGUCUUGGUUAAACAAGAAACCUGGCUGUUAUUUGAACCAGAGAGGGAAAAAUAUACGUUUGUUGACUAUGAUAUAAAAGAAGAGGAAGUACAGGCAGUUCUGGUUGAAAUUGUGGUUCAACACUGUGGGCCAAGAUUAAUGCCUGUGGUUCAUCUCUGUCAUGUUUAAGCCCCAGUCAUAGUGUGUAUAGAUGUCCCUCUGUGUUUUAGAGUCAGAGACAGCAUAAGCAAUUGGUUAGAAAGAAAUAUGUUGUGUUAAAAAUGUCUGUGGUGUCCACAGAGGAAAAGACAGAAAACCCCUCAGCUAGUUCCACCAAGACCUUACAAGGGCAACCACUAUGGUGUAUGACACAAAUGCCUUCUGUGUGUGUGUGUGUGUGUGUGUGUGUGUGUGUGUGUGUGUGUGUGUGUGUGUGUGUGUUUGUGUGUGUGUGUGUGUGCGUGUGUGUGUGUGUUCUUGUACUUGCUGCUGAGUGAGGACUUGCUACAGUUUUUAACCCACAGUGUGAGGUCUAUUUUGGGAAGUGAGGACAUUUAGGCUAGUCCUCACUUUGAGUUGAUUGAAAUCAACUCCCAAGACCAUAAAGAUGCUACCCUAUCAUUUUCAAAGCAGUCCUCAUUUUUGUACAAAUUCAUGGUUUUUACUCUGGAACGUUCACACUGAUUUUGCUCCGGAGCUCCCCUGGUGUAUGAUUACAGUACUGCAACUAAAAUUUUCACACUGAUUUACUCCGGAGCUCCCCUGGUGUAUGAAUACGGUACUGCACCUUAAUUACAUAGGUGCUACUAAGCAGACCUCUCCAUGAGUGCUGCAGUUUAAUAGACUUCAUUUUAUUCAACACAUGAUAUAAGAAGUUAUUUAAAACUGUAAAUAAAGAGUAAUAAAAAGUGCAUAUUUACCAGUAUUCAGUAAUAAGAAUAUUUUAUGAGAGCAUCUGGAUUAAAAAAUAGAAACAUCAGAGAUAUGACUCACAUUCAUUAGGUUUGAAACACUGAAGUUAAAUAAUGCAACAACUCUGUAUUAUUUGUUUAAAUAAAAAUAAAAAAGUGAAAAAAAUUCUGAUAUGAUUAAGUAUUUACAGUAAAUGCAUGGUAUCCUUUUUUCUGGAGAAACAAGGCAAUGUUUACUGAAAGUCUUUAUUAACAGUAGCAUACCUGCAGAUGCUUGCUAUAAGAACUAAAAUAUUAUAAUUUCCUAUGAAAGUUCUUAUGCAAUGAUUCAUUAUUAUAUAAUAAUUCAUUCAUUAUACGUAAUUUCCGAGACAAACUAUGUGUUAAUCGGCAAUUCAGUGAACAUUUUGAACUUCCUCCAUUAAGGGCUUUAUACUCGAAAUCAUACAUGGAACCAAGUCUGUUUCUAGUUUCAGAGGAGGGCCUUAAAUGGACCCUCUGUACCUAGGAGGCUGAAACUUUAUUAUGUUGUUCUGCUCAUCUUAGGGAUCAUUUUUGUUUUGGGUUGAUCUUCCUGACUGCCUCCUGUCCCAUCCACGGAGCCCGAACUUUUUCAAUUCAAUGCUAACAAAUGCUAUAGGCAAAGCCUCAUAACUCUGUCAUAAUAGCUUCAAAUGAGCUGAAAUCUUUGUCAUACAUGCAAGACCCUGUUAGGAACAUGCUGCUUCAGGAGCCAAAUGAGAAGAUAAAAGCAAACAGGCAUGUGGACAUAGCUUUCAACAUAAAUUAGGUCUCAAAUAGUUUUAAAAAGCCUUUUUAAGGUGUUUUAGACACCACGCCUGCUCUCAAAGCAAUUAGCAUGGAGUGAGGAGUGACUCCUGAUGAUUUUGAUGCCUUUAACUCUUCAUUUGGGGUUCUACGGGUCUCAUUUGAUUGUGUGAGGCCUACUUGUAGUGAUGAAGCCUGCCUGUUUUGACCCUGUUGCUUUUUUGAUGUCAUUUGGCUUCUGUUGUGUCUACAGACAUGAAAACUAAUCUGUGACACCUUUGGAAAUCAUAGAAUCAUAUUCUGGUGAAUCCAAGUCUGUGGCCCCUCCCAAACAGGAAGUAGCCAACGAAAGAGCGUAGAGCCAUGAUAUUGCAUAUAAUUGUUUCAUCCUAAAGUCUGAAUACCCACAGAAAAUUUCAGCCCAUUUGAAGUUAUUUUGACCUGAUUUUUGACAUUUGAUGUUGCAAAAAAAUUCACAGUCUAAUCAGCUCCUGUUCGGGCCCCUUAAAACCCAGGGGUCUGAAACUAACAGGAUAGACUCGUCUGAGGCCUAAGAAUACAUGUGUGAAAUUUGGUGAAUGUGGCACAUUCACAAGUCCUUAAUUAGAUCCAAAACCAUGUUCACUUGACGAACCCUCUCAGGGUCAAUGCAUGACACAGCAUCAUUUUUUCUAGUUUCAGAGGAGGGCCUUUAAUGGACCCCCUGCACCGAGGAGGCUGAAACUUUAGUAUGUUGUUCUGCUCAUCUUAGGGAUCAUUUUUGUUUUGGUUUAAUCUUCCUGACAGCCUCCUGUCCCAUCCAUGGAGCCUGAACAUUUUCAAUUCAAUGCUAAUAAAUGCUAUAGGCAAAGCCUCAUAACUCUGUCAUAAUAGCUUCAAAUGAGAUUAAAUUUUUGUCAUACAUGCAGGACCCUGUUAGGAACAUGCAUGUGUAAUUUCAUGUCUGUAUCUGCUUCAGGAGCUAAAUGAGAAGACAAAAGCAAACAGGUGUGUGGACAUAGCUUUCAACAUAAAGUAGGUCUCAAAUAGUUUUAAAAAGCCUUUUUAAGGUGUUUUAGACACCACGCCUGCUCUCAAAGCAAUUAGCAUGGAGUGAGGAGUGACUCCUGAUGAUUUUGAUGCCUUUAACUCUUCAUUUGGGGUUCUACGGGUCUCAUUUGAUUGUGUGAGGCCUACUUGUAGUGAUGAAGCCUGCCUGUUUUGACCCUGUUGCUUUUUUGAUGUCAUUUGGCUUCUGUUGUGUCUACAGACAUGAAAACUAAUCUGUGACACCUUUGGAAAUUAUAGAAUCAUAUUCCAGUAGAUCCAAGUCUGUGGCCCCUCCCAAACAGGAAGUAGCCAACAAAAGAGCGUAGAGCCAUGAUAUUGCAUAUAAUUGUUUCUUCCCAAAGUCUGAAUACCCACAGAAAAUUUCAGCUCAUUUGAAGUUAUUUUGACCUGAUUUUUGACAUUUGAUGUUGCAAAAAAAUUGACAGUCUAAUCAGCUCCUGUUCGAGCCCCUUAAAACCCAGGGGUCUGAAACUACCAGGAUAGACUCGUCUGAGACCUGGGAAUACGUGUGUGAAAUUUGGUGAAUGUGGUACAUUCACAAGUCCUUAACGAGAACCCAACCCAUGUUAACUUGACAAACUGUCUCAGGGUCAAUGCAUGACACAGCAUCAUUUUUUCUAGUUUCAGAGGAGGGCCUUUAAUGGACCCCCUGUACCGAGGAGGCUGAAACUUUAGUAUGUUGUUCUGCUCAUCUUAGGGAUCAUUUUUGUUUUGGUUUAAUCUUCCUGACAGCCCCCUGUCCCAUCCACGGAGCCUGAACAUUUUCAAUUCAGUGCUCAUAAAUGCUAUGGGCAAAGCCUCAUAACUCUGUCAUAAUAGCUUCAAAUGAGAUGAAACUUCUGUCAUACAUGCAGGACCCUGUUAGGAACAUGCAUGUGUAAUUUCAUGUCUGUAUCUGCUUCAGGAGCUAAAUGAGAAGACAAAAGCAAACAUGUGUGUGGACUUAGCUUUUAGCAUAAAUUAGGUCUCAAAUAGUUUUAAAAAAGCCUUUCUAAGGUGUUUUAGACCCCAGGCCUGCUCUCAAAGCAAUUAGCAUGGAGUGAGGAGUGACUCCUGAUGAUUUUGAUGCCUUUAACUCUUCAUUUGGGGUUCUACGAGUCUCAUUUGAUUGUGUGAGGCCUACUUGUAGUGAUGAAGCCUGCCUGUUUUGACCCUGUUGCUUUUUUGAUGUCAUUUGGCUUCUGUUGUGUCUACAGACAUGAAAACUAAUCUGUGACACCUUUGGAAAUUAUAGAAUCAUAUUCUGGUGAAUCCAAGUCUGUGGCCCCUCCCAAACAGGAAGUAGCCAACAAAAGAGCGUAGAGCCAUGAUAUUGCAUAUAAUUGUUUCAUCCUAAAGUCUGAAUACCCACAGAAAAUUUCAGCCCAUUUGAAGUUAUUUUGACCUGAUUUUUGACAUUUGAUGUUGCAAAAAAAUUGACAGUCUAAUCAGCUCCUGUUCGGGCCCCUUAAAACCCAGGGGUCUGAAACUACCAGGAUAGACUCGUCUGAGACCUGGGAAUACGUGUGUGAAAUUUGGUGAAUGUGGUACAUUCACAAGUCCUUAACGAGAACCCAACCCAUGUUAACUUGACAAACUGUCUCAGGGUCAAUGCAUGACACAGCAUCAUUUUUUCUAGUUUCAGAGGAGGGCCUUUAAUGGACCCCCUGUACCGAGGAGGCUGAAACUUUAGUAUGUUGUUCUGCUCAUCUUAGGGAUCAUUUUUGUUUUGGUUUAAUCUUCCUGACAGCCUCCUGUCCCAUCCAUGGAGCCUGAACAUUUUCAAUUCAAUGCUAAUAAAUGCUAUAGGCAAAGCCUCAUAACUCUGUCAUAAUAGCUUCAAAUGAGAUGAAACUUCUGUCAUACAUGCAGGACCCUGUUAGGAAUAUGCAUGUGCAAUUUCAUGUCUGUAUCUGCUCCACAAGCUAAAUGAGAGAAAAAAAGCAAACAGGUGUGUGGACAUAGCUUUUAGCAUAAAUUAGGUCUCAAAUAGUUUCAAAAAAGCCUUUUUAAGUUAUUUUAGACAUCAUGUCUGCUCACAAAGCACUCAGCAUGGAGUGAGGAGAGAUUCCUGAUGACUAUUACAACUUAAAGUCCUUUAUUGGGGUUCUAGAGGCCUCAUAUGACUGUGUGAGGCCUACUUGUAGUAAUGAAGCCUGCCUGUUUUGACCCUGUUGCUAUUGUAAUCAUUUACUCCUGUUUGCUCCUAUGACCUCUUGAAUAUUUAUGGGCAAGUCAUGAUCUGUUCUAUUUUUAAAAGAUUUCCUAAUUCACUCAUAUGUUCAAAAUUGUGCAGUAUCAUGCUGACCUCUGAAAAGGUUUUUUUUUCAUGUUAUUGAAAUUACACAGCGUUUAGUUUCACUCACUCUCAUUUAAUAUAUAUGAUUAUCUUAAUCAAUAAUAAAAAUUAUUAACCCUAAUCAAUUUUAAAUCAAACAUUUGCUCUUUACAUACUUUUGUAUAAAUUCUUCAAGUAAUUUUUGUCUAUAAUUGCAGUAAAGUAGUAUUCUUUGUGAUUGUUAGUAAUACUAGUUGAUGGUAACAUUCAUACACAUUCAUUUCCCUCUGUAGAUAAACUGUAGAUCAUAAAUAAGCUAAAACUUCCAGCUCUGCUCAUACAAACUCAAAGUCCUCACUACGACUUUUUUCUACAUGGCUUCAUGCUCACUCUUCAUGUCUGUUUGAUACCAGCUCCAGAUUUCUGCUCCCCUCCCCCACAACAGCGUAAUAACUCAAAGUCCUCACUACGACUUUUUUCCUACAUGGGUUCAUGCUCACGCUUCAUGUCUGUUUGGAUACCAGCUGCAGAUUUCUUCUCCCCCUCCCCCACCACAGUUACAGCGCGGCAACCAAUUAUCCAAUCAGAGCGCUUGGUGAGGGGUGGGGUGAGGGGGUGUGUGGCCAAAACCUGAAACUUUUUGCAGCAGUGACUUGAAGAGGAUGAAGCUGAAAUUUUGGAUUGAUCACCUAAAACGUAAAAAGAGAUAUCUGGAAAGUCAGGUAAGAAACAAUUGUUUUUUUUUUAAGUAAAAUAAAGAUUAAGUAAAUUAUUUUGUAGUAAAAAACAUUAUACGUAGACAGUUAUAGUAAUAUGAUCGAGUUGUGUGGUUCUGAGGCUGAUGCACUGCUGUUUUACUCUAAUUUUUCUUGUUUUAAAUAAUAAGUCAGAUAUUUUGAGCUCUGCAGAUCUUACUUUGAGCUCGUUAUUAUAGUGUAGUUAGACGGUUUGUGCUCGGUAUGAUUAAGAGAGAAGUUGUUUUUUUAAAAUCUCUGUUUCUGUGUGAUCAACAUUUUGAUGGGCUGAUGACAGACAGAUAGACAGUCAGUCAGUAGGUCAGACAGGUAGACAGUGUUUCCAAAGUGUUCAUCUGAGCCUCAGAUAAGUGUAAAGAUGUGGCAUUAAAUCAGAUAUAAAUCAUAUUAUAAAAUUACAUCAUAUGAACAGUUAGAAAUAAAUUGUCAGUAAUAUUUCAGCAACUAAGAGACAAGAUGAGCCCUGGGCUUAUCUCCCUGUUUUUAGAGGAAUCCUCUAGAAUUAUCCGGUUUAUUAUCAAUAAAUGAUCUAGAAUUGUCUGGUUUAUAAAGAAUAAAUCGUUAGCAGUUUAUUAUUGAUAAAUGAUCUGUUUUCUAUUUACUGAAUCAUCCACAAUUAUCUGGUUGAUAUCUAAUAAAUCAUUUAAAAUAUCUGGGAAUUAUCUAGAAUAGUCUGGUUUGUUUUAAAUAAAUUAUCUAGAAUUAUCUUUUUUUAUUGUUAAAUCAUUAGGAAAUUUUCUGGUUUACAUCAGGAAUGCUACAGUUUAUUAUUGAUGGAUUAACAUGUUUCUAAUAAAUCAUCUUGAGGUUGCGGUUUGCUUUAUGUACAGCUUAAAGAUUUGUUAAGCACUUCAGAGGGGGACUUUGUAAUGUAACGGGUGUUUAAGUGCGUUGAUAGCUACAGAAAUGUGCACUGGUGGAAGCUUUGGGUAAUCAAACACACUCACAGGAUAGAAAUUUGACUGAUGAGAAAUUUAAGAUUUUUUUUUUUUUUGACAUUAGUGUUAAAACUUUGUUUAUUUUCUAGAGGGUGAAUAAAAAAUAUUCUCAUUAAAACUGGUAGAGAGCUGAUGUUUCUUGUAUCUUGAAUUUUUAGAUACUUGUGUCCCUUAAUAAGCAUUGCUCCAUUGAUGUGCUUUGACCUUCUUUUAAUGGCUAGAAUACUAGGCUAAUAGAAAAAAAGAUAUUUGAUGCCUUUUUAAUUUAUUUUGUAUUUUUGCCAGCUCUAAACUGCACACUAAAAUUUCCUCUGAGAUUAAUAAACUGUUAUGGUUCUGAUAUACUGCCUACCUGUGAGGCUAUUCAGCUAGUUAUCAAUUUUUUUUUUUAUAACUCCAUUUUCUUUGAUGUUUAAGUUUUCAUACUUAACUAUUAUCAGCACAAUAAUCUAUUUUGGUUGUGAACCCCCCAUUACAGCCAAAGCUGUCUCAGCAGAUGGAUCUGCACCUUCCCAGUGGUUCCAACACAGACCAGUCCUCAUCCCAUAUGUCCUCUCAGCCCACAUCAUCAUCAGCAUCCACUCAGAGUGGAUCUCAUGAGGACCACCAGCACCCACCCACACCGUCACCCAGGCUGUGCUCAGGAAAAUCAAAGUUAGUGAAACAGGUGUCCAGCAACAACGAAUCUGACGAGGACCGCAUUCUCUCAAUAAUAACAUCAUCCAGUGAUGAUGAGAUGCUCCCAGAAGAACCACCGAAUCACAAGCCAUCACAGAGGGUACUAGUCCAAAACAGGAGGCACUCAGCUGCCAAAGGGUCAUGUGAUAAAACACAAAGAAAGGCGUCAACUCAGAGAUACAAUGACGCUGGUGAUUGGGCUGAUGAUGAGUCUGAUGAAGAUGAAGAUGGGGGUAAGUCCAGACUAUUGAAACACCAGUAGACUUUAUUUCUGGGUCAUUUUAACAGAUGGUUAACAAAAUGAUAAUGAAAAAUAACUAUUUGGGGUUUUUCUUAAUAACAUAAAUCGCAAUCUUCAUAUUUUGCAUGAAUUACAUACUUUCUUGAAAAAUAUACAGUACAGGCCAAAAGUUUGGACACACCCUCUCAUUCAGUGUCUUUCGUUUAUUUUUGUAUGACUAUUUACAUUGUAGAUUAUCACUGAAGGCAUCAAAACUAUGAAUAAACACAUGUAGAAUUUUGUACUUAUAAAAAAGUGUGAAAUAACUGAAAACAUGUUUUAUAUUCUAGUUUCUUUAAAAUAGCCACCCUUUGCUCUUUAUGACAGAAGUAUUUAGUGACCGACUCUAUCAGUCACAAAGUAACCCUGACAAAGCACACCUGUGAAGUUAAAACCAUUUCAUGACUACCUCAUGAAGCUCAUUGAGAGAACAGCAAAAGUUUGCAGCGCUAUCAAAAAAGCAAAGGGUGGCUACUUUGAGGAAUCUAAAAUAUAAAACAUGCUUUCAGUUAUUACACACUUUUUUCUUGAGCACAUGAUUCCUCAUGUGUUCAUUCAUAGUUUUGAUGCUUUCACUGAGAAUCUACAAUUUAAAUAGUAAUGAGAAUAAAGAAAAUGCAUUGAAUGAGAAGGUGUGUCCAAACUUUUGGCCUGUACUGUACAUACUGUUGCAAUAAUAGUUGGGCAUUCCCUAAAAUAAUGAGCAUCUUCCUGAGCUUGAAUAUCCCAAUUAGCACACAAGAUAGUCUGAUGGUCAUGACUAAAUCACAGACGUGAAGACUAGUAGUUUUGAUUGACACCCUCCGUUAUGUUUUCCAUGAUAAGAGCAUCAUGAUUUACUCUCGCGUUUAGAAGUAAUGUUCACAGAUGAACAAAAGCUAACCUUGUAUCAUAAAAACUUCAGACAAAUAUCCACACAGUCAACAAAAUCUGAGAUCAAUUAAGGAAACAGCUUUCAGUUCACCAGGUGAGAAGCUCAGACAAAGUUCUAGUGCAGUGUCUUUUCUCAGCUCAGAGCAUCUCUGAUGCAGCUGAUGCUCAGUGACAUUUACUUAGCGCACUGAUAAUAUUUAAGAUUAAAACUUAUUUCUAAAGACAGCUAUUGUCAGUACCAGUACACUGCAAUAGCCCCAGUCUACAGUCAUAUUUGCUGUCUCUCUCAGGUGAACAGAAGAAGUCGAGGAGUGUAGCAAGACCAACUUUAAAGAAGAGACAGAAGUGUGCUGCAAAAAGACGAGCAGAUGAUGGGAGUAAGUCCAGACUUAGAAACACAAGUAAGCCUUUUUCUAGAGACAGUGCUCUUAACUGCAGGUGACUUUUUUCUUUUCUCAGGUGAAGAGGGACAUCAGAGGACUGGAACAGGACCUUCGAACAAGAAACCAAAGUCUGCAGCUAAGCCAAAGGAUGAGGGUGAGUGUGAGGAUGAAUGUGGUAGGUUCAAGCUGAUAAUAUUUAAGAUUAAAACUUAUUUUUAAAGACAGCUAUUGUCAGUACCAGUACACUGCAAUAGCCCCAGUCUACAGUCAUACUUGCUGUCUCUCUCAGGUGAACAGAAGAAGUCGAGGAGUGUAGCAAGACCAACUUUAAAGAAGAGACAGAAGUGUGCUGCAAAAAGACGAGCAGAUGAUGGGAGUAAGUCCAGACUUAAAAACACAAGUAAGCCUUUUUUUUAGAGACAGUGCUCUUCACUGCAGGUGUCUUCUUUCUUUUCUCAGGUGAAGAGGGACAUCAGAGGACUGGAACAGGACCAUCGAACAAGAAACCAAAGUCUGCAGCUAAGCCAUGGGAUGAGGGUGAGUGUGAGGAUGAAUGUGGUAGGUUCAAGCUUUUCUUUGGUGAACGUAGGUUAUAAAGUAAAAACCAAAGUUGACUUGGGUCAGUUCUCCUCUUAUUGUCUAUGUUUUAUUGAGCGGGUCUAAAAGAGAACAUUGGAUGAUUUUGGUUUUUGAAAAUCUGGGAUAUUGCUCAGUGCUGCCAGUCCUUCCUGUAUUUCUGCAGCUAUGAAGCCAAGUUGUAAAUGUCACCAAAGUUAGUAGCAAGAAGAGCAAAAAGUAUUUUCCAACAAGAUGUGUGACUGAUUACAUUAAAGCACAGUGGAUGAUCUCAUACGUUAAAUACGUUAAAUAAAAUCUGUUAAAUAAUAGCGCUAUGAUCUGAAAAACAAACACACUGCUGCUUAUCAAACUGUAAAAAAAAGUUUAGUUUCAAAAUUUGUAAACAGAAAACCUUAAAUUCAUACUCCAAUUCCAACAUCGGUUCAUUUAAUAUUUACUUAUUUUCUUUUACAUAAUUAUUUUACAUUCUAUUUAUUUACAUGAUUGUUAACAGGAGCUGGGAGCUGAGCAUGCUGAAGAGACCACUAUGGGUGCGAGACUGAUUUUAACUGCUGCUCCUUUUAGACAUCAUUCAAACCUGUUCAGGUUUUUCCCUCGGUCUAAGGCCCGAACUACACGUAUAUAGAUAUUUAUUUAUCAGGAUAUUUUUGUACUCCCGUCUAAAUAAAUGUAUCUGUCCACACGUGUUAGUUCUCAAAAAUAUCUGCGUCCACACGUAGCCUUCAAACUCAACCCUAUCUGGUGCCGCUUAAAAAAAAUUCAGGAACAAAGCUACCUGAUUGGCUGAUGAAUCGUAACAGCGUGAUGUGUCAUGCAUUGUUUGCGGAAGCUACGCUCGUGCGUCGAAUCCAUGUGACGGACCAUGUGACCAAUAAAAGUAUUGGCUGCAGCAGACGCCGCUGUGAGCUGGCUGACUGGUGGAUGUAAUUGUAUAAAACAAGGUUCACUUGCAAGGCUGAAAUUAACCCCAAAAGUGCAAAACAAACGUAAAGAAUACCCUGUAUGUCCGCCAUCGUUGUUGUUGUUGUUUUUGUUUUUCUUUUUAAUUUGCAUGCGCGAGUUGCGGUUUGACGUCAUCGAUCCAUGAAAGUCAAACCACACGAAUCCACUACGGAUACGGGAUACGGAUAUUUUUUUAUUUCUCCACUUGUUUUUGCAGAUUCAGAUUUAUCCGGUUUGAGUGCUCCAAACUCCCGUUUUGGUGUGGUAGGGAGGCCUAAUCGGACAUAAAUAUGUGCGGUUUGAAAUAUAUCCGCAUUCGUGUAGUUCGGGCCUAAGUGGCAGCCUUCUGUCCAGCUUUAAUCUGUCUUUGUGCAGCCAAAAAUUGCAGCCGCACAUCUGCAGUAAAAUUUGAGAUGUCUUUUAUGCAGCUGCUGGUUCUGCCAUGUUUGUUUGGGACAUAGAAAGCAAAUCUUGUUUUGUAGUGUUUUAACUUACGCGAGGAGGGAAAAGUAACAUUAAAAGAUCACUCUCUGGAUUAAAUGAGUUGAUGUCUUUGAAUUUGAAUAAGAACCAAUUUAAAUAAAUGAUUUAAACCCAGUCCUAAUUAAUAUUAACAUGAAAAUCUGUAUUCAUAUCAUCUCCUUUGUUUUCUGUCUUACAGGUGCUUUAAAACAACGAACUAUAAGACCAUGGUCAAGGGAGGAGAAGGCUGCAGUCUACAGACACAUGGCUAAAUAUGUGGCUUCGAAAAGGGUCCCUAAUAAAAGCGAAUGCCAGCGUUGCAUAGGAAGGGAGGAGCCAACCCUCAGCAAUCGCACAUGGAAAGACAUCAAGUGCUUUGUUUAUAAUGAAAUUAUGAGAGUUAAGAGAAAUCUGUUGAAGGCCCAGGUAGGUCACACAGGUGUCAGUGAGUUUUAGUCCUUUUCUCAGGACUGUUAAUUGUUCUUUCAGCAUGUUAAAAAUAGUCUGAAUGGUAUUAGUGCAGUUUGCAAUUUUUCUGCUGCUCAGGGGCCUCUGGGUUUUUGGAGGAGGUAUCAACGCAGACAAAAUGGUGCAGUUUGAGCCAGAUAAUUCUUAAUCCACCUGUUACAAUUGUGACAAAGUUCUUGAUAGCACUUUAAAAACAAACAAAUAAAUACUCAGUUAUUCUACGCUUCCUGUUGUCUAUUCAGUUUGUGAGUUCCUCUGCUAAUUCAGUGUCAAAGAUGUAAAUCGGUUAGAGGUGAAUCCACACUGGCUUUCACUCAACAGUUUACACAAGCUCGAUUAUUUCAUAGACAACUUUAUCCAACAUUUUCUUAUAGUAGUGGUAGUAAAAAAAGGGUCUACAAAUUGUAAAGUUGUGAUUAUUACUUUUUUUUAAUAUACAGAAAUAAAAACACAUAAAACUCAUUCUUCCAAGGUGAAAUAACUUAACUGUAUUUAUUAAUUCUUCUGAUGUAAACACACACCAAGUUUGGUCCUCUCUCUGUGAGCUAAAAACUUUUUUUGUAAAACUUGCAAAUCUAUGUAAACUAAGUGAGUGUAUAGGUAAAGGGUGCCCCCAAGUGUCCUAAAUGAUAUUUUGUUUGUUUCUAAGUCCAACAGAACUGGUAGUCCUCGCUUUGUAGGUCUUUUAUUAUAGACCUCACAAAGCAGCAAGUACAAGAUUGUGUGUGCGUGUGUGUGUGUGUGUGUGUGUGUGUGUGUGUGUGUGUGUGUGUGUGUGUGUGUCAGUCAGAGUUCAGCUUUUGGUCUUAAUACAAACAAACCCAGAAGCUUCUCUUAAGCGAGUGUGUAUGUGCGGGUAGGUAGCUACCUGGGCAAUCUGUGUGUAUAAGUGCAUACUCGCAUGUUCAACAUGCUUGCUAGGUUUCUUAGUUUCUUUGAGUUUCGUUCACUGAACUGUUCCUUUUUUGAUAAAAUACUGUUGAGUUAAAAAGCAUAAUAAAUCAUCUGAUGAUGAACUUUAGAGCAGUGAGUGGAUUAGUCAGGUGUAACGAGACUCUAGACUGAGUUUUUGUGGUUUGCUGCAUAUUUAGGAAACCUUGGUGUUGUUGAUACGUGACAUUACUCAAGUAUACUCCCCAGGAUAAAAGGUCAGAAAUGUGUGGUCUGCUAGCUGUUUAUUAUUUUCUCUCUUGUGUUUUCAGAAGUGUUUAGACUAAAAAUAGAAGUGUGAUCUGAUUUUGCAGUCACAUUGGAGGUUGUCUCCUCAGAUAUUUUUAAAGCUGUAUUCUUUUAAACUCUCUGUCUUGUCAUCUUUAUUACUCAUUUCUUCUCUGAUUGACUCUUAUUUUCCAGAAAAUGCUGAGCCUGCAGAGUUGAAGCAGUUCUUUGACCUGAACUAUUCCCAUAUCUAUUAUGUCUUCUUUGAAAACUUUGUUACCAUUGAGGUCAGCCUUAAACAAAAAGGUGAGUAAUGCAGUCAACAUUAAAACAAAUAUAAGGAUCUUUUUUACUAUGGAGAUGUACAAUUACUGUUUUUUUUUAGCUGAUAGCUGAUGUGCUGACAUUUUUUGACUCAUUUUUGCCGACACCUAUACACAUACGCACUCAUUUUUUUCUUCUCUGUAAAUAACACAGAGACUCUCUUGUCCUCUAAGUUACCUGCUGCUCUUAUUCAGACAGUCUUUGGAAGUACUUGAAAUGAUUUGAUUGUACCAUAAAUGUACUUUGUUUUUGUUUUUUGUUUUUUUUUCAAAUAAAGACUUUUAGAAAUAUGGACACUGCUAUAUUUUGCUUUAGAAAAUCAAAAAUCAAAUUUAAACACAAAAAGUGGGUACUGGAUUCAAGAUGAUCAAGCACAAUGAAAAAGGAAAGAUCCACCCAUUCAUUCAGCUUUGUUGAAUGCUUGAAAUGCAGAGUACCAGCAGCUUUUUGCUGAUGCAGAUGAUUUUGAUUCUCCCCUUUCAGAGCACUUCAGGAUGAUACUUGUUGAGCUGCACAAUUUAGUUGACAUUGAUGAGGGAGUGUUGUUUUGCGUCUCCUCCUCAUUGUGAAUAACUUUUUUGCUAAGCUGCUGUGAUUUAAGCAUAAUUAAUGUGUCACCAUGGUGACCUACCUUAUGGAGGAUCUACUAAUAUUGAUAAAUUGAAUUUUUAAGCUUUUAUCUGCCGAUACUGAUAUCAUGCAACAAUAUUGUUAAUCCUGAUUUUCUCUGUGUUUUUGUGACUUUUUUUUCUUUUGUGUUUUCAGGUCACAAGUCUCAGAGGGAGGAGCUGGACUCAAUCCUCUUUAUCUUUGAGGUAAUAAAAUAUUAUGAAAAACUUUAAACUGAAAUAAAGACGUAAAAACUGAGCAAAGGCUGAGUGCACCAGGACAAAGGAGUGUAGCUCUGACACCACGUGCAGCUGCAGUGUUCGUUGUUUACAGCUUUCCAACUAUCUGUAGGUGGUCUUGGCCAGCACUGGCUGGCAUUGACCUCAGACUUAAACCACUGGCAUCUAGCAACACUCAGGACUGAGUGGUUGUGUUUGGAGUAGCCAGGAUAAGAUAGCAGAGACAGCAUGUGUGCUGCUGACCUUCAUAAGACCGCACACGCUCUUUGAAUUCAGAACAAGUCAAAGUAAAGUAAACAUCUAAAAUCUGCUGAGUACACUGGUUUCCUUUACAGGUUCUCUGAGUUCAAAUUUUGGGGGUCAAUCAGGGCAACAAAAUUAGUUCAUAGACAGUUGAUCAAGGUUAUGUCUUAUUAUGUAUCAUUGUUUUUUCCUCCAGAAAAUUCUCCAGUUGCUGCCAGAGAGAAUCCAGAGCAGAUGGCAGUUCCACAGCAUCGGUAACUUCCACAAAACCACACUCAGCCUCUGUUGGCAUUCCUAAAACACAUGUUACCAUUCAGCACACAGCAUAUCAGAUCAUCCCAGCCUCUGUCUCAUCAAAUCAAGUUUAACCAGUUCUGGGCAGUGCUGCCAUUCUAGAAAGAGAUUAUUUAAUGUCAUGUUAGAGACUGACUUUUAUCCAACAAUGAGAAGAUGCAUUGUACUAAAUGAUGCAUGGCAGAGCGCUGGUGCUCUCUGAUCCUACAUGUAUUUUUGGUGUCAAACUAUUCAGUGUCUCUGACAUCUCAAAAAACAAGUAAUGCAGGUUCUUUAUUUAAUAGCUAAUGACAGUGUACUUGUGAUUAGCAACUGUUUUUAUUUCUGGCAGUCCAAAGUUUACUGUUCCUAGAGCUGUUUAGUCUUCAGAGCUUCUUUGUUGUCAUUUCAGUGUUAUUUUUAUAGCAAGAGUUAAUGUCAUCAAAUCAAAUCUAGAGGGAAAAACACCAAAAUUGAAAUAAACCUGCUCCUUUUUUAAGUCCAAAAACCUCCAAUAAAUCAAUUUAAGUGAUUGACUUUGAGUUAGUGACAGCUUGUGCUUCAGUUUGACAUGACAUCACUGAUGUAAUUCUCUUGCCUAGGACUGAUCCUGAAGAAACUGUUACACACCGGCAACUCCCUGAAGGUACUGCUCUGACUGGUGUAUGGGCUCUGUGACAACCUGUCUGUCAUAGCCUCCAAGAUCCUGAUGUGGUCUUCCUCAGAAGGGAACAGUCACAUCCUCCUCUCCUGUCUUCUUUUUGUGACAUAUUAGUAGCAUGCAAAUUCUUUGAAGCAUAUUCUUUUCAGUAAAGGAAUGAUAGGAAAUGAUGUAUGACUAAGUUACCUACAUUAACUUUCCUGAAACUGCAUGGUUGUGUCACAGUGUUAUACUUUAAGUGAAAUGUGAAGUUGGUUGCAAUCAAGUAUUUAUACUUGUGGUGAAAACAAACAGUCCUUUAAUUCAUGUCAGAAUAUAUGAGAAACAGAGCUUUUAAUAAUAAUAAUAAUAAUAAUAAUAAUAAUAAUAAUAAUAAUAAUAAUGAUAAUAAUAAUAAUAAUAAUAAUAAUAAUAAGCUCAAUGAAUUUAAGGUAAAAAUUGUAACUAUUUGUCUACUUCUUCUCCACUUCAGAUCCGUCGUGAGGGUGUGCGCUUGUUCUUGUUAUGGAUGCAGGCACUACAGAGUCAUGCAGAGAGGGAGCAGCUCUGCAUGUUUGCUUGUCUGAUUCCUGGCUUUCCAGCUCCACUCUGCCAUGGGACUCCACGAACGCUGGACACCCUGAUCAACCCGCCAUUAAGUUUAACAGAGAGUGAGUAUAAGUAUAAAGAACAUUCAAACCACCUCCAACACACACUCACUGCACUGGCACUGAGGGGCUCCUCAAGGGACAGGAUGCUUCACCCGGAGUGUGUGCCGGAGAGGUAUCGCAGGUCAUUCCUUCCUCCAGCUGUCAGACUCCACAACAGAAAUCUCAGUGUGCAAUAAACCAUAUUAUAUGUAUAUUCUGUACACAUGUAAACAAGACUCAUGUACGUAACUUUUUAUUUGAACUCUAAGUUUCUUUAUCCUCUCAUUUCUCUUUUUGUAUCUGUAUUUAUGCUGCUGUAACUUUGCAUUUCCCCCGUGGGACUAUUAAAGGAAUAUCUUAUCAUAUAAGACCAAAAGACCAAACUGUGUCUACAUUACAACAUAUUUUGGUAUUCAUUUCAAUGUACUCCCCUAAUUUCACGUCCUACAGGUCAAGUGACCCCAGAAGAGAUCACACCAUUGGUUCCUCCUCAGUCAGGUGACAAGAACCAGGAAGAUCUCACUGCAUACUUUUUAGAGGCGCUGCUUAAAUACAUGGUAAACCAGGUAUUAUCAUCGUUUCUUACUAACACUGCUAACACGACAUAAUUACACUUCUGUAAUGUUGUGAUCCCUCACUGUCGUCAAUUAUGAUGAAAAAUAAGGAUAGAACAUACUGUAUGUAUAAGUUUUAUUUAAUCACCCACAUAAUCACUAACUCCUUUAAACUCCCUUAAAUCCACAUUUUAAAUUGAACAGACUUUGUUCCUGGGAUUCCUCUUCUCUCUCAUACACACACGUACUUCACACACUGACAGCAUUCUCCCCCAAAACAAUGGUGCUCUUCUCCACUUGACCCUAUUUUACUGUGUGUAUUGUUCCUGUUGUAACAUGAGCUUGUUUGUCUUUUUGUGUGUGUUUGUGUUUGUGUAUCCACUAGGCCAAGUCUCUCGAGUGGCGUUGUAAAGAGAACCAUGAGCGUGGCUUCAACUUCCUCUUUGGUCAUUUUAGGAAGUUUUACCUUCCUCACAUCUUUCCUAACUUUGCCAUGGAAACCAGCCUGUACAGCCCCAUACUGGGUCAGUUAUGAGUGGACUUGAUACUCUAUAGUCAAUUUAAACCUACACAACAGUCAUGUGUUAUCGUUACCAGCAUCACUUGAUUAAAGACUGUCCUCUCACCAUGCAGACGUGCCUCCAAUGCGUCCUAAGCCAUACUACGGUGUGGUACGAAGAGAACAAGAUGGAGGUGAACCACUGUAUUGCACCAAGGAGAGUUUUCUUCAGGCCCGGGUCAUCUUCAUCCGCUGGCUGGUUUCCUUCUGGCUGGAGCCACGACCCAACACACAAACACAUAUCCCAGGAACAGAGGGCGAGAACGUCCCAAAGAAUAUACAGGUAACAGAUGGAGGAGAAAUGUGGCCUCAGUAUUCCUCCUUAUCAAUAAUGAUGUUAAGUAUUUACCAAAGUCCCACUCUAUUUUUUUUUCUUACUACUUUUAGUGUUCUCAGUGGUCUUUAAAUUGUGAUUAUGAAGUUUUUAGCCAAAAUCAUGUUACCUGUCAUUUUCAAGGGCUUUUCUUCUGCACAGCUCCAGUAGCUCAUUAGCAAUUCACCUCUGAGUCGUGGGCGGAGACAGCGGUGCUCUACAAACUCCUCUUCACGUUAGCUUGUAGCCUAACAUUGCGAGUGUAGUAGAAGUAGCAGGUUACAUAGGAGCUAUUCAGCUCUCAGACGCUAAUGUCUUUGGGGACAUGAUAAAAGUUAAUAUCAUAUUUAGCUUUCUCAUGAGCAUUGCAAUCUGCUAACACACACGCUUGUUCCUCCAUCGUCUUCUCUACUUUUCCUAGUCUGGCCUGCAUAGUGGGGCUCCGGGGGCGGAGCUUGGAUUUGUGACGUAGGAAAUCUCAGUGUGUCUAAACCUGCUGUUUGGGUCUGUCAGAGAUUCACAGCAAUUUGAAUGCAGAAAUAUUCAGAAAUGCACUUUUGCACUUAUUUGUCUAAUUAUAUGUCCUGAAGCAUAAAAAAAACGCCAUAUGAAUACAUAAAAAGAUUUCAUUGGAGUGGGUCUUUAAGUGGUUAAAUAGUGAUCUGUAAAUUGAUUAAUUUACAUUAAAAUUUUCAACCACUUCCAAGUUUGAUGAUUUGGAUACAUUCGAGUGGUUGUAAAUUAGCCAUAGCUUGAAACCUGUACACAUGACAUUAAGUAUACGUCAUAAAGGAGUGUUUCAGGCAUUUCUACCUGUCAAUUAAACACAUAAACAAAGGCAUUGCAAAAAAGCUAAUUAAUUUGGUGCUGUCUAAGCGCUGACAAUUGUAAAUGGCCAUGUGCAGUCACAGAGCUGCUUUGAAGAAAAACUAGAAACAAAAACAGCCUGUAAACCUUUGAAGACAGCAGAAGAAUGACGGCACUGUCCUGUUUACUCUCUGGCUCAGCCUGUUUGAUCAACAUGGAGGGUGUUUCUCUUUUCCAGUACACAUCCAAAAGGUAUAUUAUUGAAUGUGCUUUAUCACAACUGAAGUUAAGAAUUAUGACCCUCACUUUUGUUCGUUUCUGGCUGAUAUUUACUUUGGAGUUUGCCAGCUAAAUGCAAGUGAGAAAAUGAAUUCAACUUUCCUCUCUCUUUCUUUUGUUAUAUUCAUUAAAUGAUCUGUCAAUUUUCAGGUCCAACUGAGAGGCAAAAUUCAUUUUCCCAAAUGCUCAUAGAUGUGCAUCACAUUGCCAAUAAUCAGUUGAAUGAGAAGAUCUCACAGAGUGACUGUUGUGUUAUCUUCUUCUCCAGCGAGCAGCAGCUGGACUUGCGGCACGCUCUGCAGGCAGCUCAGAGGACAGCGGUGGGGGUGGAAUUCGGUCUGAUGGUCACCUAGAGGGAAGUGGAGGCUCAUCUGGAUCAGGCGGAGGCAGCAUGGGGAUGUCUGGGGGUUUAGGGACUGGAAACGAGCCAGAGCAGAGCCAUUCAAACACUUCCACAUUAACAGAGAGGGAGCCCAGCUCGUCCUCGCUCUGCUCCAUGGAUGAAGAGCAGUUGACUGACAUGGAGGUGGUGAGGAGAGUACUUACCUGCUCCAGAACCAACGUCAACUUCAUCACCGAGAUCUUUAGACAAGUAAGGGACAAGUACCUCUGUGGUUUUUACUCUUACAGUAGAUUGUAUGUUCUGUACAGUAAGUCAGACCGCCUUUUUUUGCUCUUGUACAGUAUGUCCAUGCUCAGACACCUCUGAAGGACGUUCUGUAAUGGAAACUUCUCUGUCUGUCUGUCUCGACCCAUGCAGGCAUUCCUACUUCCCAUGUGCGAAGCUGCAGCUAUGCGUAAAGUAGUGCGUGUUUAUCAAGAGUGGAUCUCCAUGGAGGACAAGCCAGUAUUUAUGAAAGAGCCAGAGGAGGGCCCCUACCCUAUAGCCUCAGGCAGCAGUCUGGAUUCAGGCUCUCAGCAUGGAGACAAGGAGGAUGAGGUGAGGGACGACCUGGAUAAGUGAUUGACUCCUUUAAAUGCUUUGAUUGAAGGCAGGAUGCAUCAGCUGUUCUUCACAACAGGAUUUACAAAGUCAGCUUUAUUUGAAUCUGGUUCCUGGGCGGUUACUACUAGGAAACCUGCGAAGGGCUGUAAUGUGUAAAAGCUAAUAAACGAAUCAAACACAUAAGUAUAACACUGUAUACAGUGCUGUGAAAAAGUAUUUGCCCCGUACUGGAUUUCUUCUAUUUUUGCUUUUAGUCACACUUACAUGUUUCAGAUCAUCCAAUAAAAUUCAAUUUAAGAGAAAGACAAUGAGUGGACAUAAAACACAGUUUUUAAAUGAUCAUUUGAAUCAUCUUAAAUGAUCACCCUUUGCUGCAACAACUGCAAUCAAGCGUUUGCGAUAACUAGCAAUGAGUCUUUUACAUCGCUGGAGAGGAAUUUUGGCCCACUCUUCUUUGCAAAACUGUUUUAAUUCAGCCACAUUGGAAGGUUUUCGAGCAUGAACAGCCCACUUGCGCUUGAACUUAGGGAUUCUCCUUCAGGAUUCUUUGAUAGUGAGCAGAAUUCAUGGUUCCAUCGGUUAUUGCAAGUCGUCCAGGCCCCGAAGCAGCAAAGCAGCCCCACACCAUCGCACUACCACCACCAUGUUUGACUGUUGGUGUGAUGUUCUUUUUAUCAAAUGCUUUGUUAGUUUUUCGCCGGAUGUAACGAGACACACACCUUCCAAAAAGUUCCCUUUUUGGCUCAUCAGUCCACAGAAUAUUUUCCCAGAAGUCUUGGGGAUCAUCCAGGUGUUUUUUGGAAAAUGUGAAACGAGCCUUUAUGUUCUUUUUGGACAGCAGUGGUUUUCGCCUUGGAACUCUGCCAUGGAUGCCACUUUUGCCCAGUCUCUUUCUUAUGGUCGAAUCGUGAACACUGACCUUAACUAAGGCAAGUGAGGCCUGCAGUUCUUUAGAUGUUGUUCAAGGAUCUUUUGUGACCUCCUGGAUGAGUCGUUGAUGGGCUCUUGAAGUAAUUUUGGCUGGCCGCCCACUCCUGGGAACGUUCACCACUGUUCCAUGCUUUCUCCAUUUGUGUAUAAUGGCUCUCACAGUGGUUCGUUGGAGUCCCAGAGCCUUAGAAAUAGCUUUGUAACCCUUUCCAGACUGAUGGAUGUCAAUUACUUUCUUUCUCAUCUGAUCACUGAUUUCCUUAGAUCGCGGCAUGAUGUGUUGCUUUUUGAGAUCUUUUAGCCGUCUUCAUGGUGUCAGACACAUUCUAUUUAAGUGAUUUCUUGAUUUUACAAGUCUUGUAGUAAUUUGGUGUGGGUGUGGCUAGUGAAAUUGAACUCAGCUUUCCAAAAAAUGUGGUUAAUCACAGUUCACUCACAAUUUGAUAAGGGGGGGCAAUUACUUUUCACGCAGGGCCAGGUUGAUUUGAAUGGCAUUUUCCCUUAAUAAAUGAAAUAAUCAUUUAAAAACCGCAUUUUGUAUUUACUUGGCUUAUCUUUGUUUGAUAUUAGAAUUUGUUUGAUGAUCUGGAACUUUUAAGUCUGGAAAAUCUGCAAAAAAUUGAGAUAAUCCAUAAGGGGGCAAAUACUUUUUUCACAGCACUGUAAGUGAAGCAAAGAAACAUGUUACUCAGCUUUUUUAGCAACCAUAGCUCCAACUUUGUCAUUGUAAACUUUGAAGUCUCGCUUCUCAGGUUCUGUGUUUUACCUCUGACUGAGGAAAUCGGAUGAUCACACAUUCUAUAUACUAAAGGGACUUUAAAAGUUAAACAGGUGCAUCCAUCUACACAUCGAACUGUAACACAGAAGGUAUCUCUGGUCAAGAUGCAGCCUGUGCUGUCAACCACAGAGUCAGUCACAGGGGACCCAGGAGGCUUUAAGCUUUGCUGUGCAGUAAUACACACCCUUUCGUUUUUAUCACCUUCCUCCUCUUCAUUUUGUGGUUUGUGGUCAUGAGUCUAUGUCUUGUAAAAUAUGUUGCCUGCCCGGUGAACCUGUCUCCUCUGGCCUCCACAGGCUGAAUUUGUAACACUAAAGACAUGAAGAUAAGAUAAGAAGAACUUAAUUUAUCCCAGAAAGGAAAUUCAAAAUGAAUGUACUUUAAUGAGUGUUAUGGUAUUUUUUUAAUCUCCACAGUAUUUGUCAAUAAGCACUAUAGGGCCUGUAAAAUAAAGAAUGAAAACUACUACCAAAACCCUGAAAUCUUUAUAUCUUGUGAAAAAAGGAUCUAUUGGUAUUUCACUAUAUCAGUAUCACUUUUAGUAUGUGUGAAAUCCUCCCAUCACCACUUCACUUUAAUUCUGGAUGCGUGCAUUUUGUCUCUUUCUCAGGGAAUGAACAAAUCGGUGGACAGUGAAUUGUUGGAGUAUAGUGUUCAUGCUGGGGUUCAGACUACACUACAGGUAUGGGCCUCACAGUAUGUCCAUUUCACUUACCAGAAGUCCCACUGUUGCAUUUUUUCGUUAUCCUCCUUUACUUAGUUAAGUUGCCCUUGAGAAAGAUUUUGGAGCUCCUUAAAUCACUUUUUGUUUCUUUUUCAGGUAUUUAUCAUCCACUCUUCCAACGUUUUCCUUUUGGAGCCAGCCAAUGACAUCAAGAUCCUUCUAGAGGAGCAUGUUGAUAUGUGCAAACGAGUCCUGAACAUCUACCGCAGCCUGGUGAUGCAUGAGACUAUGGACCAGAAGACAUGGUAAUGAAAAAACGAGGAUUGGCACAGAACAUGUUUAUUUAUUCAAAAUCUGCUUCACAUUUAAAGUUUUGAUCACAUUCCUCUCCUCUCAAAUGGUUUUGUUUCCAGGGAGCAGAUCUUACUGGUCCUGUUGAGGGUUACAGAGUCAGUGAUGAAGAGACCCCCAUCCAUCAUGCCCCAUGGCAAGAAGAACAACACACUGUCAGGCAGACUGGCUGGACCCAUCUUUCAGGUACAUUAUAGUAACACAAUUAAACGGGCAGGAUGAUCUGUCAUAAAUGCCAGAUGCACAGUUAUGUAACAAAUGAUCCAAUAGAUCCCCACGUGAUAGAGGGACAUAGAAUAGUCCCUGUUAUCAUCAAAAAUACUAAAUGAAUCUUCACUUAAACAUCAUGGCAGUCAUAAUGGAAUCACAACAAUUUACAGAGACAUGGUUUUAGAGGGGGCCAGGCUGUGACCUGAGUAAUUUACCCUCUAGACCUCAGUGAAACCAUUAUAAUGUGGCCUCAGUCAGCAGAGAUACUUAAGAUAAAUGUUAAUUUACUACAAAUUCCUGAGAAUUUGAAAAAGGAAAUCAUCCCAACCUCAGUUUUAAAUGUGUGGUAUAAAACUUUGCAAACAAAAUGUAAAAUUGCAUUUGAAAUCCAGAAAAUAAACACACAUCUAGCGAAUGUAUAUGAGGUACUUAUUAUUGACAACAGUUAUCUACAAACUGCAAUGUUGAAAUUGCGUAGUUGCCUAGUUAGUAAGUCAUCUGGUAUCCUCUGUUUGAGGGUGUUCAGACAUAUGCUGCUUUUAUAUCUUUUGUCCGAAAUACAAUAAUGAUUGUAAACUUUCAUGCUUGCAAGGAAAUGUAAAACACUUAGAUUUAUGUCAUUUUAAGAGUUGGACUCAAUUAAGAGUUAAAUAUAGUCACCUAUAUCCAGUUCAAAUGUGCAGCUUAAACACAGCUGUCUCUACAUCCUCUUCGUCUUGUGCUGCACAGACUCUGAUAGUUGCUUGGAUCAAGGGGAACCUCAACGUCUACAUCAGCAGAGAACUGUGGGACGACCUCCUUUCUGUUCUCUCCUCUCUCACCUGCUGGGAUGAACUAGUCACAGAGUGGUCACUCACCAUGGAGACACUCACCAAGGUACACCGCAUUGUUUUACUCAUGUAAUAUCUCAAGUAUUAGAUUGUAUAUCAGGAUGAACAAUCUUGAGACUCAAAAUAUUAGUAUUACAUUUUCAAAUUCAGUCGCUGACAUCCACUACAAGUGAAAACGAGUUGUUUCUUUCUUAUGUCUGGUAAUUUUGCCUCUCUGUUACUUUACCCUUGCUGUGACUGUUACCCUCAAUACAUGUACAAAUACUUCUGUUAUAUUCAGCUUUUUGCUUCAAGCUGUUUUUUCAGUCUGCAUUGUGAUGUUGUUGUCAUCUUUAGCUGUAUGCUGAGCUAAGUUGGCAAAUGUUCAACCAGUCUUGACAUCUUUGUGUCUCAGGUGUUGGCCAGGAACUUGUACAGUGUGGAUCUGAAUGAGCUCCCUCUGGACAAACUCAGCGAACAGAAGCAGAAGAAACAUAAAGGAAAAGGUUGGCUAGUCUUCAUAACUACUAUAUCAAUUAAUGAUGAAUGUGGAUCAAGCAUUGUCUCCCCAUUUGUGCACUGAUGAGUGUUUGGGCUUUUGUAUCACUGACCAUUCAAGUGUGUAUGCUACUAGGUGGCAACAAGCACAAACAAAGCAGGUACUGUAAUUUGGUAUUCAUGCUUUGUCAAUGAUGCUAGCAAAGGCUGAGGUAACUUGUUUUGUUCACAGAAAGGGUCACAUGAUGAAUCUGGAAAAACAUGAUGAACCCUAAUCAGCAGAUGAUGUAAAUGUUCCCAGAGUUCCAGUUUCCUCCCUUUUACUCUUAAAUUUAAUCCAAGAGAUUUCAGGCUUUUUUUGAGGGAUUUCAGAAGGAUCAAAAUGUCUCAUUUUAGCAGCUCUAAGAUGCUGGAGUACUGUUUGUUGUGACUUUUAUCAGUAUGUAUGGAGGUGGACAUAACCUUUUCCAGAAUGCCAUCUUGAGCCAUCUGAUACAGCCUUUAUAUCCAUAUUCUGAAACUCCUAACUACAUAUUCAACAGUUGAAACAUGUCUAACCUUUUCUGUCAGAUAUUGAGCUUGAAAAGUAAAAAUGCAAUAACAGGCCAGAGGGAUUCUAGAAAGCAUGAACAUAUAUUCAAAUUAUCAGGUAAUUUAUUUCAAAAGCAAAAUAAAAGGUAUCAGUGAAACAAAAGGAAGAAUCAUGAAUAUGUAAGACUACUACAUUUCCCUUGUCCCUUUUCUUUCAAAAAAGAAUUUGCCCAGUCUGGAGCUAACACCAGCUCUUAAGCGAAUUAAAAUAACUGUGCAGUAGAAAUUAUGUCCCACUUAAUUCUGUUUUACCCCAGGUAUAGGUUCAGAGGGCCAGCGGCAGAUUGUGGAUCGGUCCUUCUCCAAAGGCUGGAGCAGAGACCAACCAGGCCAAGCAGCAGCCAUGAGACAGCGCAGCGCCACCACCGCUGGCUCACCAGGCAUCGAGAAAGCCAGGAGUAUUGUCCGCCAGAAGACCGUCGGUCAGUAUCCUCGAGAUGACUCCCUUAACUUACGUGUAAAAAAACAUUGAAGAGUUAUGCAGCAGGAAACAUCUGGUGCCCUGUCUUUCUCAGGUGCACUUCAGAUAGCAUCUUGUUCAGUUUUAUUUGAUGUCAGAUCUGUUAUAUUUAAUCUGAUGCCCCCUCCUCUCCUUUGACAGGAACAUGUUGAGCAAAGUUUAUGCAGGUGUUUCAGAUAUGGCUGCCAGUACGACAUCAUAAAAACUAGUGAAAAGACAGAGCACUCACAGAUUGAAGUUCAUGAGGAAAGGAAGCUGUAACACUCAUACUCACUAACAAUAUAAUUACCAGAUAUAUAACAACAUUUUAUUGUUCUGAUCUGUGACUUGCUUGCCCUUCACAUUACACUUAAUUGUAUCUUCUUGAAUUGCAUCCAUCUGGAUUUUAUCUAAAAGUUAAGGGUUAACUUUUUCACAAAGCAUUUUCGCCCUAAAGGACGCUUUUAAGGUGAAAAACUGUUAGGAGUAUUUAGCAGGACUUUUAAAAGCCUCAAGAAUUUCUCAAACUGAGAGUGAAACAGAGGAAAGGAAGUAAUACACUCCAAACAUUAAAUGCUGAUAGGAUUGGGCAGUGAUCAUGAAAGUGCUUACAAGCCGGCGCAACAUGAACAAGUGUGAACAAAAUGUAGUAGUUUAGCUUGUGAUUCUGCUGUCAUGACGGUUGAGCCUAGUGGAGGAAGGCUUGUUAUUAAAGAUGGGAAAGCAUCAGGAGGUGCAGAAUAACGCUCACAGCUACAAGCUGUGAAAUUAUCCUGAGAUGUAAUGCUAAAGUCCAGGCAUUUAAGGAGAGAUAGAAAAACAAACUUCUCUGUGCUUUAUCUUUUACAGAGGGGUGCAGAGUGAGAGCAGAUCAUAUUCAGUAAUUAAAAAGUGUAAAUGAUCAGCCUGAGUUUAAAGUCAAACUAUAUGUGUGUAACUCUGCUUUCAGCAUGUGAAGAGGUUACAGCACAGUCAGCAUGUGCAAAUUUACCAACUCAACUCUUUCGUCCAGCUGUUCCCAUUGUAAUUAAAAGAGCUUUUUUUCAGUUUUUGUGGAUCGACCACCGUGCUUCAAGCUCUUGAAAGAAAUUUGUCAUUCCUAGCAACAGGGUCAAUUACGCCUCCUCACUAUAAGAAAAGUUUCUGCCCCAGAGUUGUUAUGGGAUAGAUCCCAAAUCUGAGGCUAAAAGUCGUUGAUAAAAGUUUAUAAGUUAGGUUAAGAGCUCUCUGAGGGAAUUCUCAGAAUGUUUGCAAAUACUGGCUCUUGAUUUUAGGGACAAAAAAAUAAGAAGUGUUAAUGUCCUUCAAAAAGAGAUUUCAAAGAGAAGCAGCUUUGAUGGACAUGUAGUGUGUUUUAUAUAGAUCAGAACCACUUCAAGUUGUUCUGAGAGUAAGCUCUUCCUGUGAAAAAAAAAAAAUACACUUGGUCCAUCCCAUGAAUAGAUGUGGAGAUGUUUUCUUUAGUAACCCAUCUGCUCACAAGGUAAACUACGACCUAACUUACAAAAACAUAGAAUAGAUUUUCUGGACAUCAGUUGAUUUGACCAUUUUACAAAUACCUUACCUUUAAAAAUGCAUUUUUUCCAAAGUUUCAACACAACAAAAGUGAUGUGAAGAGGAGACGCCCAAGCUCAUAAACAUAUCUUAGUCAAACCUGUUUACAGUACCCUUUUAAGUGACUACAGGUUUUAAAUAGUAUCUGACUUACAGGUGAUGAUGUAGAUCACCCGUGUGUGGUCUUUGGGGAUUUCAGUCGCACAAAGUGGAAAACUGCCACCAGCCUCUCACUGUCUCACUGUCUUCCCUACAGAACUAUCCCUGUCCCACUCCUUUUUCACCUCCCUCCCUUCCUUUGUCCUUCCUCAGACCUUCUUCUUUUCAAACUGUCCUGUUGCUUUUUCACUCAUUUCCUUUAUUCUACCUUACACUAUCUUCUCAUGCUUUUUAUUUAUUUUACGUAUUAGUUCCAUCUUUUUCCUCCAUACUCUUUUUAAAGUAUCCCUUUAUUUUGACCGCCUUUCCUUCAUUUUUACUUUUUCUUCCUCGGCUAUCUUGUCAGGAGUUUGAUUUCUCUUACUCUUUAAUUUCACUAACACAUCCACCUUCCUUUCCUCAGUCCUUCACCUAACUUGUCCUCUUAACUAUAUCCUUUUUUCUCUUUUGAUGUCUUUCUUCCGGUGUCGUCUUUGCUCUCCUUUUCUGUCUCAUACUCUUUCCCCUUAUUCUUUUCUCUCUUCUAUCUGUUCUUCCCACCUCUUCAGCCCUGCGUAGCUGUUCUACGGGGGACUCUCUGCUGUCCUCAGCCUUUAUCCGCAGUGCUAAGAGUGCUCCUGCUCUGGCUCCGCCUCUUCCUGUCCUCCUUCACCACCACCACCACCACCACCCUUUACUACCCCCCCUUGCUGACCAGCUGGCAGGUACACAAUCUUUGCACUACCUGUCUGCCUGUGUCCCUACCUGCCUGCAGACUUCUGUGUACAUCAGUCGGGAACUGUAACUUCAUGCUCAGUAUUUCAUGUUUGUCUGUCAGUUCCUGUUAUCGUUAUGACUGAAGCAACAGUUUGCAUGUGAUCAUCAGAAACUACACUGUCCUUCCCUUUUUUACCUGCAACUCGUAUGAAGUGUAUAUCUGAGAAAAGUCCAUCCAUCAGACAAAUCUCUCUCCUGAAGUCGUGCAGUGAUGUCAUCAACAUUGUUUGACAUUUGCAUGUGAGAAAUGAACGAUCAAAGCAUGUUCAGCAAGCUGUUUAAGGUCUUUCAUUUAAAAGAAGCAGAGAUAUUUGUGAGAAGAGUUUUUGGUGACAAAGUUGGACCACUUUCUGUCUAUUAAUGCUGUUCAAACUGUUCCAAUUUGAAGCACAACUAUGUUUGUUGUGAUUGUAUACACCGCAAAGCUUUCAGCAAAUGAUAUUUUAAUUUAUUUUCUAUCAAUUGUUGAUAAAAAAUAUCUCAAAACUUAUCCAGUAGCUUGAACACUUGGUGUUAGAGUUUUGUGAGAAAAUGAACUUCUGUCUAGGGGUGUCCCGAUGUGAUAUUGAUAUCGGAUUUUGGUCCGAUAUCAGCAAAAAAAUACAUAUAUUUAUCGGAUUAUAUCGGCCUGCAUCUAAAAUCUCUGAUAUUAGCACUCCAAUACAAGCAGUUUAUUCCAGACUCCGCUCCGGCACCUCUAGCUAGCAGUGCCCUGAUCCAGCAAGCUGAGCCCACAAAAUCACAACAACAUGUACUAAGGUAAUAAUAAAGUCGCAAGGAUGUUGGCCUUGUGGCAGUAUUUUUUAAGUCAGAAAAAGACAUUGAAGCUGAAUGGGAAUCGGAUCAAUAUCAGUAUCAGUCAAUAUUGAAGGUUACAGUAUCGGUAUCGUAUUGGAAGUCAAAAAGUUGUAUCGGGACACCCCUACUUCUGUCCUGUAUUUCCUGAAGAAGGUUUAUCACUUUGACAUUUUUCUGAGGAAGAUGGAAACACUCUGUGUCUGUUAUUGUGUCUGUCAUAUAUCUGCAUGAGACUUGACCAACCUGUUUUUCUGUUUGCAAGACUAUUAUAAGAUAUUUUUACGUAAAAGUUUCCGCCUGACUGCAUAUCUGCAUGUCUCUAUUACACCUUUCAGCAGGUGUCACAGUAAUAUUAUUGAUAAAACAAAGCAUUUAUUACUUAUUUGCCCUUAUAUGGUGGUACUUCAAUGACGGCAGAUGUCUUUGGGUUAAGGUCUUUAUCUUGCUGCUGUGGGCAAUGUGGAGAAUUUGAUUUAAGCAGAUCCCUGGUAUAGUAUUUUCCUGUCUGUUGUGUGUCUGUGUUAGCUCUUGGUGUUUUUUAUGAUAAUUUCAAAAAUGAUUACAGCUCUGUCAAUUUACCCAUUAUUCAUUAUUUUACAUUAGAUCAGAUCGAAACCUGUCAAAUGGGCAUAACAAAUGUCAUUUCAGAUGCUAUGAUAUACGACAAAAAAAACAUUUGUUGGCAUGGUCCAUUUAUGAUUUAUGAGGAGUUAUUCCUUCUUACAUUUAACAUCAUGUCACUUAUUAAUGUUUUAUAUUAUGACUUGUAAUCUUUUAACACAUAUGGCACAUCGUGGAACAAAGAGUUCAAUAGAGAUCCAAAACUGUCAUGCAAGUUAAGUCCAAUAUCAGGCAAGAAUGGGACAGUUUCAAAAUUUCAGGAACCGGUAUCAUUUACAAAAAUCAAAAUCUGCUUACUGUCACUUAAAACAUGGUGUUAUUUGUUGGAAUCAGGGUCAACCAUGUAAGUCAAAUUUGUCUUUCAAAAAGUUGUAGAUACAAAACACAGGCGUACAGACUCGGGAACAAAUGACUUUGUAUUAUACUUUCUUAUAUAUUCAGUAAAAAACUUGGAGUCAUUGGACCCACGACUGAAGCUCCACCCUGUUCAGCUGGUAAUAAACGUUAAUGAGAUCAGCAUGAGGCUUUAAACAUUUGUUUAUUUGAGAUAUAAAGUAGAUCAACUUGCCAGACCUGUUAUUGUUGGUUUGUGUAGUCAGUCUAAACUACCAUCCAAAGAGUUCAAGCUCAACAUCUCUAUACUGAGGAUUAAGGACACUACUUAAAGAUGUGAGCCUUAAAGGUUAUCCUCCAAGAAUGUGAAGCUUCACUUACUGGUUUCUUUAUGUUGCAGCCUGUUGUUUUCACCACUUUGGACUCCAUCAUGGCAGGAACCUACUGCAGCCCACAACAAAAGUAGCUCCAGUUCAGGGUUUAUGCAUGUCAUAUGUUUCUUUUGUUUCGUCUACAAGUCUUUUUGUUCAUCACGUUUUCUAUAUCUGUCUGGUCUGUCUGUGUGUGGGUGGGUGUGUAUCUGUUCUCACUUGUUCCCCACACUGACCUUGUUCUCUUCAUCUCCCUCCUGUUACCAGACCUGGAAGACCCGCCAAUCACACUGACUUCUCGCACUUCUCGGAUGCGCCACUCCUCCCAGAGCGACGAGGCUCCUCCAAUCUCAUGUUCUGAGGUCUUCCAAGGAGUGGCUUGUGACUUGGAUCCCCCAGCACCAUCUUCCCUCGCUAGGAGCAGCAGUGCCUCUGACAUCAUGGAGCCUUUCAUCGCUGAGCGGGUCAAAGGUGAAGACCCCCAGAGGGAUCCCAGUUCAAUCCCAAAUCCACCUGAGCACCAAUCCACAACCCCUUUCUUACCUGCAGCCAAAAGCCACGCAGCUCAAGCACUCCCACACACCCCCACCUCACCCUCCCCCACCCCCUUUACCUCCUCCAAUGGUGUUAUCUCCUUGUCUUCAGAGGGACAAGAUGAUGGUAGUGUUUAUGACCAGUUCUGGCAGCAGAUAGGCUCUCGAGGCCAGGGUUCAAGUUCUGAUUGGGUAAGCGACUGGGAUUCUGCCUUCACGUGUUCAUCUGAGAAGGAGAUUGAUACAGAAGAAGCAGAAAUUGGGGCCGGGGUUGAAGAGGAUGAUUUAUUCUCCUCCAUCAGGGACUACCUCACUCAAAAAGGAAGUGAGAAGAAAGAGGAGGUAGAAGAGGGAGACAGUCCGAGUGUAGAUGUAGAAAACAGUGCUGUAAGUUUACCGGUGACAGUGCAAACUGGAAUAGCAAGAACACAAAUGGAAUACGCAGGACAGGUAGGAGAAGCAAGACAAGUGGUGAGAGAGGACAGACAGGUAAGUAAAUCUGUGAGGCACAGCAGCGUGGAUUCAGCUGAGGAAAUUGAGGCAGAACAGCGUAGUAUCUAUGAGUGCCUGGAGUUGCAGUGUCAGUGGCCAAAUGCAAAGGGAAGCAGUAGCUUAGAAAGGCAUGCUGGGGAGAAGAAGGGAGGCGGAAACACGGGAAGGGCAUCAGGGUGGGAGGGGACAAGUGAUGUUUGGAGAGAAAAAGGAGUAGAAAAGCAGACUGAUAAAGAAAGGUUUCAUUUCAUCAAACAAGAACAAAACUCCAUAGAGUCUAGCACUGAAUCAAGUCACACCCCCCAAACUUUAGACUCAAGUAAGGCCAAAGCCUCACGAAGCUCCAAGAGGCAUCAUUUGGGGGGUGUGCAUGUCAGUUUUAGACCCUCAACUGAGUCAGUCCAGUUCCACAAUCCCCUCGAGAGUAAAGAGGCUCACUGGAAAGCCAGACUACGGCGCCUCAGUCAUUUUCACACACACAGCCACUCAGCUGGGGAUAGACCUGGGGCCGGAACAGGGGCAGGGUCAGGGACGAAAGUAGGUACAGGGGCUGCAGGUAAGUUUGCCUCCGUGGCUGGAAUUAGCCACAGAGCAGGGACACAUGAGAAACUAGUUGCUGGGACUGUUAUGGAUAAUAGCGGGGCAGGGAACACAGCGCUCACCGGAGGCUUGGAAAACAGGACUGGGACUGAAGGGGACAAGCAUCACGCAGGGUCCAGUGUGGGAUCCAACACAGGCUCUGAGCCUCACUCAGAGUUGUCGUCAAGCAGCUCAGCAGGUUUCUCUGGCGUAUCAUCAGGGGUGCGUGGCCGUUUGGGACGCUCUGCCUUACGAUCUCGAGCCUCUCGCUCAAGAUCCCAGGAGCCCGGCAGCACUUCCUCAAGGCACCACCAGGGGGCUCUCCUUGGUGGUGUAUAUAAGAGUAUGGUUCAUGCUCUGUCCUCCAAGCCCCGGCCUAGAGGUCAGGGGUCAUCCCAAGGCUCAUCGCCACAGAGGCAGGGCCGGACAGCUAUGGGCGAUGCUUCACUAAGAGACCUCUACUCCCAUGUCCUGGGCUACUUUGGACGAAAGACGACCCCGCCAGGUGAGGAUUGCAACAAAUGAAGUGCUCACAGAGGACACAAAAGUUCAGCAGCAACUUUGGAAAGCCAGAUUCUCACCAACACACAAACACCAGCAACUCUCUUUUCCUUUUUGGCUGUUUUAACUGGUUUGUUAUGAUGGAAUGAUAUUUUUUGGCUGACACUCAUCAUCUUGCUGCUGGACAGAAAAUUCAAACUCCCUUUUGAUGUUUAUCUCUUGAGUGAAGCCCCUCCUCCAGCCUGCCUCCUGUCAAGGAUCCCCCUCCUCCUGCUCCCAUACCUAUCCGCCUGCUCCUUCAACUCGGAUGUCCCCCCUCCCUCUUCCUCCUCUCCUCUUUCUUCUAAGGGCUUUGGGAUUUUAACCUCCUCUCCCCCUUACCCUCCUCUCCAUCUCCACCUCUUCCCUCUCCUUGAUGUUGCAUGCCGCCUCCUCGUACCUCCUUCGCCUCCUCCCUGGACUCCGGCCCCUCUUCAGCCAAUCAGGAAGAAACAGAAAAGUACAAGAAAUGAAGAAAUAAAAGCUGAAUAGAAAACACUUGGAUAAACAUAAAACCUCUCAGGAAGCCCUCCAAAUGUUUCAGAGCAUAAUUGCAUUAGAUUUAGCAUGUUCGCUCCGAAGAUGAGAUCAUAAAGACAAAUUAUUCAUCAGAAGAGAAAUCGCUUCAUUAAUAGGAAGUAGAAACAAUAUUGCUGUGGUUAAUUCUUGGACCACUAGAAGGCAGAGUGAAACUGUAUGUGAUCUUGACCCUCUUUAUUAUAACAAAAUAAGCAUGAUGUCUUAAUACAAAAGAAAAGUAAUGCAUUUCAAAUUGGCAAUCUGUAACUGUUGUUUGCCUUUCACACUGCUACAAGAUCAUUCUUGACAUGAUGGUUGUUAAGUGUGCAUUUAGAUUAACCUUUUCUCUAAAGGCUUCUAGACUGCACAAAUGCUUUUAAUUUAUUUGCCAUUAGACUCACACAAUUGAUCAAAUCACAGUGAUUCAUCACCUGAGCCUCCAUGAUGUGGACAUGCUGCUAUAAACAACCUCUAGGUGUCGUCCUUGUGUUAAUUUCUUAUUCAGGUCUGCUGCUUGCCAGUUAGGUCCAAAAGGGGCCGUCAACAUUGAUAGCAGUUUCACCUUUUACUAAAAGAAUGAAUUUGCAUAUUCCAGUUUGGGCUGCACAAUAUCAGAUAAAAACAAAAAUGGACAUUGCAAUACGUUACUUUUUUCUGCGUUAUUUAUGUGGAUGAAUAAAAUGCAGGAAAUUAAACCGUACCAUUAUAGUGUCUAAAUUUUAAAAGAAUUUAAAAAUCAUCCCUGUUAUAAUUUGUAACCUAAGUCUAGUUUCCCUGGACAAAAACAAAAUAUAUCUCUCUCUUAGUGUCACACUUGGUUGAUCAAAAAUGACUGAUCUGGCCUACAUGAUAUGAUAGAUAUGCAGUGGUGAUCACAAUGUUAAAGACAGGACCAUCAAUUAUAGAGAGAGACUGAUUAAUGGGGUUGAUGAAUCACAUUUUGGAUUGAUCAGCACUGGCUGCUAUCUGCGGCCAUAAGGCUGAUUAAUUAUGCAUGGAAUCACGAGUGUCAUUAUAAUAAAACUGUUUCUUAUCAAACACAGAGAAAAAACAACAGCAUAAUACCAGCAUCAUGUAUUGGCCAUUGGUUGACCUGCUCUCCAGUUAUUGGCCUUAUCUGUCAAAGAAAAAGUGUGCAUGUUAGCUAAAAUAACUCACAGUGUCAGUAGUCUGUCUGCUGUUCUUUAUGUUUUUGUCAUUGCCUGUGUUUGCGACACGUGUCUCCUGAUCCCAAAAUGCAUCCAAAAAAUUAUUUUUUACAUCAUCACCAAUUAAUCUGCGUUUAGCUGACAGCUGACUAAAGCUUCACUUGACUGCAUCUAAACAGUAUAAAAGCAUGGCCGUAAUAUCCAGUGCUUUAUCUAAAAGUUGGUAAGAAAACAGUGAUUGUACUCAUGUAAUGAUUAACUGAUUUAUAGUGAUAUAUGAAAGCUUUAACAUUGUGUUCAUGGCAAACACUCAUGCUGUGAUAUCAAUGUUUUUGCAAUUUAUUAUGCAGCCCUAAAAGCAGACUGAAACUCAGUGUUAUGUGUUGUUACUUUCUGAUCGUCUGUCUGUUGACUUGAACUCUGACUGCUGUUCACACAACACAGAUGUAGACUUCUGUUCAUGUCACAAGCUAAGAGAUCAAACCUCAGAUCCAAGCACUGACACUUUUUUGAUAUUGUUAAUUUUAAAAUAGACUAAAGUAAGGCCAUACAAGGACCUAUAGAGUGAAGACCUGUUUCCAUUAUCAUGUCUUUGCAGCAAGGUGAAUGGGAAAGGUAAUGUGAGGGAUUUUACAGCAGCAGAAGUGCUCAUGCUGACUGCUGUACUGCAUCUCUAAAAGUAACUGCUGACUUCCUACUUAUUAUUCAAAAAAAUGUAAAAUUUAGAUUUUAAUUUUUCAUUUCUCUUUUAACAGACUUUUGAUGGAAAAUGUAAGAGUUUAAGAACAUCUACAUGUUGCUAUUUUUCUGAACAAUUAUAAGUUUAUAUUGUACCAGUAGGCAUCUUAUGAAGAGCUGCCACUACAUAGACUGUGCUAUAGUCGUGCCUCAUUAUUAGGACAAAAAUCACUGCAUUAUGAGGCUGAGCCCAAACAAGACUAGGGAUAUUUGUGCAAGAAUUUGUGCAGUCUAGAUGUCAAGUCCCUGUAUUAAAGUCUCUAUACCUGUUGUCAGUGAUGGCUUAGCAAAUGACCAUUACGGAUGAAUAGUCAAAGCGUGGAAAGAGUUGUAUAAAUUACACACUAAUGGUAUGUAGUCAUUUAAGAUGUUAAUCACAGUUUUCAGUGUUGACUAUGCUUAAUUUCUUUGCCGCUAACUACAGCCCUCCAGUAUGAUCACCACAGAUUCUGAUGUUUUGACAGGAGGUCUGACCUCUGCAGUUUUUUAAAUGCACCUGUAUGUCCCAUAUUUACGUCCAGGAAAAUCCGAUCUAUACACAGUUUGUAUCUUUGUAUGCAGCAGUUUUUAGCUGUCAUCAGCUAGGUGGCAGCAAAGUAAAGACUUUCUUUCUGUGAUCAGGUUAUUGAUCCGUCCAAAGCCCUGGUGCUGAGCUGAACAGAUAACCCGGGUCUGUCAGCUUUAUCAGCCUCAGCUUCAGGAGUUAAACGACAGAGAGACAGAUUUUUUUUUUUUUUUUUUUUUUUUGUAUGUCAUUUUUGGGACAAGAAGACACUCUCUGCUCUCCAAGUUUACAGUCACACACUGACUGCUGUCAUUGCUACCUAACAGCAACUUCACUCAUAGAAAUAUUACUGCACUAAUCUAGGCCUCUGACAUGCUGCCUGUUUGGACUAAACAAGGUGAUACUUGGUCUCGCUCUCUGUGCAUGGUGUGAAUUAACUCUUGCAUUGCUUCUCUGGUGGGUUUGCCUGCUGUGUUGUGGCUUUUUUUUAACAAUCAGUCUUUUGCUAACUUCAGGGUCUACAGCACAUACACAUCAGGACUGUUCUUAGUGACCAGAGAGAAAAGCUCAGUUGUGACAUAUGAUACCAUUUUAACAGACUACAAUCUCAGAAUCCUACAUUAAAUCUGAUUGAUUAAUACAGAUAAUCUAAUCAUUGGAUGGACAGAUAGGUGGACUUAGUUAUGCAGCUUUCCUAGGAAGCCUUAAGAGGUUUGACCUCAUUUGUGUGAGUGUGAAUCUUGUGACUGUCUGUGUGUUUGUUGUUUCUUGAUAUAAAACACAUGCAACAUCUCACCACCUGGUAGGGGGAUUUGUUGCUUGUCACUACCUUUACUCUCCUUUUUUUUUUGUGUGUGUGUGUGUGCGUGCGUGCGUGUGUGUGCUCUCUGUCUUCGACUGUCAUCUUACUGUAUAUAUGCUUUUCUGUCUGUUUCUAGUCAACAAAGAAGAGGUGGUUCAGAAGGCUCGUCCAGUCUCAAGUGAUGUAGGGAGCAGCAACCCAAAUUUCACUGACCUCAUGGAUGAAUUUAUCCAGGAGAGACUGAGGGCCAAAGGGACAGCGGUGAGAACAACAAACACACACAGUAUUUAAGGAUGGAUAGUUCACUUUCAGAGAAGCUAAAAUUUUAAGCCCUCUUUUUCACACAGGGUCGUCGUGGCAGCAGCCCAGGAAGUUUAGAGGUUCCCAGAGACCUUCCUGAGCUCCUGGAGGCGGGACAGAGUCCUGGAAUACGACCCUCAGAUGAUCUCCGUCCUAUCGAUGAUCCAGGGGUUCCCUCUGAGUGGACGUCUCCAGCAAGUGCCAGUGGUUCUGAUGUUGUUAGCUCCGACAGCCAAUCAGACUCUUUUAAUGCCUUUCAGUACUCCUCCUGCAAGUUUGAGAGUAAGGAACGAAUCGACAGUUUUUUUUGCUUUCAGAUGAAAACAGUUUAAACCAAGAGUUAGCAGUUUUUCAGUUAAAAAAAAAAAUAUAUAUAUAUAUAUAUAUAUUGCUCAUUGUAUGUUGCUGUUUUAAUUACUUACUAUAUUACUGUGCAUUCAUACAGUAAAUGGAUGGCUUUAUAGGGUCUUGUUGGGAAUUCCACUAUUUAGGCCUUUUAGGUUUCCAGACUAUUACCACAGAAAAAAAAUACAGUUUUCUAAAAUAAAAAAGGUAUUUCCAAAAAUAGUUCUUAAAAGUAAGGUAUGGAAAAGUAUGGAAAUUCCAACUGUGUAGGAACCCUGUUAAAUUACAAAGAAAUCUCAUGUUGUCAAUAUCAAUCUAACUUUGUCACAAACAGGCUCUGUGUUUUUGUUAUCUGUGUCAAUUUAGAAACAUCAUAAUGUUGGACUAAAUCCUUUUUUGUUGUUGUAGAUUUUACAUUCAGUUCAGAAGCCUGUACAGGAGGAGCUGGGUCAGGAGGUGGAGGAGGAGGAGGUCGAGGCAGCUCACUGGACCAGGACAGCCUGGGAGGAGGUGUGGCCGGUGAAGAGCAUGAAGUAGCAAGUUUGACAACACUUCACCUGGACUCAGAGACCAGCAGCCUCAGCCACACUGUCACUGUCACUGGUACGUACGUUGCAUCAAAUGGUCUUUUGUAACAAACUGUGUAAAUUCAGCAGAUGUCAAGAAGUUGAAACUUACCUGUGGACAAGUCAUCCCCUGAAACCAGAAAAGACUUUUAGCUCCUGUUUUAUUCACGUCAUUGUUGUGUGUGCUGUUUUUUUGUGUUUUUUUUGUUAAGGUUCCGAGAGUGCUUCUCCCAUGCAUUCUCUUGGAGGCUCCCGCUCUCAAACACCCUCCCCUGCCACACUGACAGCAGAGCACUCUGAUCACACACACUCCCACUCACACACUCACCUACAGCUGGAUCAGAAGCUCCACAACUCUGUCCUGCAGACUCCAGACGACCUAGGUAACACCAACACUCACACCCAACACCCACUUCUUUCACAGCUCUCGAUAAGAAGUUGCUGAUUGAUUUACUGAUUGAUUCUAGAAACAAGUGAGUUCCCGAGUGAGGACUGCAGUGUGAUGGCAGGCGGCUCCUUAACUGGAUGGCACUCAGAUGUUGCCACGGUAAUGUGGCGAAGGAUGCUUGGUAUCCUAGGGGAUGUCAAUGGCAUCAAAGACCCAGAGAUCCACGCUCAGGUCUUUGAUUAUCUAUGUGAACUGUGGCAAAACCUGGCCAAAGUAAGUAUUGACACAAACAAUGAAGCAAAACAUUUUACACUGAUUGUGUGCGUGUGUGUUAAAAAAAAACCCUCCUUCUUUCAGAUAAGAGACAAUUUGGGUAUUUCUCUGGACAACCAGUCAUCCCCUCCUCCUCCUGUUUUGAUACCACCCCUAAGAAUUCUCACUCCAUGGCUCUUUAAGGUAGGGGUUAGUCAUUGAUCUCUAUACAGCUUGCUAAUCUACUCUCAUAUCUGGUUACAAAUUAAUUCAUAUAUCAUAAUUUGGUGAUAAGAUGCAAAGUUUUUCAGGUGUCAGUUUUGUUUUUGGUACCAGUUGGUAGGUAUUUAACCGUGGUUACUUGAGGGUUUUUAAAGGGUUAGCUUGGAUCCUACAUAACAGAAUAACACAAAAAGAGAGAGCAAGGUGUAAUUCACAUCGGUUUAAAGUUAAAAAAGGGAUCUUGCCUUGACAGAAUUGUCCCUUUUAGCUUUUUUCUCCACAAAUAUGUAACAAAAGUGACAAAUCCGACCAUUAAAACACAACAAGAGAAGAUUAGAGGAAGUCAUUUACAGGAGCUUCAAACUAGCCAGAGUACAUCUGUUUAUUGUCUCAUCAUUUUAUCUGAUGCAUUACUUCUCUAGGCCACCAUGCUGACAGAGCGUUACAAGCAGGGCAAACUCCAUGCCUACAAAUUAAUCUGCAGGAUCAUGAAGAGACGGCAAGAUGUUUCUCCGAACACAGACUUCCUCACACACUUCUACAACAUAAUGCACCAGGGACUGAUGCAUCAAGACCAGGUGAGUUACAGAUAAUAGAUUUUAUCAAAAAAACAUUACAAUGCUUUGUGAAGUAUUAUAAUGAACUAUGGGGUUUUUCUAGGACAUCGUGAACACCAUUAUAAAGCACUGCAGUCCCAGGUUCUUCAGUAUAGGUCUACCUGGAGCCACCAUGCUGAUUCUGGACUUCAUCAUUGCUGCUUCGAGAGUCACCGCCUGCUCAUCACUCAAUGUAAAACCUCACACUUGUGCUCAUAGUUUUGUGGUGCAAAAUCCGCACACUAAUUGUUGCCACAAAUACGGGCUUUUUAUCAUUACUAUUUCAUUUGUAGUUUUUCUGAAUUACUCCUCACUUUCUUGUCCUCCUCUUUCCCAGGCUCCAAGAGUAGAGGCGCAGAUCCUGCUCGGUUCUCUGGUUUGUUUCCCAAACUUGUAUGGGGAGCUUCCAGCCCUCCAUCCCACCACAGCUGAUGUGGUGCUCACCAAGUUUCCUGAUGUAAAGGUAGGUUGAUGCAAAUUUAGUCUGGCUUGUACAAGUCAACGUUCCUCUGUCCUCUUGGCCAGUAUUCAUUUCAUUCAUAAUAUGAUAAUAAAUCACUGUAGAAUAGAGGGAAGAGGAAAAAAUGUACAGGAUUGUUUUUCAAAGAAACUUAAAUCACAUACUUAACAUGAGCUACAACAACAUCGGGGGCAAACUCUCUGAACUUCAUUUACUUUGCCUGGAAUCCAGGUCACUCUAAAUCUAGCAACACACAUUUCUGCUGUCCACGGGGGUCCAAGAAGCAAACUAAUAGGCUAAUGUCUCAUCAGUCAUUCUUGUAACAGACCUGAGCCAUGGGAGUAAUGUUGUUAUUGUUGUUUGUGCUGUGUAAACUGCUAAUGCCAUGCGUGGCAGCAUCUCAGGCCCGCUCACUUGUUUCUUACAAGGUAGAAGCUUGUUUUGAAUCAGUAAGCGGUCAUUAACGCUGACUGGAGAGAACAGGACAGUGAGCAUGUGCGUUUGUCUGUCAGUGAGUGGAGUAGUCUAUAGUGUGCCUGUGUGCCAUACUUACUGCAGCUUGGAUUAUAUGCAUUAACACCUCAGAAUUUCAGUUAUCACUUUACUCAUUAUGUGGAAAACAUGUCUGAUCAUUCUGUGUGCUCUUUGUCUGUGUACUCUUUGUUUUGUAGGAGCACAUUAUCAAAACCAUUCUGACCUCUGCCAGGGAUGAACCCUCUGCCCCUGCAAGGUAAGCUCUGUAUUUGGAUUUGUGUGGAAAAUCUGAUUGAACAUAGUUCUUCAAGAAAAUAAAAGGGGGAUACAACUUUUGAACUUAAAAAUGCUUUAUUUGCUGUGGUGUAAGAUUUGAUUGAAAAGAACAUUUGUAUAAGCCACAUUAAUAUAAAUCAAGUGAUAAAAAAUCUACGCGCAUAUGUUGUGUGUCCAUUGAUUUCAAUGUACAUGAUGUGUUUUAAUCUAUAUAUUUUAAUUGUAUUACAGCAACGGGUGUAUGGUUUGCUCACUGUGUACGUCCUCUGUUUUGUUAGGUGUGUGGCUCUGUGCAGUCUGGGUAUCUGGAUGUGCGAGGAGUUGGUUCACGGGACUCACCAUCCACAGAUCAAAGAUGCUCUCAACGUCCUCUGUGUGACUCUGAAGGUCAGUCACCAAUCUUUUACUGCUUUGAUGGCACCAUAAAGGAUACAUCAAGACUUGAAAAGUCAGCCCACUAAGCCACUCAUAUAUGAAUCUUUAUGGGUCACAUGUCAGGACAGCUGAAUCCAAUGAUGUCACUAUUGACCUCCAUCCACUCUGUGUCUGCAGCCCAAGGUGAUCAGACCAAAAAAAUGAAUCUGUAUCAAACAGACUGCUGAUUGGCUGUCAGUCACACUGCAGUGAUUUCACAUCUGGGUGGUUGUUAACACCUCUCAUCAAAAAAAUCUGCGGCAGAAGACGGUAACAAAUCAGAAAUAUUGCAGAUUAAUCGCACUCUGAUGUCAUAAAUCACUGAUUAUACAUCCAUCCACACAGCUGCUAACAGCAAACCUCCGCAUCAGCACAUACUGUACAUCCUGUAAAUAAAAAAAAAAAUGUUUCACAUGUAAAAUUUGAACUCAACUCUUGCUGCAUAUAAAAUAUUCAGCUUAUGAGGAGGGAGAAAAAAACAGAAAUAGGGAGGAGGUGAGCAGCCAUACAGAGAGCAGGGCUGUGUGUGUGUGUGUGUGUGUGUGUGUGUGUGUGUGUGUGUGUGUGUGUGUGUGUGUGUGUGUGUGUGUGUGUGUGUGUGUGUGUGUGUGUGUGUGUGUGUGUGUGUGUGUGUGUGUGUGUGAGAGGUUAGGGAGUUGUGUGUACCUAUAAUGUAAUGCUUUUUUUUUUUUUUUUUUAAUGGAUUAAUCAUAAAACCUGUCAUUGGUACUGUUUUAAAAAAAAAUCAUAAUCCUAUAGGGCAAGAUAUUUCAUCACUGUAUUAUUAGUGAUACACUAUAUGUAAUGGGUGCUAUGGGUUUGUUAUUGAAUUGUAAAAGGGUGUUUUAGUGAAACCUUUGGCUGAACAAUUUGUUUACAGGUCUCAUGCUUCUUGGUUGUCCCUGUAUCUGUUUGUCUCACACAUUUUAUGACAUGGAUAGAACAAAAAUUUAGACUUUUUUUUUUUUUUUAAUUCUUCAGAGUGAUGGCAAUGAAACAAUAGAGCUGUUGUUCUUUUAAUGUAGGUAUAAACAAAAGACAGCAUCGAGACAAUUGAAAGGAUUAAAAAUCUUGGGGUGAGAGAAGUGGUUUACUUGAACACACCAAAACAUUGCCUGUAAACCAGUUGGAGUUUUGGCGUGUUGAACAUGGUGGAAGAGUAGAGAGCCAAAGAGCGAUGGCCAAAGUGUGGAAAUAUUGUUGGAGAUGAGUGCUGGUGUUGGAGAAAUAGCCUCAGUAUGGUUGUGGGUUUCAGGCCACUAGACUGGGAAGGCCAGUGGAUCCAAAUAAAACAGUCCAACAUUCUCUGUCUCAUCUUUGGCCAAGUGGCUCUAGAUGAACACAGAAACACACACAGACACACACACAUACCUUUUCAACCUUGGAAUCCCUAGCUUGUGUAUCGGCAGCCAAUGGCCUGCUAAGAUAUUACAGCAACACACACUUGCAUUCACUCACUCCUGGGAGCAAACCCUGGACUGUCAAUAUGUUUGGUCCUCCUUCAGAUAGGAGACUAAUCCAAAGGGAAUGCUGCAAGCUGUGUCAGAGCCACACACUCUUCUGGUAUCACACAUACACACACAUCUUGUCCACUUUUGCGUCACUUGCCUCAUACUAGCAGCCAGUAGCCUCAGACAUGGGCAAGAUGACACACACACACACACACACAUACAAACACACACAAAAAAACCUUGAGGUAUUGUCAUAUUUCCAUGUAGAGCCAAUUCUUCCUGUUGUCCUCUUUAUCCUUCUGAGUUAUUGGUUAUUUUUUUUAUUUGUGAUGUCGCUGAUCCUCAUUAUGGCCUGAAUGAUCUGCAAAUGUGUCUUUUUACUUUGUUGAAUCUUUUAGCAAUGAUUGACAGUUUUAGUUAUUUAAUAUUCAAGAAGAAUUAAAGGAGGAUUGGUGGUCAAAAUGAAAAGCCACCUCUUGGGAACUUGAUUUAUUAUGUUUCAUUGCAUCCUUUUUAUAAGUCAUACAGGUGUGUAGUAAGACGUAAAGUUACUUUAAUAACAUUUAAUUGUAUCAGAGGUAAACCAUCUAAUAAUCUACCAUUAAACCAUCUAAUAAUCUACCAUUUAAAACAAAAAAAAAUUACUUAUUUAUAGACCAAAAUUGUAGGGGAGUAAGAUUUUCCCCCCACAUCAUGUAAAAUCAUAUUUUUUUUACAAAAUUAAUUGUUGCAGUGUAACCAACAGCUUGAACUAGAGAAGGGACGUUGACUGUACCGAUCAGGGGUGAAAUUUCUGAACAUUUUUGCCACAGUUUCUGUCAGUAUUUCACUCUGCAGAUGGUUCUUGGAUACAUAAGUCAUGGGCUUCUGUGCUUUGAAGCUUGUGAUUACAACAGUGCACAAAAUCUACGGUAUGGUUCAUAUCACGGUUUGGUGGUCACGGUUUAUGGUUCGGUUCAGUGUAUGUUACUAACUGGGAGAUUAUACUGCUUAAAACAUUUGCACUGGCAAAGCAAAGUCUGUGAUGUGACAUGACUGCUUUGUACUUACACCUGACAUGUUAUCAGUUGAUGCUUCAUUGAUGAUUGCCACUGCAGCCCCUUAGUUGUCCAUGUUCAAGUAUGUUGAAAUGCAUGGGGUCAUGAUGGCAAAGUAAAAUGUAUUUUAAUUCAUUGUGGUAUCUCAUUUUGUGUGGAUUUUUUUUUAAUUUACAAAUUACAGAGAUGAUAUAAUUCUUUUACAGACAAUAAUUGAAGACAGGCUAGAAAAUUAUGUGAGGUACCAAAUAUAGUCCCUGAUAAACAGGCCUAUUGCUUUAAACUUUAGUGUAAAAAAGAUAAAAGUUGUUCCUUUUAAGUGUACCUUUGAGUCAUCAAAUUAUUGGAGUCACCUUUAAUGUCAACAUGUGGUUUUCUUAUAUUUAUUGUCUUGAUUAGAAUCACAAUAUGUUACCUAUAUUUGUGAAUUCACAUGAAUACUUUGUGUGCUUCUCAUCACCCAGUAUCCUAACAAGAAUGUAGCACUGGUAGCAUCAGACAUCCUUCACCUCCUGAUCAGUCAUGUGGAUUAUCUCCAGAAGUUUCCCCCUGACACUCCAAAGAAGAUCGUAGAGGUAAGAAAUCAACAACUAUUAUUGCUAGUUUGGUUUGGUAUUUGUCUGGUCUUUACCAGCGUGCCCAUACAGCCUGGUGGUUUAUAUAAUCUAUCACUUUAUCACAACCAGGGGCACUGUAGAGGGGAGUAACGUUGGGAUGUUUUUAGGGGCCUGUGACAGACAGGGUCCUACAACAUUCUUGGUUGUGAUGUGGUGAGGCCCAUAAUCCCUGAUGGCGCCCUGAUCAUAUUUACAGCAUGGUUUUAUGUUCUUCUUUUUCAGAUUUUGAUUGCCACCAUUACAUACUUGCUGCCUUCCACUGAAUCUUCUCCUCAUGAACUGGAUAAGAGGGUAACAUACAUAUUUUCAGUCUAAUUUCCUCAGUAUAAUUCUCAUGCUAGUUAUAAAGUAACCUUGUAUCUGUGCACACCUGUCUGUGUUGCAGCUGGUGGUGUCCCUCUUGUUGUGUCUGCUGGACUGGGUGAUGGCUCUCCCUCCAAAAACUCUCCUUCAGCCUGUGCAAACAAGAAGCCCCCCAGAAAAAGACCAGCCAACCAAGACUCUGCUUAGCUGUAUUUAUAAGGUACGCGUAGUGUUAAAGACAUCAUUCCUCAGCCUGUGAAAUACACACAGACACUCUAUCUAGGUAUUAUUUAAGUCCAGAGAAGAUGCUUUCAUUUUACUUCGCCUUGUGUAAAUUUUAAACUAGUAAUAAAAAUACUAGGAUGGAAGAUUGUCCUUCUACUUCUAUUACUUCUGUUUCUUCAUCCUCAGUCAUUUUGGGGCUUUAUUGAAUAACAAAAGGUCACAAUGAAGUGGGGGAUGGAGCCUUUUUUAAAGAACAUUGGCCAACUUUGUCUGAAACCAUUCCUGAUUUCACAGUUUUAAAGACACAUUUAAUAUUGGCCGCAGCACUGAGGUUUGACUUGCUUUUGGCUUUUAAAUAGAAUCGAUUAUCAUUACAGGGAAUCUAAAAAACUUGAGCAACAAAACCAGUUAGCUCUAGAUUAAUAUACUCAUAUGGCUGCUAUUACCAAGACAAAUAUAAGAACAUUAUGACAAAAAUAGACACAGACUAUCACAGGUGGUUCAUCUUCUGUUUUUUUCAAACUGUCUAGGUGCUACAUGGUUGUGUGUAUGGAGCCCAGUCUUUCAACAUGCCUAAGUAUUACCCACUGCAACUGUCGGACCUGUUAAAUCCAGACUAUGACCCCUUCCUGCCAUUAGAGAGCCUCCGAGAACCAGAACCUCUGCACAGCCCGGACUCUGAACGCUCCAGUAAACUCCAGCCUGUCACUGAAGGUAUUUCAUGAAACAACAGAGACACACUUUGCAUAUCUGUAGAUACUUACACAUUAAUUAUCAUUUGUCCAGUUUACGUUUCAGCUGGGAUUUACAUACUCUGCUUUUGACAUGACCAGAAAUAUAGAACGGAUAGAUGUGACUGGAAAGAGAAUAAAAAUAUGAUGCCAAGUCAGUAUAUUUGCCAUCCAUGUAAAGUAGGGACAGAAGUGCAAAAAAAUAAAAAUGUUAAAUUUUGAACAAAUGACCCAGACUUGUCCACCAAACCUCUGCCACUUAAGAAAAGAUGGGACAAGUAAGGCAUGUUUGUGCGCCUGUCUGUAUUCGUGGGCGGCUGUGUAUUGUCCCCUGCUGUGGCCCACCAGAAGAUAGUGUCUGGUCUAAUGACUGGAGCACCUUUACAGACCAUGCUUCUCUUCUCUUCUCUCCUUUUCUUUUCUUUUCUUUUUUUUUUUGGUAUCUUCUUGUCCUCAAUUCCCAUCGUCUUUUACUCUUGGAACAUCAACCUCUGCUAAUAUUCCUUGUGCGUCUUUCAUUUCGUUGUUUCUCCGUUGUCUUUCCGUUCCUCUCCUCUUUUCCCGAUCUCCUCCUGUGCUCUCCUGAGGUUCAGGGAGUCGUUGAGAAUGUCUGGUCAAUACAUAUCUGUACUCCACACACAGCCCUGUCAAUAUAGGGCUGGUGGAAAGUGUAUGUCUGUCACAGUGUGGGUGUAAUGAUGUUGAUUAGCCAGGAUCUGCUGGCAGCACAGUGUGAUGGCAUUGGCUUCCUCUCAGCAUGAGGCAAACUAUGUACUGAAGCUGGAAGUGUGUUUGCACUUCUGACUAGUUUUUACCGCAAUUCCUGAAGUUCAGCAGUAACUCGGAGCCGUCAUACAAAGUCAGAGUAAGAGUUUUUGGUCUGUGUAACGAUAAGUGUGGAUAAACAUAAUCCUUUUUUUGAAUAAACUGAGUGUAUUUGUCUUUUUUUUUAGCUUUUUGUGAUUUAUGCAGUAACUGUUUGUGGUUUUGUCUCCCUGCAGUUCGCAGUCGUAUUCAGCAGGGCCUGGUCUCUAUCGCAGCAAGAACAGUCAUCACUCACUUGGUCAACCAUCUAGGACAUUAUCCAAUGUCAGGAGGGCCUGCUACUCUGUCUAGUCAGGUACUGUUGUGUUUUUGAUUUUUAUUUGUUGGUAAAAAUGUAGUAUAGUAUAAUGUUGUGUAUUCAGCGAUGAAUUCUUGUUUUCUUCAAAAAGUUUUAAAACCAUUUAAAUAGAUCGCAACAUUUUGCUUGAAUGAAGUGUCAUGUUUUUUCAGGUGUGUGAAAACCAAGACAACCCAUUCUGUGACAGUGCAGAUCUUGGACCGGAGCUUUUCCAUUCACCAAACCUCCAGUUUCUUGUCUUGAACGGCUCAACGCUGCUCUCAGUGUACCAGGUAAUCUUAACUGGAAUUUAGUCGCCUCAUCAAAAACAGCUUUCAUGAUUUACACCCAAAUCACAGACAUGCUGAUUUUAUGUACACCUUGUCUAAUUUUAGUGACGCUGACCCCAUAUCAGCUGCAUUUUUAGUCAUUUGAGAGAUUGACGUGAGUUAAUAAGCUCCAUGGCAGUGGAUGGCAGAGGUUCACUCUUAGCUCAAAGCCUGUUUAGCUUUAAGGCUAACAAUUCCCCUCACCCUAAUGGCCGUAAUCGAUUGUGAGCUAAAUAAAGCAGCACACCAUUUGCCCAUUUUAAGGAAUAUAGGUUGUAUACCUCCAACAGCCAUCAGGCUAUAUAACUCUUAUGUAAAUAAUUUAUAACUUUUAUAGGCAUAUUCCGUGAGACAAUCGACAAUUGAAUUUCCCUUUGGGGAUCAAUAAAGUUCUUCUCAUUCUUAUUCUUAUUCAAAGCUUUUGACAAAAGAAGAUGCACAGAUCUGAUCAGGUAUCACCCAGGUUUGUGGUUCUGGUUCAGAUUCACUUUAAGUUGCUGUAAAAUAUUACAAAAUUAAGGCUGUCUGUCCCAAAGUAACACUUAUUUUUCCUUAAAUUCCAUGUCUCUUUUAUCUCCACCCUAGAUUAGCCAUGGCUGCGUCUCUCUAGACUUAAUCCUGCCAUGAUCACUCUUAAAUGGCACGUUCCUUCAAAAACACUUCCAGACAGCUCAGUUGACAAGUCAACUGAAAGAUGCACUUUGUGUUAGAUGAUAUUAAAAUACUUCUAAAGUACACAGAGUUUGAGUUACCACCUACAAGAUGAGUAUACAGGUGUAUCUUAUUAAAUAGAUGCCAGGGAGCAACCACACUCAAAAGCCAACAGAGCAUUAUUAUUUUAGAGUGCAAAUCACCAAAGGUCUGUGGGUGAAACCACAGCACUUGCCAAAUGUGACUGCAGGCCAGCUGACAUAAAAAAACAACUUGAGUUUUAGGGACAUUUUUAGGUCGGCAUACUAAGACCAGCCAUUUACCUUACUGUUACAUACGUUAACACUCGGGCCUACAGAGCUCCUGAAAAAUGCAAAGGCUGUUGCAUUAACCAGAGACCACCAGGCAUCAGUGAGAAAUUGGGAUUAACUUGACAUGACUGCAUACCAUAUUUACACUGUUUGGUGUUUUAUAAUAUACUCUUGCAUAUUUCUUAAUGUGUUACAGUGUCAUUCUUUCAAAAAUUAGAAUAAACAAUGAAAAAAAAUGAUGGGUACUUCUCAGGGUUGCCUCUGGCAUCAGCAUCAGAAGAUACGGUUCAAAUGGGUGUAUGUGACAUAUAAAAAAUACUUUGAAUGUUCAAAGGGUAGAAAGUGCUUUCGAAACAAGGUCCAUCUAUUGCACUUGUUGUUUCCUACAUGGAGGUGAAGCUUUCAGACCACACUGGUAUAGCAGAGCAGCAAUAAUUUGGAUAAUAUGUCCUUAAAUUAAGGUCAUGAAAUGUAUUUGUUUGAUCACCAAAUCAUGACACCUGUAAGAAUUGCUUUAAUCCUUGGUAAGGAGAUCACAACCGUUUUUGGAAAUGGAAAAGAAUAGGAUAUUAAACAUGUCGUUCAAAAUGGGAUUUAUUGUGAUCGACUGCUGCAGUGUUUGUUUUCUAUUUUCUGAAUUUCUGAGCUGUGUGAGAUACUGAAACUGAAGCCCCACGUUUCACUGAUUUGAUUUUCAAAAUUUCAUUUGUAACAUACUAUAGGGUUUAACCAGUUACAAAAAGACGCAGCAGCUGGGACAACAAUACCUCAGUUUGACUUUAAAGAUUGAUAUCUGACCUUUUUAGUAUGUUUAGUUUGUUAAAAAUUGUCCCUUUUCUUUUAAUAUUUUCCAGAUCCGGUCAGAGUCUGGCGUCCCAGGAGGUGGAAUGACAGCUGGUUUGUCUUCUGCCCCUGCCUGUGUCCGUGUCAUCAUCCGAGAUGUAGCUGGGAAACACUCCUGGGACUCUGCUGUUCUCUACGGACCUCCUCCAUGUACCCCCAGCAGCCCAACACACACUUUUUUGUCACACACACAAUCCCCCCACAGUGGGAAUCUUCAUUUACAUACUCCACCAGGAGGCCCGCUGAAAAAGAUGGAAGUGAAGACAGAGGACAGCGAAGAAGAGAGACAGGGGGAGAGAGAAGCAGAGGAGGUAGGAACAGGGAUGGAGGCUGAAAGGCAAGAGGAAGAGGAGGAAGAAGAGGAGAGGAAUGUCAGUGAAGAGAGGAAAGGAGGUGAAGAGGACGAAGAGGUGCAGGGAGAGGAGAACAACGAGCAAAGGAUGGACGGGGUGGAGGAUCAAGGGGAGUCUGGCUUUGAACAACCUCUAGCUCCACCAUCGGCCAAGCGGGUUUGUCGAGAGGCAGUGCCAGCGUGGGAUUCACUGAGUGAUGGAGAAGAUGCACUGGAUGAAAUGCUGCAGUAUCUGGGAUACUCCAGUCCUGAGUGUCUACAGAAACCAGGUAAAGAAGGCUCAAGCACAUCUUAAUUUGUACUCUGAGGCUAAAGUGUUUUAAGUGAAGAUUCAAAGUUUCAGCAUUAUGUCUUCUUAAAUGCGAAUGACAGUGGAUUUUUGACUGUCUAAAAAUAAAGUUGUCUACAGCAGUUUGCCGUCUGAUCUGUGACUUUAGGAACGCCACUCAACAUCCCGGCGUCUGCUCCAGCGUGUGUCUCAGAGAAGCAAGAAAACGACGUGAUCAAUGCCAUCCUGAAGCAGAACGCUGCUGAGAGAGAGUUCGUCCUUCAUGUACGUGGUGUCCUUAUUCAUAUAAUUAGAAGGAACUGAUCUUCCUUAAUGUUAGAAGUGUAUCCUCUAGCAUGUCCUGCUGUCAGCACUCAGAUAGGUUACAUAUGAGGCAUUCACCAUGUUGAAUUCUGCUCUACAGCAUUGCUAAGGAGAUGAGGGUGAAAAGCAGUCUGAUUUUAGUCAAACACUUUUUUAGUUUCAUGCCUUUUUUUUCCUUUAGUGUAACUUCUUGACAACAGACACUGUCUGUUUGACUGGUAUUUGUUUUCUUCACUCCUUCCAUUCAUGUCAUUUGUUGGACGUUUCAGAGAGGUGAGGAGCUGAACAUGAGGGCGGUGCAGCAAACUGAACCAGAGACCCAGACACCACAAUCAGCCUUCUACUACUGCAGACUGCUGAUCAACAUACUGGGACUCAACUCCUGGGAGAAGAGGUAUGAGUACACACGGAUGCAUCCACAAAAAAACAUUGGAGGGUCCUGUGUCUAUAUGUGAUGGUUUUUGGUGGUUUAUUCCACUAAACUUGGCCCUCUAAUCUUUGGCAGUUAGUACCAAACAUUAGUUUUCUCCAUAACCUACCACUAAAAAGUGGUAAAGUAUCUUAUUUGACUACUCCAACUGGUGUUCUCAAGACAGAAUGAGUCAAAAAUAUAGAUUGGAAUUAAAAUAUAUUUUUUUCGGGACUUGUAUCAUUAUCCCCAGAAUGGCAAAUCUUAUCCUGAUCAAUUUUUAGCCCAUAUUGUCUUCCCUACUUGCAGCUGCUUUUCCAGAGUAACUGAUAGCUUGAAUUUAAGAUCAUAAUUUUUUUGUCCCACACAUUAUCAGUGAAUAUUUUGUGUGUUGGUGGAGUAAAAGAAAAAGCAAGACAAAAAUGAUUUUGUGACACUUGACCAGAUAUAUGCAGAUAUACACAUCUCGAUCCAGCCUCUUUUUGAGACCAGUGUUAAUUGGUUACAACAUGCAGCAGCACAAGCCAGUUUUAAAUUUAUUUUUCCUGAUCACAGAACAUUAUCCUUUAGAUGCAAAUGUAACAACAUUACGCACCAAGCAUUACUCUGUCUGAGUUAGACACACUUUUCUCUUCCUUUAUCAUCUUCCUCCUAAAAUUGACCUGUGUCCACUCAGAACUGCCCACCCGGCAGCUCAUCCUAAAGUGGAUUUUUGAUCAUUAAAAAUGGACACAGCAAAAGUGGCACAUAGAACAGUGUGGUUGUUUUGUUUUUUGUUUUUUUGUGGUAUUUUUCCAUUAACUUGAUGACUUUGUGUCCCAAUUCAUGUCGUAAAAUUCAGCUGAACAAAAGUCACACUUUCAAAUUAGGUUUGUGCAAACUGUAUUGUUUGAGAGCUGCUGUUCAGAUACACUGAAACAUCUUUGUCUCUGUGCUUUUUUGUUCUCUUUUAUGUCUUUUCAUUUUAUCACUUUGUCUUGAUGGUAACAAGAGUCUAUGAUGAAAAACACUAGAUAUAUUUAUUAACCAUGCUGGGGACAUCCCAGUAUACUGGGAAAGAUUCAUAGAAAAAGCUGUAUUUGAAACCAAAGAAAAUAGAUUUGAACAUAAACUCUAUUAUAUUUUGUCCAGAGUUCCCUGUUAUAUAAGUCUCAUAGAAGAUGUAAUUCUCCUUCUCUCUAGAACAAACCGAGUACAUCUUGGAUGCAAAUGGGACAAAAAUUUUAUUCAUAGAAAUAUUUUGUGCUAAUUAGACACUAUGGUCGUCCAUUCAGACGGCUCAGCAUUUCAUCUUCUCAGUGACUCUGUGCUGAAAUACACAAUGUCAAGGUAUCACUUUAAAUGCAUCUGGCCAGCUAAUGGACACUCAUCACUCUUUAUACUUUAUCCAGGGAAUUACACCGCCUGCAUUCAGCCUGCACAAUAGACUUCUUAACACACCGCGAUCACGAGCAUGUGUUGCUGUGUGUCUUUGUGUGUGUGCAUGUAGAAGAGAGUGUGAUAAUGAGUAUGAUACUCUAUUGAUCAAACUCAACCCAUUUGGAGUUAGAAUAAAAGGCAGUAGUUGAGGUAGAGAAUGACGGCGGGAGAAGUGGCAUAUCAGAAAAAAACAUGAUGAAUGAGCCACAUGAGGGAGAAUCAAAAACAAAACACAUCAAAUCUAACAAGAAAAAGUGAGUGAAUGUGCAGAGAGUGAGGAAGAAGAGGCUAAAGAUACUCUGAUGUUGGGGAGAAAGAGGAUAGACAAAUGAGAGUCCCUUUAUGUCACUCCAGGUAUUCAUAUGGGACAUUACAGACACUCAGAUACUGACAGUCACCUGUGUGCAUGUGUGUGUCCCCUUUUAUGCUUUUCCCUAUAAUCCAGGGUGUAAAUGGAGUCUUUGAGAGCAGAGAAUGAGGCCAUUACCAAGUAUCAGUUUAAUAAAGAGCAAAUUGCUGUCUCUCUCUCCCUCUCUUUAUCUCCUGCUCUUUCACUCUUUUUUUCCCCCUCUCAAAGAGUGAAAAGAAUGACACUUCAUUAUCAGUCCACUCUGUGCCUCGCUGCUCAAGUCGUGGUUUUAUACCACAUUGUGGAGGUCGGUGGCUGGUCGAGGGGACAUUUUGAACGGCCUCUGAACUUGGUAGUACGUUAGAAAAAAAGACCUUUGUGUUGAUUAAAAAAAUAGAGCUUUGUCAUAUAUCUCGCCGUGGUUGUUCAAGAAAAAAUUGGGAUGUCUACGUUGUGUAAUUUCCUUUCUAUAGGCCAUUUUUCUAUAAUUAAAUGGUUGUCACAUCUCACUAUUCUACAUGAUGGCCAGUUUUCACAGGGCUCUAAUUCUUUUACCAUAAGAAAUCACUCACCUUUUAGCAUGAUCCGAUACAAUUUCACACAAACCCACUGUUUAAGAAUUCCUGGGGCUUAGGUGUUCCUUAUAUUUUAAUAAAUUCAUUUACAAACAUGAGAGGACGAAAUUUGUUGUACAGUUUCCACAGACACCCACUAACACUUAAGUUAAUUGAUUUAAAGAACUAUCAUCACCUUAUAUCAACAGAAACUGAAAAUGUAGGAGCCUCGUAAAAGUAGAGUUUAUCAUAUAACUUUUAGUGUUGGGUUUCAACAGCUUCAGAAUGUUUUGGCUGUCCAGUGUUUGUGUUGCUCUAAAACCUGUAGAAAUUGUUAAGCAUCAAUGAUGACAUCCCACAUGUCUAAACUACUCACUUAUGCAUCACAGUACCAUCAGGGAUGCAGGCUUUUGAUCUGUGUACUGGCAACAAGUGAAAUGGCCCCUCUGCUUUGUAAAGUGAAGAGUCCAUGAUUUCCAAAAAGAAUACUAAGUUUUGAUUUAUGGGACCACAGGACAGUUUACCAUUUGUUGAUAUUUCUGAAGUAAACUUCUGGUACAUGAGUAAGGUUUCUCAUCCUGCUCCUGGAUCAAGGCUUAAACAUGAGGAUAAGACCCCCAGUGUCAUGGUCUGAAAAGUGACCAUGCAAACUUGCAACUAUUAGCUGAAUCAUAAUGUGGUUGUCAUAGUAACAGGCUGAAAAUUCCCAGUUUUCUACCGUAACACCAUCUGUUACUACUGUUGCUAGCAUACACAGUAUAACAACACAAAACAGAAACAACCACAAACAUGAACAAUUCUAAAGUAGUUAUCAUUAUAACAAUUUGCACGUGCUGACCUUCUUGUGAUUUUUGAUCCAUGUUGUGAACCAGGAAGUGGCUGACUAUCAAUGUUAGUUGUGAUCUGAUGUAACUGUGAUCUGAGUUCAUAAUUUGCCUUCUUAUCUCUGGCUAAAGACACUGAUUAAUUGAACUUAUUAAUUUUUUUUCUAAAUUUUGAUUUACAUUUUCGGCGACCAUUGUGGUCCACCAUACCUCUAACAAAGAUAAGGUUGAAGUUGUUUGCAAACCACCAUUUUUUGUCAGCAUUUGGGGUUGUUCAUUUCCCUAAGUAGUUUAUAGGCUUUUUGACAGGAAUGUGUAAUCUUGGGGUUUCUAAAUUGAAAUUAAAUGGAACACGUGAUCUCUUUUCAGAUAACCCCCUCCCAGGGUAUCUCAGGAGCAUUUAGACUGAAUUUGUUCAUGUUUGUGCCAAAAGUCCACUUACACUCUAUGAUCAACAGAUAAUUCCUAAAGCUUCUCCUCAUAUGAUUCCUAACCUCUACAUAAUUUUUCUUUUUUGUCUUGCAGGAGUAAUUUUCAUUUGUUGAGGAAGAACGAGAAGUUACUCAGAGAACUGAAGAACCUGGACUCACGGCAGUGGUAAGAAAUAACAAAAAGUCAUCUAUGUCUACUACUCCGGCUUACUUUCUCAUCAGCUAGGAUUCUGUUGUUUUUCCUAAAAAGUUGUACCAUUUAAGAUUAUGGUGUUCAUUUUAAAUGCACUUGAAAAAGUUAUCUACUGAGGGUUUAUGCAAUACAGUGAUGGUAAUGCUGCAUCCUGAUCUAACACUUGUGGUUUGGACCCCUAACAGAUUCCAGCUUAAGUUUGUGAAGGAAUUACACAAAAUUAUGUCUUGACCCAAAAGCCUGAGUGAUGCAACUGUGAAUGUUUUUGCUUCCUCUAAAGUUGUGGUUAACUGAAUCUCAAACAAUUUUGGAAAACUUAAAUGAAAGAUGGUUGGGGAUGUGAGAUUGAGCGCAAUCUUUGGUUCAAAUAGCACAGAGGGAACACCUACCCAUUCAAAUCCUGACAAAUAGGCUUGGUGCAUGGUUUCUCUUUCACUGUCUGCUCCGGAUAUUUUGCACAGGACAAAGCUAUUUGAGCACAGCCUCUCCUAAAAACUCUGAGGUAAUUGAGUAGGGAAAGAAUUGAGGAGGAAAUGCAUGGAGAGAACAUUGUCAGAAUUGGUCGAAAUAAUGUUAUCUUCUAAAGGACCUGUUUUCCAGUUGAUGUCUUGUUGGUAAUAAAAUGCUUCUUUCUCCUCUAGCCGUGAGACUCAUAAGAUUGCAGUAUUUUAUGUGGCUGAGGGGCAAGAGGACAAACACUCCAUUCUAACCAACACAGCGGGCAGCCAGGCUUAUGAAGACUUUGUUUCUGGACUUGGUUGGGAGGUAAGAACAUGGUUCUACAAUAAUUGUUCAUCAAAAGUCUAGGUUUAGAAAUGCCCCCGUAAUGAAGGAUAGGAUUACAUCUUUUAUCUAACAGGUCUUAUCUUAUCUUGAAUUUCAAGUUUACAGCAAACAAAGACUCUCCUGUUUAUAGGCUUCAGGCAGUAAUAGGCUGUGAAUGGAGUUAGUAUAAUCAAUGUUUUCAAUCUGUUGCUCAUGUACUUAUGUCUGUGUAUGCUCGCCCCUAAGGUGGACCUGACCACUCACUGUGGCUUCAUGGGAGGUCUUCAAAGGAAUCGCAGCACAGGCCUGACUACACCUUAUUACGCCACCUCCACUACUGAGGUCAUCUACCACGUCUCCACUCGCAUGCCCCAUGACCAGGACCACAACCUCACCAAGAAGGUAACACUCUCUACAUAGCAAUCAUCCACAGGGUUUUAUUGAAAGGGAGACAACAAAUUUCAAAGGGUUUUUUUGUAUUCUAUUCAACAAGUGUAGGAUUGAAUGACCUUCAUUCUCUCUUCUCUCUCUAAAUUUUUCCGAAUCUGGGUGUAAAAUAUUUAUUGUGAUAAGAAAAAGCAACUAAUUUUGCAGUAAAUGACUGUUACAUAACUAGCUCAGUAAUGCUGCAUUCCAGUUGUACUUGGAAGUCGGCAUUUCCGAGCUCCGAGUCAGUCAACUCCGAACAGAGAAAGCUCUCAUAAUGUAUUAUUUAUUUGCACUUCUGUUUUGUUUUUGUGAAAUUGAAUAAGUGGUUUAUGUUGUACUGCCCAACAUCUAACUGUGGACACAGUGCUAUAGUGUUUGUAAGAGUAAAAUACUGUAUUAUGCAUUGUUUACAACUGGUAUAGCUAAUAACAACUGACAACGGCUAAUGACAGCUGACAAUUGUUAACAAGAGUGAACAACAGGUAACAGUAGGCGUCCAUCUUGGUUUUCCAACUUGUUUACUGGAACACCGUCAACCCAGGUGUAACAUCAUUCCCAGCUCCGACAUCCAACUUCCGAGGUAACUUGAAUGCAGCACAAGACUAUAGAUUAUAUUUUGGUUAGAAGUUACUCUUCAGAGUAAUUGAGAGUAGCAGUGUCUGUUAAAUGACAUUAAAAUAUAGUGAUGAAGUUUUGGCUGUUUUUUACUCACCUCAUCCAGCUUAAAUGAAGUUCCAUGAUGUUCUUUAGUGUCAAGGAUAUGCAACAACAAUUAAGAUGGUACCAACAUUACCACUGUGUUGAUGAACAAUUCAUAGUUUCACCACUUUAGUCCUGAAAUACAGGUCACAUCAUGUGUCUGAUCUCUGUGCAGUCACCCUGUUUGACUGCCGUAAUGCUAAAACUGUUUAAGUACCCAGAUGCAUCACUUUGGCUGUUUGUCCUCCAGGAGACAGAGAUUAAGUUGUAUGGUUGUUUCUGAUUCACCUCAACCGGAAAGCUACGUAAUAUGCGCAGGCAUGUGGAUGUGAACCUGCAGGGAGGAAUUAAGGCUGGUGGUUUUAGCUCUGCUAACGGUAGUCACACUAUAAAAAACCAGUUUGUCAUCUUUUACCCACAGAAAUUUCAGUCUCUGUUUCAACAGCUGCUUUGGAGCAUCCCUACUUUGUGCAUUGUCACUGUCAAACUAAAUGAGUUUGUCUCUGUUUUUGUCAUUGUUGAUAUCAAACGGCUUUAUAACUGAAGAGCAGCCCUUUGUGUCGUGUGAAUCACACAUAGAUUUGUGUUUAUCUGGACAGUUUUAAAGAAAAUGAUGAAAAUAUACAGACCUUUAAUGUCUUCAGCUUUACUCCUUUUUAUUCAGUAAGUGGAAACAGGCAGUGAGACAAGGGAAGGAAAAAAUCAUCUGUAGUUAUCUGUCUGUUCUCUAUGAGAUUCCUCUUUUCUUUCUUGCAUGGGAUGACAUUGCGAAUGAGCAGAGUUUGCUGCACACACACCUAGACACACAAUCUGUUGAUGUUUAAAAAACACAAAUAAUUCUCAGCAGCAAUCAUGUCCCUCUUUGUGCGUGUUGUGGGCUCGUAUCAGUGUCUAGGCAGACAGGUUUAUUGUCUGUAUGUGUGUUUCAUUUAGUGUGUGCGUGUGUGUGCACACCUGUCAACCCCAAGGCACUGGGCGCUCUGCACAUGGCCUUAAUGUCCCUUUAAUCAGAUCAUACUUCCUGCUUCUCGGCCUAUCACAUCGCUGCAGGCUCCUGAUUGGAUUAUCAGCGCCUGGUCCGACACCAUCCGUCUCCCUGAUCAGCUGAUGGCCCCAUCAAACACGCAUACUCAAAUACACACACACAUACACACACAAAAACACACAGAGACGAUACUAAACCUGUUUAACUUUACUCCAACACACAUCCACAAAGAGCUUUAUUCACAUCUGUCUGCACAAAUAACCACAAACUAUAAAUUUGUGUUAAUGUCGGACACAGUAACACACACGCACAGGCUUGCACACACACACACAUACACACACACACACACACACACAGACAGGCUUCCAACAGUUUGACAAAUGUGUCCACAAAGAGGUUAAACUGACAGACAUACACAUGUCCAUACUGGCAGGCAUUUAUCAUCCAUCCUUCUGUCACACACACUCGCACACACAGACACACACAUACACACAUAAUGCAGGGGGAUUUUAGUCUGUUACAGGGCGUUUGUCCAGUUUUCGCUCGUUGCUGUGUGUUCUACUCCCUCUCAUACCACGUCUGCUUGAAACAUGAUUAAAAGGAUUAAAGCUGAAUUACACCAAGUGAAUGUGGCAUCAGAAUUCAAUGUAGCAUCACUCCUAUCAUUAACAGAGACUUUAAAGUGAGUAUUUCGAGCACAUCAACCUUUAAAACUCCACUCUCCUUUUCUUUUCCCUGUUGUUCUGAUAUUUAAAGUUUAGUCACAUGGAAAGGGCCUCUUUAAGAGAUUUUUGGAACAGUGCUUGAAAAUCUUCCAUCUUUACGUUUCUCCAUAUAAUACAUCAGUCUUAUGUUCGGCAAAUUGAGGACAUGUCAGGCUAAUUAAACCUAAAAACUUUUUUCUUAACGACAUUUUGUUCUGCAAAACUCCAGCCAAACGGAUUACCCUCAGAUUUAUUUUAAAGAUGUUUGUGUCCAAACAAAAUGACAUUUCAUUAACUACACCAUAUAAUGCGUAUCAACAGCUGUUUUGGAUUGACAGAUUUCAUAAGUUAUCAGACGCUUCACCAGUAGAGUCACACUUGAGGGGUGCAAUGUUUCAUAAGUAAUCAAGACUGAAAGAUACAUUUGAAAAAAAUAAAAUAAAAAACAUCAUAAGUCAGUGGGUAUUUGGUGGCUUAAGUGUUUUGGAUAAGAACUGCAGACUCAAUUCAGAUUGACCAAUAAACUCUGGGUCCCAAAGUUGAACACUAACAUUAAAAUUAAGGUUAUGAUUCAAAAAUUAUUUAGUUUUUUAAAAUGCAGUAGAAAUAAAACAUGUAUGUACUGGAUAUUUUAAUUCACAUUUAAUGGUAUCAUGAUAUGUCAUUGUUUAUUUUGGGUGUAUUUUAAAGUAUAGAAAGUACUUAACUUGUUAAUAUUGUUACCCUCAGGAAUAAUGAGUUUAAACAAAAAAAAUAUAAGCUGAAUACUAAUAUCUGAUCUUUUCUUAACUAUUUGUUGUGCAGGUCCAGAAUUUUCAGACAAAUAUGUUUUUAGAGCUUCUUGUUAACAACAAGCUUAUCACACCUACUUAUAAGCUGAUCAUAGACAACAAAGCUACCAAAGCUGAUAUGAUUGUGACCCACAGGUUUCUGGGAGUAUUUUUAUUAAAAGGCCAUUAAAGGGAAUUGAUUUAAAAUGACAGAUAUAAGUUGUUUGAAAUUUUGAAGCAAAUAUCUCUUGUCCCGCACAGACAAAAACAUUGACAGGGGGGAAAAAAUAGAAGGCUAAUUCUAGUGAAAGACCCAUGGACAAGGAAACAUCUGUAAUGUGUUUGUCUCAGGGCCAAGGCCCAGAGUGUCAGAGUCCUAAAGGCAGACAAGCACAGAGUCAUGUGUAUGUGUCAGGUGCGCAUGCUUGUGUGUGUGUGUUUGUGUGUUUUGGCAGACAUCAAGGUUAAUGACAGAGCUGUCACCAGUCCUGACUGUAACCACCGAGUGAAUGUGAACCACACACAAAGACACACAAAUAAACAGACACAGCACCACACUUGAUCCCAUCUGUCUUCCAGCCCAUACUCCAUCUCUCCACAGCCUCACUCUGUCUUCUUGUCCACUCUCCAUCUUCACACACUCGCUCUAUCACCCCAGGGCCACCUAUAGCGCACACACACAGUCACAAACCUCGGGUUUAUGAUGGAUACAUCCCAUCCAACCCCUGUCUGGUGGUAUGAUUGGCUUUGUUUGUGUUGUUUCUACUACAAAAGAACAAAAUGCCAGUUGUUAAUUCAUUGCUAUCCGAUUAAUUUCUCUUUCUUUGUUUUUCUACAGCUAAGGCACCUGGGUAAUGAUGAAGUCCACAUCGUUUGGUCAGAGCAUUCCAGAGACUAUCGUCGCGGGAUCAUCCCCACAGAGUUUGGAGACGUGCUCAUCGUCAUCUACCCCAUGAAAAACCACAUGUACUCCAUCCACAUACUCAAAAAACCUGAGGUAAACACAGAAUUAAACACACAAACUCCCAUUUGUCAGUGUCAGCUGGGUGUUAAUCUCUGCAUGACAGUGGCUCUCCACUUAUUACUGCACAAAGUGACAUUUUAACCCAUCACUAGAACUUAGGAUAAUUCAGUCUCCCUCUGGUCUAAACAGAAAUAAUGAAACAUCUCACCUGUUGUGAAACUGUAAUUGUAGCAGAUCAGAAUGAUUUUUAACCAUGCAUGUCAUCCAUCCAAUCUUUCUGAGAUUUCAUUUUUUAGCUCUUUGCUCUGUCUGAAUUCACAACAAUUGCUAGAAGCUACAACAAACAAUGAACCAUGACGUUUAUUUUAUGUUGUUUUAUACAGGAUAGUGUGGUUAGUUUUAGUGAUGUUGCUUCAAAUUGGCUCCAGCCUUAUCUUCAAGUUUGUAUUGAAGGUAAUACACUUUUGUCGCAAUUGAAUAUACUGAAAUAAGUGAGUGUGUGACACAAAAAGGCCAAUUGUGAUUUGGCUGAGAUGAAAUAUAUUUGGUAAGUAAAUGAAAAAUAGAUUUUUUGUCUACCUGUUAUAUUGGCCAGUGAGUUUAACUGUGGAUUUCAGACCCAUUGUGCGUGGUAAAGCCUAUUCAUGUGAAUUUGGUUUAAAGCUAAUUAUUGAGCCUGAGACAUUCAGUAAAAAGAUGAUUAGUCAUCAAAAUCAAACAGUUCAGGAACAUUGUACAAGGAGUGAUGCAACUCCUGACACUGACAUUAAAUGUAUUUAUAUGCUGAAUAAUAGGACCUGUUAAAAUGUAGGACAUCACAUAAGAUGUCAACAUAACAGCUGUUUAAUUUUAUAAAAAGUAAAGAUUAUGUUGUUGAAAACGACCCAGUUUUAGUUUUUACUUGGCUCAAAACUUCUGUCCAUGUAGUUAGGAAGCGUUUGAUCAGUAAUCCAAUAAAAAUUCCUGAUAUUCUUAUCUAGGCAAAGGUUUGGAGUCAGAGCUGGAUUUCAAGAACCAAACAUGUAAAAACUUAUAAGCAAAGUGUGCCAUUGUUGAUUAAAAAAACAAAUAAAUAACCAUGCAUGCAAACAAAUAAAGAUAUCAAGGUUUAGAAUAAGUUAAUGCAUAUUUUGUCCCCUUAAAGAAACCCUUGAAAUACCUGGCAUUGUUAGACAUUUUUGUUUAAAGAAAGUGUGAGAAAUUUUCAAAUAAUUAUAUUUAAAGUUAUAAUUAUAUAAUUAUAUAUAAAAAGUUUGUCACUGUAUCAGGUUGAUUCUCUCCUUUUCUUUAAAAAAAAAAAAGUAGAAAAGUAAGUCAAAUUUUCUAAUGCUGCUCUUUCUCCAAACAAACUGAGGUCUGGAUAUGAAGAAAAAAAAGGAUUAAGAUUGUGAACAUGCCUGAUAUUUUAGUGUAUGAUUUUAUGUGUCCCACCAGGCCUCUGGGAUGUUCACUCAGAUUGACAAACAAUCCUUGAGAGCGUCUUGCCUUGAGUCUUGCUACUCUGGUUAAUGUUUCAGUCUAAAACACACAGACAUUAAUACCACAGCACUGAUAGCAUAAUUCCAUUUUAAACAAGAACUAACUCAAUAAAACGCUGCUUUUUCUCUAUGACAUAGAUACCACAGCACUAAUAACAUAACCUUGUUCUGUUUCAUUCAUUCUACGAGCAAAAUAUUGAAUUAUCAUAAAUCCUAAAACAAGUUAGAUAAGAUAUUCUCUGUGUUCUCAUCCUCAAAGCACUGUAUUCAGUCACAGAGUGCAUGGCAUGGAGUCCUGGUCUCCAAAUAAAUUCAAUAAAAGCCUGGCAUUAUUCUCUUUGGUGGAUUCCUCAAGCAAAGUAUAGGAUUAAAUCAGAAAAGCAUCGUCUGAAUCAAAGAGUGGAUGACUAUGAAACUGUCGCUUCAGUCAGUGGUUGUGUCAGACUUAGUUAUUGAUCGUUAUUGUAAUAGACAAGGUCACAAAAAUGUCUAUCAUAAUAUUCUCACUUGUCUUAUUUACCUUUGUUUGAGAUUUUUCAAACAUUACACUAACGUUUACCAAACAGUAGAACAAACUCAGGCUUUAUUUUCAUAAGGCAGAAAAACCGAACAGAGACACUGACUGUGGGGUCACGUUUAAUCUCCACACCAUGCCAACCGCAUGAAGGAUUUGAAGGUGCUGGUUGAGGUUUGUAGAUGGCCCUAAGGCCACUUUUGUGCUCAGUCUCAUCUGGUUUCUGCUUUUCCUUGUAUCAUCACAUGUUAUGAUAGAUCCCAAUCAAGACAACAUUUGAAAACAUCAAGAGAUUUAGAGAGUGCUUCCAGUCUUUUGUAUCAUCCCACUGAGCGUGGUCCAUGAUUUUUAAAGAAGAACAAAAAGAAGACUAAAAAUUUAGAAGAGCUUGGAGUCACAAGCAUGUCCACCAUCAAACAAAGAAAACAGCAGCUAAAGUUUUGAGUUCUGAACAUGUUUAUUUCAUUUGCAUUUAUGUCACCAAGUGGCACCUGUAGUAACCCAGUGAUUUCAAAUGCAUAGAUCUGAUAUGACUAACUCACAAAAGUUAAAAUGCUGAACAAUAAUCAAUUGUUUGAAAACUAUUAAAACCCUUAAUUUUACACAAAAUAGUGCAAAAUACUUGCCUGACUUAGUUGCUUAGCGGUUACAGGAUCUCCAUUAUUGCAUUUUUGGUUUCAUGUCUGUGUAUUAGCCAAGUAGCACUCCAGCUCUUCUGCUACAUAGCGUCUUUGAGCACCCAUAAAAGCACAUUAUAAAUAAAAUUUAUCAUUAUUAUUACAUAGGUAUGCUGUUUAAAUGCAUGUAGAUGGAAGUUUGGCAUUGUCCUGCCAGAACAUGCAAGGUCUUCCCAUAAAAUGCGUUUUCUAAAUGUUGCUCCAAAACCUGUUUGUAAUGUUCAGCAUAAAUAGGUGUGUUUGUCAUGGCCAAUCAGUGUUGAUUUUUGGCCUUUUCAACUUUGCAGAGAUUUCUCAAGAUUCCCUGAAGAUUUAAGUGAUAUUAUGUACUUUAGACAAUGAAAUCCCUGAUUGGAUUUUUAUGCUGAAGAACAUUAAUCAAAGAUUGCUGAACUAUUUUUUCCUCUUUUGGAAGAGAGACAGGAAAAAUGGGGAGUCAAGAGCUGAGGACUACAGCCGCAAUAUGUUGGGGGCUCAAACUGCUUGGCAAUCAGUGCUUCUUUAUUGACAUUUUCAACAGUGUCCCAACUUUAGGGGGUUGUAUUUCAAAAACAGCAAAUCACAGAACAUUUAUUCAUCGUUUCAUAUUUGUUUGGACUCCUGCUCCCACGGUACCUGUAAAGAAUGUGUAUCCCUUUUUUGACCUCCUUGAUGCAGCUUGCUUGUCACUUUCUCCAUAGUUUAACUCCUUUCAUCUAACCAUCGACGGGAUGAUUGUGCAAAAUCCCUCAAUGUUAGAUUUAGGGAUCUUUACCAGGUAUUUGGGUGGUAAAUCACAGUGGUUUGCUUUCAGUCAUAAUUCAGUUAAUUCCUUAUAAUUGUCUUGUCUAUAGGUGCCGUUCUUUGGUCCACUGUUUGAUGGAGCCAUUGUGGACAUGAAGAUUUUGCCAACCAUGGUCAGAGCCACAGCUAUCAAUGCCAGUCGAGCCCUUAAAUCCCUCAUUCCUUUGUACCAGAACUUGUAUCCUUUUUCACUGCUGCUCAGAAUUGACAAAAACAUGAUCAGAAGCCAAAGGUAGGUCACAAAAUGCCUUUUUUGUUCCUUUUGGCCACAUGCUAACACCUCACACUCAACUCUUUGAGAGUUAGUUUUAACAAGGGAUCUCUUUCGGUUCUGAAAUUCCAACUUGUAAAGUAUCUUCUGGUUUUGGAAAUCUAUGUACAUGUAUGUGAGAGCGAGAAUAUGUUGGUAAUCACCUGCUGGAGUGUUAAGAACAGUAAAUCAAUGUCAAGUGGAGUUUGGCUCUCAGAAUAUAAGUGCUGGUUUGAUAGAGCUGUAUUUAGUUGGCUCUGAAGUGCAAUAUAUCAAGUGUGUGUUGGUCUUGUACAAAGUUAGGUGUGUGUGCGUGCGUGCGUGCGUGCGUGCAUGCGUGUGUGUGUGUGUGCAAGAGAGAGGGAAACAGACAGAUGUGUAUACAGUCUGUCUGCUUGAUCUGAUGCGAUGGUACUUUGGUUGGAACAAGCCCAGCGGUCAAUACAUAUCGAUGACUCUCCUCUCCAAUGCUGUGUCUAAAUGAGGGGCUGUGCUCUCUGGUCUGUCAUACACACACUUACACACACACUCACACAGAAACAAAAAUGGGAGCACACUUCCACAUAUUCUCAUCCUCACAAACACAGAAGUUACACUCCUGAAGAUAUAAACUCCUCAGAUGAACAGUGAUGAAGGUGAUGACAUGCAGAUUUAUGUACAGUGAUUAACUGGAAACACACAAACUCUGUCUCGAGUCAAACUUUUUCAUCAUUGAACAUAUUUCUUACCAGCACUCAAAGCAACUUGAUUUCCUAAUGAUCCUGUUUUAAUUCCUUUGAGCUCAACUAUCACAACUUUUCUCCUUCCUCUUUAUUUGUUUCUUGUAGUCAAAUAAGUUUCAGUGAAGGAGGUCUAUUAUGCCCAUAUUUAAAUAAGGACAUGUAAUGAUAAGAUUUUGGAUUGUUUGUAUUGAACCUCGCAAAGCUUCACAGCAUAAGAUAAAUUGUAGCUUCUCUGAAUGGGUGGCAAGUCUGAUUCAUGGCCCCCCUUUUCUUUUGUUCAGCACUUUUUUGAUUAAGGAUAUUUGAAAAAGUUUCCAAUGAGUAUUAUUGUGGUAAAAAGACAGCUGUUUUUUUUUACCCUGGGCAGAGGCUAAAAGGCACCAGAAAGAGUUUUCAUGGGUGUCAGUGGGCAAUAAAUGAGUAAUUUUAGCUGCACACUGUCUAAAGCUACCGUAUACGUUAUAAACAGAAUAGAAAAUGUCAGAGGUGGUGUCUUUUAAAGCUUUUCGUUCCACUCAACGUACCAGGCAGUGAGAAUCCAUCAAGCAAUGCUUGUGUUUUUAAUUGUUACUGUCCUUAGAAAACUGCUGCACCUUCACUGUCAAAAUAGUUUGAACUUCUAACCAUAUUUAUCAUCUGUAAUUUAUUACCUUAAACUGUAUUUGCAUUUAUUAUGGCGUGUGCUGCUGACCUCUUGACCAGGUCACCACUGUAAGUGAGAUUCUGUACUUUUCUGGUUAAAUUAAAAAAAAUCUAAAGGUGUCCCAGACUGACAUAAUAAGAGGUGAAAAUGAGAGUUAAGGUGCUCUAAUGUAUGUCUAAAUGACUGCCAGAAGCUAUGCUAUGCUGUGGAGUUAACCUUUAUUAGUAUUGAUUUUUGCCAGCUGUAGUCUUGAGAUAGAAAUGCUUAUCAGUUGAAAUAACAUAGGUCAUUGCAAUCUUUAGUCUCAACUCCCCUAACAAUGCACCCACAAGUGUUACUGUGGAGGAAUAUUUGUACUCAGAGUCGAGAAGCAAAACAAGCUUUCUUUGGCUUUAUUUAUUUGAUUGGACUUUGAAUCAGUUCCACUUUUACUACAACCCCUACCACUGUCUGUGAGGACAGGUAUGCUGACAGACAUUUUGAUAUUUGAUGAUUAAGAGUUGAACAAAAAGUGAAACGUGUCACUAAAUGCUGUCUGAUCUCUGACUUGGGUGGGUAAACCCAGGCUGUCACAUGGAGCUGUUCAAACUUACCUCCGAGCCUCGGUUGCUGGUUGGGGGUCCCUGCAGCUCACUUAUGCAGAUGAGUGAUUACUCACAGGGGCAGUUGUGGUGUAGCAUUUAAGUCACUGGUCUCUCCAACAGAGGGGCUUGAUCCCAGGUCCUGCUGCCCACAUGCUGAAGUGUCCUUGGCAAUAUACCUGACCCUAAUCUGACCCCAUGGGCUGCUUGUGACUGGAGGUGUGAUUGAACUGGUGAAACCUGAUGGUGCCUUAUAUAGCAGCCUCUGCUGCUGGUGUAUGAAUGAGAUUGAGAUGUACAAUGUCAAAGCCGUUUGAGUGGUCAGAUGAGGAGAGAGAUUUCUUUAUCAGCAUAGUCUCAUUCCCAUGUACCAUGUACAAAAUUACCAGCACACUUCUCAACAAACUCAGCCUGCAUUUUGUUCAAUUUUGCAAACAUAUUAAAGCUGCUGUGAGGAAGUUCUGGUUUGUGUUGGUUCUGGCGCACCCUGAAGACUAAGUGGUCACUCUUAUAUCUUGUACUGCACAUUUGAAAGUAAAUAGUGUCGUAAGUAGUGUUUUCAGACAAAAAUCGUACCCUGUUUCCUUUCAAGAGUGCUUUAGAGGCAUCAGUAGUAGUUUUAGUCUGUUUUUCAACCAGUAAAAAACUUCUCACAGUGCCUUUAAAUCAGCAGUUUGUUUUCAAAGUUACUGCUGAGUCAUAUGAGGAUCAUUUUUUUAUUGUGAUCACAAAGAGCAUUUACAGAAUCACAGAGCCCUCUUGUUUGUUUUUCAAGUCUCUGAAAAGUUCAAGUGCAAAUUGAAUUUUCCCAAAGUUAGUUUUGUGAUUGCAGAAAGCGACAAACACAAAUUUUCUUCAUUGAUUGUAUUACUCAAGUUCACCGUUCUCUGUUAAGCUGAACAGAAGUUGUAAACCAAGAUCAUCCAAAAUAAAAUGUCUUAUCUUUCGCUCCCUGUUCACAAUUAUUGUUCAUUUUUAGCCGCUAUUUUUGGUUUGGUUUUCAGCAAUUAAACUUCUAUGUGCUGCUGCUCUGGUUUCCACUCUGUAGCCUAACUUUACAGUGGAGAGUGGUUUGCUUGAAAUCAUAGGAACACUGGUUAACAGCUGGAGGAACCCUUUGAGAAAAAACUGCUUGUGCUUGGAAGUUCUUUGUAGCCUUGUUGACAGGUUCUCUGUCAAAAAUAACUCUGAAGGUACUUUGAAACAUUUUGUGCUCAAGGAAGUAAUGGAGGAGCUGCAGUUUCUGAAGUAACAGUGAAAUAUGUAAAAAAUCAAGUGUUUGUCCAAAAUAUGUGUGUGAUAGGGCUGGGUGAGAAAACAAAAAUUUACCGAUACUAGAAUUUACGACAGUUACCGACAUCAUUUUGCCUAUAUCAGUAUAUUUGGUUUCAAAAAAAUAAAAGUUGAUUUUGGAUGUGUGUAGGUAGGCUAUGGUCUCAUGUCCCUUUGAGAGGCUGUCCUACGUCAGAGACGUGACUCCACCCCAUCCAGUAACAUCCUUAACAAAGAGGGAAAGACAGGUGAGGAGAUGGAAGACGGUUCAAAGGUUCUAGCGGCUGAAGAAGACAAAGUUAAUGUGGGAGGGGGUGAGCAUUUAUCGUUAUCAAGGUGAACUGCUCAAUAUAUCGUGAUACUGAUUUGAGGCCAUAUCGCCCAGCCAUAGUGUGUAAGGUCAUAGUAAUCUGUGCAUUUUUAUCAGAUUUAAUCUCAGUGACUAAGUUAUGCCAUACCCUUUCCUUGUUUCCUCAUUUCCUUUGUCUUUCUUUCCUUUUGACAUGUAUUUUACUCUAUUUUCUUCUCCAAUCCUCUGAUCCAAACCUCUAUCCAUGUUAUUUGUCCUAAACACACUUUCAAUCCCAUUUCCUCUCCAGUUACCUCUCUGUCUUUGCGUCCAUGUCAUUUGUGUGUGACUUCAGCAAUCUUGAGUAUGUGUACAGACAUGUCAACAUCUCCACAGCAGUGUUUCUUCAUUUGUGAUGCUCUGUGAGUCCAUCUAUAUACUGUAUGUGUCUUUGUGUCUGUGUGAAGAUGCACACUUCCACAAUGAUACACGUGUGGUGCAUGCUUGUCUGGAGGUGUUUGUGUGUGUCUGCCAGUGUCCUGGUGUGUAUUGAUUGGUGGUAGCAGCAGGUCGAUGCCUCUGACAGGCUGAAUUACAGUAAUCAGUCAUUAUUGACUCCCCAUCUCUGAGCUACACACACCUCUCUCCACUUCUGUCUCUCCUCUUUCCCUCCUCAUACUCUGCCUUCUUUAUCUCUCACUCUUCCUUUCUUUCCUUUUUUUUUUUGCGUCUGUCUCUCCUGUCCUGCAUCUCUUUCUGAACAUCUGUCCACGUCUCCUUGCUCUCCAGUUUUUCUUCAGAUGGUUUGCAUCACUCAGUCCUCCUCUUUUCAAUCACUAAUUCUGUCCCUGUAUUUUCUCUCUUGUCUCUCUAAUUCCUUUAUCGGAGUGGGUCUGCUUCUGCUCCACGGUCUGUUUUUGCUCUUUUUUCAGAUGUCUUUACUUAUCAGCCUUCAUUCAGUUUUUAUACUUCUCAAUUUUAUCUAUCGUCCCAGACCUAGAGAAGCCCUGACAUCAUGAUAUUAUUACAUCUUAAAGAAAUGGUUGUAGCAGUACAUCUCUAAAAGUUGAUUAAUGUUAAGAACAACAUGAGGAGGCAAGAUGAAACACUACAAUAAAUACACAUGGACAAAAUACUGUUAUCUCUUUUUUUUUUUUUUUUUUUUUGAGUUUCAGAGACCUGUGACCAAAAGUCAGAAAACUUUACAAAAGAAACUGAAAUUUAGUACAAAUAACCAUGAAGAGCAUUGCUCUUUGUCAAAUUAAUUAGCUGCACAUAUAUUUUCAAUUAAUUGAGAAAGUUUUCAUGGUCAGUAAUUUGCUGAUGGUAUGCAAACCUUUAACUAUAACGAUGCAUUUAAAAGGUAAUGAUGUACAAAAAAAUGAGAAAUGACUAUAAUGAAAAUACAUUUCAGUAAUGACUUGUGUUUAACAAGUUAAGAUAGGUUAAUUGUGUGGAUGGUAGAUGACCGUGACCAACUUGACAGGUAGUGUCAAUAUUAUUCAAUAGGAUUCUAAUACAAAAUACUAAAUUUGACACUUGGAGUAGAUCUUAUGCAGACUUCAAAAGUCUGAGAUGGAAGAAUUUAGACUGCAAGUCAUGCUGUAAGAAUAUAAACUGAAUUAAAGUUUUAAUGGUAAGGUUAGUGAGUGCCAUUUUAUGUGCCUAUUAUACAAGGAAUUUGCAAUUUAAACUCCUGAUGUUCUGCAAAAACAAACAAGACCAUAUGUAACAACAGUGACCAUUUUAAUACUGUUUUAUUUUUUGCAAGGGGGUUGAUGUUGGCCUAGAUGAUUGACAGCUUGUGUGAAAAAAAAAAUCUAAUUUUCAGCUGCAAAUAUUCUAAAAGUGUGACAAUACUGACGAGAUGUUUGGUCAAAAUACACAAUGUACACAUGUUAAGGACAAGAUCAGCAAAGUGAUAAGAUUAAACAUCACACAAGGGGCGCCAAAAAUCAACACAAAUCACUAAUGUUCCACUGUUGCUGUAACUGCUUUUACGAAUCACUUCAGAUUUUGCUCCAUACAAACUUAUAAAAAAAAAGGCCUGCUCCACAAGCAUUGUGGUGUCAGUAUCUUCAUACAGAGGCAAAAGAGAGAAAAGACCAUCAUGUAAAAAGGCUGGCAGGGCUAAGUGUGUCAGCGUGUGUGUGUAUUAACUGGCAUUCUCUCCUCUUUCUUUUCCUGUCCCCCUCUCUUUCAGUCUCCCUGCCUCCCUUUCUCUCUGUCUCUCUGUCUCCUGGCCCUCGGGGCAGUCCAUCUGCCUUCUCUCUCUCUCUGAUCUUUCAUUCACCAUGACUAGAGCCUUCCAACAUCACACACAAAAACACUCAGUGCCAGGCUGUUGGGGCAGCUGUGUGUAAGCACAGCUCUAUCUCACAUAUCAGCUCAUUGCAGCAAGAAAAGCAAUCCAAGACUCCCCAGCACACAGGCACGCACACACACACAAACACACACACACUCUGUCCUCUUUUCACAUUGCCUUUUCUACACAUGUCACAACAAAGUGAAGCACACUCCCAUUAUUAUAAAAAACUUUUGCAAUGACAGAUGGAUCAAUGGUAGAUCAAACCCUCUGAGAGUAACUACAUUUUAGGUACGGGGCAGACCGCUGGUAUAUGUGUUUUUUUUUUAGCAGAGCUCUGAGCUCAUGAACCUGAUGCUGCAUUUUAGUCAUACCAGAAAAAUAGCAAAAUCUAAAUUUGUAUCAGAUGAAGAGGCUUCUAAAAACAAAUUUAAAACUGAAACUCUCCAGUGUUGUUGCUGACAUAAACUCAGGAUGAAUCAUUUUGUUUCUUGUAAGAAUGAAAAAUUUUAGCUGUAAAAUCAUUUCCUCGCUCUUCAGCUUCUUUGUAUCCCAUGACAAGACUAUCAGUUAAACAAGUGGGCUACAUGUACUGUAAAGCUACUUUAAGAACUAAAACCUGAAAAUAACUGGAACCUGGAGUUGUUAGAGAUUUGUAACCUUGUCAGGCAUUUCUGAAUAGAUUAGCAUCUCAGUGGGAGGAGAUGUAACAGCAGCUGUAUCUUCUGCAGGCUUUAACGGUGUAAUCUAAGAAAAUAUCUUAUCUCGCUGACUUUUCACAGUCAGAUGUAUGACUGAGUGUGAAUAUUUAUGAGGAAAUUGUAAAACAAGGCUGUUUCUUCAGCUGCUUGGCUGACACCAACCCCCCUUUCUGGUUUUAGGCAAUAAAGGUUACGAUAUAAAAAUCAUCAGUCUUGUUUGCUUUUUGAUACCAUAAAAAAGUAUAUUGUAAGUUUCAGCCUAUUUCAUAGAUGUCAAAAAACUCCUCACUGGAGCUUUAACCAAAUUUAAAGUUAUUAAACCUUGAAUUGUUUUAAAUGAUAAGCAAAAUUUGAAGCAGCGUGACGCUGUCUUUGCCUUUACCAUCUGUGCAGUACACCACCUGUAUGUUAUCCAACACCAAGACACACAGUGCAUUAUGUAGGCUAUACAUCUAUAUCACAAAACACUCAGAACUCGCAGGAAAACGUUUAAUUUAUAUGUAGAUUACUGUCAUCCUCAGUGUGUGCAGCUCAAUAGCACUUUGGAUUCACUCAAUGUUGGUAACGCAGUUUAUUAAGCCUGUGGUCUGCAACAGAGUACUUGAUCUGUGCAUCAUAAACACUGUCAGUAUAUGUCUGUAUACAAGUCACAGACACUUACUGACAGUGUUUUUAUACUGACAGUCCUGUCCAGAAUUUAAAGUUUCUCAUGAAGUGUGUAAACAACUUUUUAUGUUCAUUAUUUCUAAACAAAAGCCCUGGGGUAUAUAAGGGUUGUCUCUUGAAACUGUUGUCUAAUGUUUGAAUGGAAGUUUACCACUUGAUGCUGCAUUGAGUCAGUUUUCUUCCACUGUGACUAUAAAUAUUCUUGAAAACAUGUUUCAUGAGAGGAUUUUUUAAGCUGUCAAUAUUAAAUCACAGUCUAAUGUCCUCAAGUACUUUCAGCAGAACCACUGUGAAGUGGACAACCACUGUCUGAGAUUUAACCAGCCAGAUCUGCUGCAGCCGCUCUUGUAUAUUAUCAUGCAACACUGGCUGUGUGAGAGUUUGAGAAGUGUUUGAAUGUGAUGAUAGGUGUGUGUGUGUGUGUGUGUGUGUGUGUGUGUGUGUGUGUGUGUCUGUCUGUCUGUGUGUGUGUGUGUGUGUGUGUGUGUGUGUGUGUGUGUGUGUGUGUGUGUGUGUGUGUGUGUGUGUGUGUGUGUGUGUGUGUGUGUGUGUGUAAAACAGCAAACUGUAACCAUCCUCCAUCUGCUCUUGGGUGAUUGUUGUUCAGGGGAACAAUGCUGGAGCGACGUUAAGCCAUAGUACACACACACACACGCAUACACAAGCUCCAGCAAGUGUGUGUGUGUGCAUGAAUUUUCAAAUGUAUACCAUCACUGCGUUUACCCUCAUGCACAUCGUGGCGUUUAUGUUGUGUGUGUCUGUGUGUAUAUAUUUCACUCAGGAUUAGAGCUAUUCCAUGAGUGUGUGUUUGCAUGUGUGUUUGUGCGUGUGGGGUGGGGGGAUAUCCCCUCUAGUAGUUGAUUGGCAGAGAUAGCUGUACUGAGGCUGGGGUCAGCAUAUGGCUCACUGCGAUAGCGAUGCUGUGUUUGCGUGUGUUUUCUGUGCGUGUGUGUGUGUGUGUGUGUGUGUGUGUGUGUGUGUGUAGCUGCCUUUUCCUUGCUUUCACACUCUGUUCCCAGUGAAAUGAUGGCAGCUCUGGGCAUGUAGCGCUAUUAUCCCCCCAUAUCCACACACACACACACACACACACUCAGACACACACACACACACUCGUCCUCACCAAGAGCAGCCAAACGCCUAGCGGCCUGCCUGGCUCCUCUCUGCCAGCUCCCACAAUAGAGCCUAUUGUCCCGGUGAGGCCACAAUCUGCUGUGUGUGACAAGGAGUGUGUGUUCCUCACCACGGUAGAAAAGGUGAGGGCAGAACCUUACAAAUUGAAGACAUUUUGUUAUUGCUGAUGUUGAAAUGGGGUCAUGUUAUCCUUAACCUCUCAGGAGCUCCAAUACCUCCAUCGCUUUCGAAAGAGGACUUUGUUUGACAUGAAAGAAAAUGACACCGCUACCUGCCUGCAGGUUGCAUCCUCCUCUGUUGGUUAAAAAUUUGUAUCAACAUCUUAGAGAAAAAUAUUUAACAACUACAUAUACAAAUGCACUUAAAUCUUAUGUGUGGUGUUUUAAAGAAGAAUAUUUUUAAGUUUCUAAAAUUCGCGAGACAUAAAUUAGACAAUUAGAGUGAGAAAGAAAGACUCUAAAUAUCAAGAAAAAAAAACAUUUUAACCCACCACCUACCAUUCUUUAUUACGAACUCGAGUGUCUUCAUGCCACAUGUUGAUGCCAAAGACAGAUUUAGGGUGAGGUUCAGGAUCUAAAGGGAUAUAAAUCUAAGCGAAUUUGUGCAGAGGGGGAGGUGACUGUGGUUAAUUGUUUCCCAUCGGGUAGAUAGAGGAAAUGAAAAGAAAAGAGGAAGGAGGAGGAGGAGGGGUCAUGGCUAAUCUCUUUCACUCCUCCUUGGGGAAAUGCUUGUGUGAGUGUUGAUGUGUGUGGGAUACUUCCCGAGGCUACUUCAGAUGCUCAUUUUAGCCCUACGAUUCUUAACACUUCUUUAAAUGGAUUAUUUAGAUGUUUCUGUCAGUUAUUUUCUACUAUAGCUGUCAAACGAUGAAUUUUUUGAUAGCGUCAUAUUAUAAUUUUAAUCUUAUGUUUAAUAUCAUCUGUAAUGUCCCAUAACUUUUCCCUUCAGAGUAGUUUUUGAGUCCGUAUUAAUGGUGUUAAGCACUUUUUUACCAGCAUUUAAAUCUGGGGAUCAAAUGGAUGUCAUAAAAUUAACUUCUAUGGUCUCAAUUUUAUACUCAUUUUCAAAAUAAAUGCACUAAAUUUGCUAUUGUUAUCUUAAAUUAUUAUUUUAUUUCUGAGUUACCCCAUCACAGUGGCACUGAUGUCAAUAACUUGUUUCUAAGUCUUAAAACACACGAGAGAAAGGUUGAGAUCAUAAUCAGAAAUUUAUGACCAUAAUGUUACUUUCUUCUUGCAUGGCUCUCAGGGCUUCCUAGAUGCUUUUCAAGUUCUGAUGGUGCAUUUCGCCCUUGCUGGACAGCUGGAGAAAGAUGGGGAAGUGAGGAGAUUAUAAAGAAUGGCCAAGAGUCAGAGCAGGAGCUGCGGGGUUGAGGACUGAAGCCGCUGUACAUAGGGCUCAGGCUUGCAUCUGCUGAGCUUAACCUGCUCCCCGGGGCGUCCUUAAUUUUAAACUUUACCAUCACAGAUAUAUCAGAGAGGUCAUAGUUGAGUCAGAGGCUUGAAUAUCCAUACGUAUGGAGGAGAUCACUGUCGCAGAUUUAACUCCUUUUCUAUUGUGUGUUUUUGUCCAAUUUUGGAAAUGUGUUGCUCUUGUAAUGACUAAGUGUGUCUCUGUGUGUGCACACGAAUGCGCCUUGUCGCAGUGAGCUGUGCAGACACAUGAGUUGUAGCGAUCAGCGGCUUGAUCACAUCUUGUUGGAGCAGACCCCCCUCUGACUGGUAAACAAGCUAAUCUUUGAUGGGUGUGUGAGUGUUUGUGUGUCCGGGGGUGUUAAUGUGAGAAUGCACUUUGUUGCGAGGUGUGUUGAAUGAGAGUAUUUUCUUGUGACGAGGUGUUUAAAAUUCAGGGUGGGCUUUCACUGACAGCGGAGACCACAACACAGAGCAGCAUUGCAAACUGAGAGUCAGACACAGCAAAUUAGGACAACAGUGUUCAUAACCUGGAGAUGAGGGUUCAUAUCAAUAAUUAAUGAUUGAUUUUUCACCAGUAAUAAAUUAUUAGAUAAUCGAAAAAAAUGACUCCUUUUUUUCCUGAUUUAGUUUAGCAGGAGUCAGGUUGUCAACAUUUGUCCUCCUGCAGUCAGACUUCUUUUUCUGGUACGAGAUCAUCUCAGAUUGUAAGGACUACCUGGUAUCAGUAGGCUGAGAAAUCUUUCAGUUGGCUCUGGAUAUAGAUUAAAACAGUGAAUAUAAAUGCAACACAGACUGUAAUAUUCUUUUUUUUUAAAAUAAGUUAUCUGAAUACAUUUCUCACAUUUGCAAUGGAUGCGUUAGAGCUGAAAAUAUGUUCUCACACUUAUGCUCGCACCUCUGGCCUGAAAUUUGUCAAUCCUCGGUUGCUUUUUCAAAGGUACAGUCUGGUAAUCUUUAGCAAUACCUAGCAGUCAGAUUCUAGAUUAAAAAGUUCACUCUCUCAUUCAUGCUUUUAAAGAAGAUAGUCACGGGACAAGAGGCUCCAGUGAUGCAGGAUUAGAGCGAUUCUUCAUUUGUCCAGUUCCUACAAUCAAUAAAGAUCAUGUUACACCCAACAAUGAGCAGUUGAUACUAUUGUAGAAACAUGGCUGCUUUAGCCUCUGUGGAUGGAGACCCUCUCUCAUGUAGAUUUCAAAGGCUCACUCCAAAUUAACAAAAACAAAAUAAUGCAUAUAUUCACGUGAUUAUACUUUUUUUUUUUUUUAACACAUCUACUGUUAUUAUAUUCCAAGGCCAAAUUCUGCACAUUGUACCUCUUAAAACAAGAGCUCCUCUUUCCCAUCCGAUGCAAACAAUGGAGUAGAAAAGAAAUACUUUCUGGCCAUGACAAUUGUGAAGCGAACAUAUAAAUAUAUAAUUUAUUACAAGACCACAGAUCUCUGGUGUUUUCUAAUUCUUUUUUAAUUUUUUUGAUGUACAGAGAGAAAGUACAAUAAAUUAAAGAAUCCCUUCUACGUUCUUCAACCUUACAUUUAAAGUUCCCCAAAAGCCUAGAGGUGAAGGGAAUGUUUUUUUUUAAUGCUGUCUUUCAGAUCAUGUUGCAUCUCGAUGAAUCUAGAUGAAUACAUGCAUAAGGGGUGAAAAAUACUUGAUGGUUGUAUAGCCUGCAGUAAAGAGCCGGAUCUGUCUCCAUAAUCAGAGAAUUAUUACCCCGGUCUCUGCCACAUUCAUGCAAGACCCCUGUUAUGUGUGUGUCCUUUAAAUAAAGCACUGUAGCUUUAGGGCUCUCCAGAGGUUUCAUGGAGGAGGGUGUUUGUGUGUGUGUGUGUGUGUGUGUGUGUGUGUGUGUGUGUGUGUGUGUGUGUACACGUCAAAGAGUGAAAUACAGGGGUGACAAGGGGCCAAUUAAUGUAUCACGCCUGUUUUCCUCCACGGUCUGUGUUUCUGCAUUAGGUUAAAGAGCAGAUGAAUAGGAAUAAACACAAUUGUAAAAAUGUUUGUGUGUGUAUGUGUGCGGUUCCCAUGCAUGUCGGUCCUUAGCAAUAAGAAGUGCAUUAGACUCACCUAUCUCUGUCCCCAUCUUCAGCUUACAUGGACACACACACACACACACACUUAAUGAAAUCACAAAGCCCCCAUAUCAUUGCUAUCACAGAAAGAUAUAAACCCAUUAGCUUGUUCCUUUGGGCACAAACACACACACAUAAACACACACGCACAAGCACAGGUUUAUCAUUACACGCUGUAAAGCUUUUCCAAUUGUAUUAUCCCUCUGAUGUCCGUCUCUCUGUUGUCUGUUCCAAUGCCCGGGGUGCAGGGGACAGAUAUGGUGGGUGUGGGUGAGUGUUUUUGUGUGUGAGAGAUGCGGAGUAAGAUAUGCUGUGAUUGUGUGGGCGUGUGUGUGUGUGUGUGUUGUCUGUAAAAAAGCUUUCGAAAAUUGACAGAAGUCGUGUUUUCAGUUUUUCUACUGUACUGUGAGAAACUUCUAUUUUAUCUCAAUCGGGACAUCCCGAUGGACAGAGAGGAACGUCUUGUGUCUUUGUUAAUUAAACCUGUAAACAUGGCGGUAAUAUUCAGGGACCGGAGUCAAACCCUCAGCAGUCUUUUGAAGGUUGAACACAAAACCCAUUCAGUCCUUUUUCUGUAGGAGAACAGGCUGUUUUGGUGGAGUUAGUGGUUACAGACAUUCAAAACAACAACAAAAAAUAGGGAUUGGUAUUUUUGCUGGUUGUCAUGUUUGUGUUUGAUUGUCAUUGUUGUCAUUUUCUUGGAGGUACAGUGCCCAGCAUAAGUCAGUACACACCCUAUUAAAAAUAAUGCAUUACUCAAUAUCUAGAUGAGCAAAAGUACAAUUUCAAAAGUUUUGACAAAGCUGAGUUUAACGUAACAUUUUAUUUACCAUAAGAUGAAAAUAAGAGUGAUUUGGUAACUAAAAUUUAGUUCUGCUCCUAAAACUUUGAUUGGGGUGUACUCAUUUUUGCUUCCUUGUUUUAAAUUGAAAAAACACCUUUUUGUAUGCACCUAAAAAAAUCUGUUUUUUUACAUUUGGGGGAGUAUUUCGUUGCAUAGUCUGACAAACAAAAUGUUGAUUUUAAAGGAAACUAAAGGUUUUCCUGACAACUCUAAAGGGGUGUACUCAUUUGUGCUGAGCACUGUAUAUCAAUAACAGUCUGUUCCAUCACUAGCUCAAAACUCUUCACAUGAACUGUAGAUAUGAUAUUGUUUUGUGCUUCCCGUAAAUUAACGUUAACGUCGCUCUCAAAAGUAGUUUGAAAUCUACGUGUGAAUCUGGAAUACAGUGGAAAUGUUUUUUCUGUUUUGUGUUUGAGUGAAAAAAGAGUUCAAUUCCUCUUAUUCUUGGCAUGCAAAAGGAAAUAUAUCAAGCCCUCUCUCUUUUAAUGUGGAUGGUUUAAGUUAAUCACUCAUGAAGGUCAGAUAUCCUGAGAUCAUUAAAAAAAAAAAAGUAUUUAAAACACAAAAAUUUCAAACCUUUGAAAAAUACGGUCAUUUAGACGCCCAGUACUUGGGCUGCUUCACCACAAAUCAUCUCUGAAGCGCAGCAUGUUUUAGAGCCAGUCAGUCUUUGGCACUGCUGUGCUUUGUGACUGAAGUCCCUUUGGUGACGGCCUUCAUCAUGUCUGCAUUUUUUAAUCAGUGUUUCUCAUCUUCUUCACAACAAAUAUCUCCAUAGAGUUCAGCACAGUAAUGUCAUGGUCAGCAAACCAAAAGGUCGACAUUUGGCACCGUGGGCAGGUGCUAAGUCCUGCUUCUCUCUGGAUAAGAAGUGGUUUUUAUUUUGGGAAUGUAACAGCAAGGAAAAAAACUUUGAAAUCAAAACCCUGAAGUUUUUCACCAACUAAAAUGAGAUUUUCUUCUUGUCGAGCGUGAUGAGUAUUUCCUCAGUUCAGAUGAAAUAAAGAGUUUGUUUGUUCUCUGUAAGACCACAGAACAUCAUUCUUCAGAUUUUUCUGAGAAAAUUAUAAAAAAGGAGCAAGUGAACACUGCCCAGAGAUCAGUCCAACCACACCAGUCAAGGUGCGCAGUUUACUCUUUUAUUGAUUUAGUAUUUUUAUUAUUUAAAACAGAUCCACUGAGCAUGUAAACAUGGAGGCCACAGGCAGAAUUUUACUUUGUCUAACUUUAUACUUUUUAUCUUUACAGUCCUUGAGGUCGGCAUGUCCACCUUCUCUUCUACACAUGGUGUGAAACACGGACAUAACAGCUUUCUAAAAGAAGCCAGCACUUCUUACUCAGACCAAGAGGGUCCAGGGGAUUUACAGGAUGACUGUUCCCACUGGUCCAGGAACAUUACUUUAGUUUGGAGAAUAACAGUAAAGAUGCAUUUAAAAGUUAGCACACAAAAAAAAAAAAACAUUGAAGUUUUAGCUGCAUCGUAUUCCAGCUAACUUCAGUGGCCUCACCAGGGCGGCUGGAACUUUCUAUCCCUUCUGACCUUAUACUCUCUACCAGAGGUUUUGAAAUCAUCCUGGCUUGAAAUAAAACCUGAGCUGUAUUCCUUUACUGGGUGUACUCUCUGCUUGUAGUGAGAAUCUCUUAAUUGAUGUUGAAAAUUGAAGAUUCCUGCAGCAGUUUUUACUGGAUUAGCAGAAGAGAUGGGGGAAUGGCAAGAGGAGUUGUUCUAAUAAUCAUUGUACUCUCCAGAGCCACUUUGCUUUAAACCAACAUCAUAUUAGUCGACUAAGCACAGAGAGACAUCUGCUGACUGCUUCUUUUAAAACAAUAGAGGUACAAAGAUUUCAGGUGAGCCUCAGAAACAUAUCAUGGUCACCAGAGGAGUAUCAGAUGUUGGAUAUUUUGCAAGUCAUAUUAUCAGCAUGGUUGAACACUCUCAGUAAACAGUAUAUUUGUGAAGAGCUUCAUAAUAUCAGCUACAAAGUGUAUAAUUUAUUAACAUCAUGUCCUACGUUCUAGUUUUACUCCCCACACACACGCACACGUGUGACCCAGCGGUGGGCCCAGCUUCUAAUGUGCUAACAAGCUCCCUCUCUCCUCCCCUCAUCUCCUCUCCUCCCUCAGCCCCCAUCACUCUUAAAGUGAUCACAGGAGUCAGAACACGGCCACAAUGAACUGCGCGGCAGGAGAGAGAGGGAGAGAAAGGGGAUGAAAUGGAGAGAGAGAAAGGGCUAGAGAAGGCACGAACACUUCACUCUGUCCUCUCUUUUCAGCCAUGCACAAGAAAAUGAGUUUCUGACUCCACACAAAAGAGCCAUUUUAUCCGCCCCCUCUCCUCUAUCUCUCCCCUGUCUCCCUCUGCUUUCUCUUUUUUUUCCCCUACACAUCAGCCUUUAUCCCUCUUUCUCCCUUAUAAUUUUCUCUCUCCUUUCCUUUUCUUUCUGUAUGAGAGAGAUAUUUUGUGCUAAUGACUUAACAAGAGAAGCCAUCUGAAAUUCAAUUACAGUAGAUUUCGUACUGACGACUGCCGUUUGUCAGAGGGAGGGAUGGAUGGAGUUUAUUUUCUAUGACCUCUCACUGGUUUCUACUUUUUGACAGGAGUGCUAACUCAUGCAGAGGCUUUACAGAAUACAAAUACACCAAAUAGGAUUAAAAUAAAGAAACUAACCAAAAGAACAACAUGAAAUACUAAAGGUCAUAAUCUGAAGGUCCAGAACGGCUGUGAAAUGUCAACUAGUAUCUCCAAGGUUCAACAUGAAUCUGUCAUUUCAAAUUCAAAAGACACUCUGUAACUACAAAAAUUAGAAUAGAGCAUACAGGAAAAAGUUUAAAAGAGGGGAAAAAAUACAGACAUAGUCAAACCUUAUUAUUUGUGAGCCAUGCUUCUUUUUCCAUUUAGUUCUGGCCUGUGCAUUUCUCCUCUUGUAAGACCAGUGGUGUUUGUUUUUUGUGCACAGGUGCUAAACUUAGCUUCCUGGUACUUCCAGUGAAGUAGCUGUUUCUUCUUAACCCUUACACUUAUCAUUUCAGUUGCGGUGUGUUUUACUGAAUAUAUUUUAUUACCACUUGUAUUGUCACCAUGUAUCAAUGAGCGAAUCCUGUAUAUCUGACAUCUGUCUCGAUUUAUGCUUUAUGUUUACUGUCAUUGCCAUGGUUGCAUUUGUUGUGCUUCCUGCUUUGGUUAGCUCUCUAACCAGUUGGGUAUUGAGUUGUUCCACAUGACGAUGGACAGCAUGCACGGUCGGCCGUCCUCGGGGAUCCUCUAACACAUAUGGAUUUCAGGUCAUAAAUAUCAAACAUGUUUAAAAUCUAUGAUUCCAAGUUGGGCUUCUCUGAUUUUCCUCUGCAUUAAUCGGAGGAAAGAAAAUCAACUUCCUUACAACAGACUGAUAGUCGGGCCUUUGCUGACUUUAGUCUGAUGGGGGGAACAGCCCCAAAAUUUACAUGAUUAAUCUGUAGUGUGUGCUUCACUUAAGCAUGUUUAAAUUUAACCCCUUGUAUAAGGAAUUGUUUUGUCUUUGUUGACUUUGAAUGAGCCUUUAAUAGUUAUGCUGAAAACAGGUGAGCUUUUACAGAGGCCACUAUCUCGCACAACUGUGACAAUGGAAGCUCAUACUUAUUAUCACAGGAGCUUCUUGUCCUCCAAGGCUACUGUACCUUAAUAACAGAAUGGGUAAGCAAGGGAGUGUUGUAUUCAACCAAGAGAAGUCACUAAAUAUUUCCACAAAUCAAACCUGUGACUGGACCUUAAAAAGUUCUCAUGCGACAAAAAAUGCAGGUACUACAUUUUUACAGUGACAUAGAUGCUACUAUGUCACAUAUGACAAGACCUGCUCACCCUGCUAUUUUACCUACUCACUACACUUUCAAGCAGAUUAUUGUGAAUCACUAUAUUUAAUGUUUCAAACUUCAGCCUGACUAGAAGUAUAAUUUGAAAGACUGAUUAAAACUCUGUGAAGUGGCUGUGAAGUAAUCCAACCAUAAAUCAGGAUGUACUCAUCGUGUAUGAGUUCUGUAUCAAGAGUCCCACCACCGCUCUCCUCAUGUAGCCUCUACCUAGUGGGGAGCCAGGUGUUUGUGACAGACUGACAUCAGGCUACUGGCAGAAACCCCCGCUGAGGAGAAUAAAGAGUGAGGGCAACAUAAAGGAGGCAGGCAAAGGAAAAGUGAAGGAAAGAAAAGUGAUGGUCCUGUCAUUUAUCUCAGUGGUGGCACCAUUACUGUGUAUUUAUUUCUCUUUCUUCUCCUUGUUCUUUCUGUCCGCUCUCCUGGCCUCUAUGUACUUUUUCUGUUCUUUAGGUGAAACCCUCUCACCUCCUCAGAAUUGAUGGUACAGAGUCCUAAAUUAUGGCGAUACUCUGAUGUUCUGUUCUAGCUGUUGCUUCAUGCUCCAGCAAAACAUUCAGAUUUAUUUAAAAAGAAAACUGUAUUUUUCUCUAGAAUAGUCCAAGGGCCUUCUUCCAUUAAAUCUUACGCAUCUCUCCCUCUCACACAAACACCUUGCUUUAGCACAGUGGGGAUGUGCGAUACAGGGGAGAGGGAAGCAGGAAAAGGCAAACAGUGAGUUCACAUAGAGACUUGGUGUGAGACAUGCAGGCUUGACACUCGGUGUGUUACUGCUACUCUCUCCGGGAGAUGAGCACACACCACAUCAUGUUGUUACUUAAAUAUCCCUCAUUCACCCGGCUCACCCACUGUCCUUGCCUCUCACCUCAUCUGUGACUCACAGAAGGAAUCUCACUCUUCUUCCUCUUCACCCUUGCUAUUUCCACCUUUGUUUUUUUUUUUCUUUACAAGUUGCCUUUCUCCCUCGGCAUCUCACCUCUUCUUUGCACUUUUAACCUCCAUCCCUCCUCUCUGCCACCUUCCUUUUCCCUCAUUUCCUUUUUAUCAGCAUGGUUCAAGGGAAGGUUUGAGUAGUGUUGAAGAAACCAUUUUCUUCCUCUUUUUAGACAUUUAAAGGGAGUUUUUACCUGCUGAUGAAAAAACUGACACAAGUACUGAUGUCUUCUUUGUAAUUAUGGAACCAUGGAGCAUGCAAAGAAUGUUUAUGCCAAUUUAGGUCCAACAGAGAUGUAAACAUGAUAGAGUGAUUCGAUCCCAGCGACAUCGUCAGGGUACGGUAGUUUGACUUUGAGAAACUCAACUUAGUGGUAUUUCAGUGGGACUAAUAUGUUUACAUGUAUUUUAAAAGUCCACUUUUAGUCAGAUUAAUGCAAUAAAUCAAAUAACAUAAAUCAUAUAAUUUGCUGACCCUACGAUGACAAGUCUUUAGAGCCAUAUGUGAGGUUGAAAGACACAUUUUCCAAAAUCAGAACACAGCUGACAGUAUCAAUCAGACACUUAUGAGUGAAACACCAUUUUGAAAAUCACAUACACAACGAGAAACAAGAAAUGUUUGUACCAAAGACAAGGAUGUAUCUACUUCCAGGGUUUGUUUUGCAUGUGCUAAGCAUGAAUGGAAUAGCCCUAUGAAUCAGAAAAGCGGAAAACCAUUGGAGUGGAGUAAGGAGUAGAAGGCCUGGCUCACCCAAUCUGACAAAUCUGGAAGAUUCAGCGUUGAUAGGCUGUAUUUGUCUUUUAGUCUUUUGUUAAAGCUACAGCAAGGAGUCUUUAGCUGGUUAUGAGACAGAAUAAAAUCAACACUUCUGUUUUUUUGUUGUUUGUUUUAUGAUGUCGGAGCUGGAAAUGACGUUACACCUGAGUUGAUGGUGUUCCAGUAAACAAGUCGAAAAACCAAGAUGGACACCUACUGUUAGCAGUUGUUAGCUGUUGCUAACAAUUGUCAGCUGUUGUUAGCCGUUGUUAGCUAUACCAGUUGUAAACAACGCAUAACACAGUAUUUUACUCUAACAAACACAGUAGCACCAUGUUCCGAGUUAGAUAUUGGGCAGUACAACAUAUACCACUUAUUUAAUUUCACCAAAACAAAACAGAAGUGUUAAUAAAUAAUACAUUAAGAGAGCUUUCACUGUCACUCUUUACUGUCUACACUGCGCUGCCAUCUUGGAUCAUGACGUUGUCAAGUCUGGGUUGGUGAAGUUCGUCCGAAAAGUCCAAGUCGGAAAUCCGACUUCAGGGGGGCGUUCCAGAUGAAUUUCUGACUCACAGCUUGGAUAUCCCGACUCCCGAGUACAAAUGGAAUGCAGCACAAGACCAUCAGCACAUAGAUUCAUUAUUUCCAUAUUGUUAUUUUUGAACCUGAAGCCACUGGUGGUGGGUAAAUGCCAGUGCACUUGUCAUGUUUAGCUUUACGCCCCAGAAACAACCUCUGAGCAGAGAUUGUCAGUGGGUCAGAUAGGUUAGAAUAAAGAACAGUGACAAUUUUUAAGCAGCACUAACUAUGUGUAAGACAAAAUUAACGCAAGCUGCAAGUUCUUCGCAGGAGCUUUAACCCAAUGCUAAUAACAUUAUUAAGGAAUUUGGCUCUUUAUCCCUUCUCUCUCCCCCACCACACACACACACACACACCUCCUUGAGUCUGCCAGCGCUGUCUGUCCCUCCACUUUAAAGGAGCCAUAUUGUUGUUAUUAUCAUUGUCUGUAACUGGAUCAGUUACCAUUAGACCUGAAUCUUUCUCCUUCUGAGGCCCAUAGACCAGCUCUCUAACCCAAUAGAAAACCCAUGGGUGCCAUUACAGAUGGCUGACCCAUUCACAACACACACACACACACACACUUGUACACGCAGACACAAAAUGAGGCACAAACACAGAUUUCAUUCUGAAGAUUCAUUGGCCUAAUCCCAUCACACACUGAAAACAGGGACCCAUGCACUUACAUACACACAUUAUCCCUGUCCUCCACCAAUCUUUUCAAACACAGACACACACAGCCGCAUUGUGCUCUCAUUGAAAAUCCUGUGUUAUUGGAGCUCACUGAGCAAAUGGUAUUACUAUUGGGAGAUGAUGGGAGUGAGUUGUGUGUCAGAGAGACUGUAACGGCUGCAUAUGACUGUCAUUAUGGGUGGAUGUAUGAGUGGGACUAAGGAAGAGAGGGUAAAUGUCAUUCUAUCAAUGAAGUUAUCUCUAAUAGAUGGACGGUUGAAGUCCUGGUUUCCAUUUACUCUCCUCUCAGCUGAAUCGUUUGCCUUGCAGUGAAUUCAUUGCUGAAGGCUCUAAUAGCUCAUGAUAAAAGGGCUGUGGGUUCUUUUUUUUUUUUUUCAGGAGGAAAACUCGCUACCCAGAGUUAACUAGCCUGGCUUGGUCACAAAUGGCCUUUUGAAUACAGAAAAUGCUGGGGGGGGUCUUAUUUUAUGAUGUUUUAUAAUUACCCUCUCAAGUUUGAUUACCUUUCAUUCCUUUUAUCUGCAUUAUUUCAGCUCUGUUUUGUAAGGUUAUGUUCUUUCAUUCCCCCCUCUGCUCUUGUAAUAUUGUUUACUUGUGAGAUACAUUUCCCAUAAUGCUAUCUGUUACUACCUCCCUGCAUUUUAAAAUUGGAUGACUUUGUGUGUCUAUUAUAGAAUGAUCUGGAGGACAGUUUAGAGAAAGUCCAAAGUUUAUUGCUGCACUUUCUUCCGAUUUCAUCUUCCUUCAACCGUUUUGACUUCUUAUUUUUUGUUCCUCCCUGUGUCUUCUUUUUGGUUUAAACCUUGACCUUUGACCUCAGUUAUGAAGAGCGAGCCCGAUACUUGGAAACUAUCGUGCAGCACCACCAGGAGCCGACCACAUUCGAGGAUUACGCUGCCCGUGUCUACAGUCCUGCUCCCUGCACACACCUGCCCUCUGACACAGGUAAAACACAACCUUUUCAGCAGCUCACAUUCUGAGUUAGUUUAGUAUUUAAAGAGUUAAAUUUCACUGAUCCUUCUUUGCUUUCAGAUUAUCUCUGAGGGAUUAUUCAGCAAUUUAUUAACUAUUUACAUGUCUGGCAUACACAAAGGAGUUACUCUCAAACUUUUUACCCUCACUUAAAUCUGUUUAAUCCUGAUCUUGUAAUUUGUAGUCAAAGAUAGUGUUUGUGUUUUUCAGUCCGUUAUAUACAAUAGUGUAUAUAAUGAUAAAGUAUCUCUGUGUGACAUCUAGGUCUGUGAUAGUAACAUAUCAGUGUAUCAAUGUGGUAAUUUAACCCUCAAGUGUGAUUGGAGAUGUCUGGAUAAGUCAAAUGUUUAACUGUAUCUGUUUUGUUUUCAUGGCAACUGCUCCUUAUCUCACAAGCUACUGUGUCAAAAAUGUCAAUAUUUACUCAAUAAUAAUAAUAAUCAUCUUGCUUUGAGGCUGAAUAACACACAACCUGAGAUGCAGUUAUUUUACCACAACGGUCUUUUACUGUAAGUUAAAUUGUUGAAAGCAGAAGUCACAUAGUGCUUCUUGAUUCAGCGUUUUUAGGUUGUCUGUGUGUUUUCCAGCCUCAAAUGUCAUUUCAGAGCACAAGUUGAGAGUUUGGAAGAUAAAAGGACCAUCAAACCUUUCCGGACCUGUGAUUUUUUAGUACCUUAACAUCCAAAUUUGACUAAUUUAUGAGUCAUUAUAUGCAUAUCAAGUCCAAAAUUCAAAGGAUGUUUUCCGCAGAAAUCUGGACUAAUAACGCUGUGCUCUGAAAUACACUUUGCUUAAUUGUUACUGCAACCCUCCCAACAGGUCCCCCUCCCUUAACAGCCCAAUGAUCAAACAUUCUUCUCUCUUUCUGUUGUUUUUUUCUUCUAAAUUCACCCACUCGUUUUUUUUUUUUAUUGUUUUCUGAUUUUUUUUCUUUUGGUCCUUCUUUUCUUUUUGUCCCCUUCCUCCCCCUCCUUUAGAUCGUAAUGUCUCACUUGCCUAUAGCUAAAAAAAAAGGUAAGCCUGGUCACAUGAUGACACACCCCUUCUGAUUGGCUCUUCCUACUGACAUUUCAGCCUAACCUUGGCUCCCCUCUGACUCCUUUGGUACAGUGCGUUUUCUCCUCUGUGUUCUUUCACAAUUCAAACAGGUCUGCAUGUGUUGAUAAUUACAUGAUGGAGGAAGUGUUAUUUUCUGUUCAUCUCUGAGUGCAUUGGGGUAUGACUCACUUCAGAUGGCUAAUUGAACCUGAAGUAACCGUGGACAGUACAAAAUAUGGACUUCGCACAUUUUUUUUUUAAAUUUUUUUUGUUAGUUUUUUAUUUGUAGUGUUUCUUUAAAAAACACAAGAAAUCCCAGUAAUAGUGGAUGUUGUACUAAUAAUGCUCAGCGCUACCUUUGGGUCGACUUAGACAUGAGCAGUGAGUUUGAGCUACAACAUGCUCACUAGUUGGUCUUUUUGUUGUGGAGCUUCAUGGAGGUUCCUCUGCAUUUGGAGCCAGUUUCAAGAAACUACAGUUUAAAUUUGAACUUGAGUAUUGGCUUUAUUUUUCAAGAUUAGCAGUUGCUGUUUGGCUGCUCUAAUAAUUUUCAUCAUUUUUUCCCAACGGGAAAUCUUGAGGCACUCUCUGUUUUUCUUCAGUCCCCCCUGUCUUUUAUUGACCACCUUUAAGUCGCAGCUCUGAUUGUUUAACUUGUGUGCUCUUGUUUUAAAUCAUGGCAUCUUUCAUGGCAGAAAAGCUGUUAAUAAAAAGCACACACAUUGUAACAUCAUAUAAGAUGAAAAAGGUGAACAGUUGCCUGUUUAUAAAGAAGAGCAACAUGAAUUUUAUACACCUGCUGUAUUGGUACGUUUGUCUCCUUCUAGAUCUGUUCUGGUCUCUACCAGCUCCACUGGUAAUCUAAAGGUCUUUAAGGUCGAUGUUUUCAAGUAACUCUCUGUGUGGUGCUGUACUGCUCUUGUGUUUCCUGUUGUGUUUGGUUCUUGUUAAAGUUUGCCUUCAGCACUCAUGGGAAGAUUUUCUUGCUGAUUUUCAAGAGGUACAGGACAUCACUGUUAGGCAGGCAUGUCUGAAAACCAGUGUUUGUUAUUUGAUCUUUUCUUGAAGAGUUUUGGUGUCUAAACCUACCACACUACAAGUUUAUCAGUGUGACCAGUGGCAGCAUCAAAGUUUUAGCCAAGCAGCAAAGCAGGAUAGAAAAAGGAAUAACUAUUCAGGGAAAGUCAAGUCACCUCUCAAACUGCUAAGUAAACUGUAAAUCAGUGCGUCGAUCUGCUGUUUGCUGAUAAGCAGGAGGUGUGAAGUGUGUUUUCUGUUUCUACUCAAAAUAGCUGCCAGCUGUAUAUGGACUUAAAGUUGACUCUAGCAGUGGAGCUUCGUGUAGCUGAGGGGACCUGCAGAGUGUGUGAGAGUUAUGACAGUGUGAAUCAAUCACCAAUGAAUAUUUAUAGAGCACUAUUUCACAACACGUGUUGUCCCAAGACACUUAACAAAAGCUGAUCCAGACCACACUCAUUUACAAAGACCCAAUAAAGAUGGGAUGGGUCAUAAUGUUACGAAUAUUAAGUCAUGAGAAAUAAAGCUGUGGUAUUACAUGAUAAUGUCAUAAUAUUGUGAGAAUAAUAUUGUUCCAGUUAUUUGUGAAACCUACUCUAAAGUAAAACUUCAGAUGCACCGUCUUGGCUGCUCUUAUGGGGAGCCACUUCACAACAUUAGCAACAUAUAGACUAUUAAGUGACUAAAUGACACCUUUAUCCUUAUAUCAUUUAUUUUUAUAGCAUAGUGACAAAUACUCUCAAAAUACUACAACCUGUUCUCUUAAUGUUAUGAUGUAAUCCUCGUGAUAUUACAACUUAAGGUGACUUGAAGACUCUGUCACACUAGGUGGCUCUAACCCAAAGCCUAUAAGAGUUGCUGGGGCAAAGACUUGUGACCCACUUGUCAGACUGCACCUUGUGAACUGUCAUGAACCACUCGUAAGAUUUAAAUUCUAAUAAUUGUACGUGCAUUUCGAAAUUCUUAGAGGAUUCACCUUAAAGGCUUACUAAUUAAAAGUUGUUCCUUACAAUCUGCUUCUCACCAAACUGCACCCAGUGACUUGCUGAAAAUGACACUUCCUUUUUUUAACAGCGCCGUGUGAUUUCCGCUCUUCCGUCUGUUCAGUCACUCAUUGACUUUCCUGAAUGUUCUGUUAACCUGUGACUUCACACUGACCUGCUAAAAUUUAACCUCUUACCUUCUGUAUGCUCCUCUCUCCUGGUUCUGGUAUUGUGUAGAGCUGUAGCACUGGGCCCACCCACACACACACACACACUGACACACACUGGCACACACUUUAAAAGCGUUUCCAAUCUGUAACUCCACUAACAUUGUAGUCUGUAUAUUGCUUUAUUGAAUAAGAACAUGUCUGCAGCUGAAUGAUGAAGUACUAAAUAGUGCUGUCAUGUUAUCUUUGUCAUGUGUGUAUAUAUGUGUGUUGUUUUUGUAUGUUGUCAUUAUGUUUGUCUAUCACUGUUUUUCAUUCUGUUUAUGUAAUGUCUUUUGUUCUCAUCUUCAGAUGUCUUGAUUUUUUUAUUCAUUCAUCCUUUUUUCUCCUUUCUUUUUGUCUUGCACUGCUUUUCCUUUUUUCCUUUUCCCUCUGUUUCCCUUGUUUUCUUUGCUUUUACUCCCUACCUCCGUUUGGUUCCUCCCUUUCUCCUUACUUUCCCUCGUAUUAUCCAUUUGUUCCCUCACCUCUUCUCCUCUUCCCUCUACUUUCCUUUUGUUUCCCACUCCCCCUCUCCUCUGUUCCCCCCACAUUCUGUGUAUUUCCUUGUUUGAUUCUCCAUUUCCAUACCCGUUCUCCUCACCUGCUCUCCUCCUCUCUAGAAGACAAUAGCUCCAUGUAUUUGAUGAUUCCUAAACCUUUAGACAGCUUUAACCUGCUCAGAGUGAAGGGGAAGGGUCUGAAGCAGAAGGUCCUUCAUGCUAGCUGUGAAUGGUACGCUGUGAAGCUCAGUUUAGGCCCUCGCCCUCCCGAAGUGAAGUUUCAUUUUUAACACCCACGGAUUUCUAUUUCUAGUUGUAGCCAGGACUCAAACUGUUUCUGUAGAUUUUUAUUGUAGACUUUUUUUUUUUUUUUUUUGCAUUUUUUAAAGCUCCUGUGAUUAUCUUUAGGUUGUGUCAAUAUGGUGCCCCCUCUCUGGGAAAAACAUGGCGUCUAACUUCUUUGCUUAUUUUGCCUGAUGCAUUUGACACUUAUGUUUUCAUCUAAAGAUUCUCCUCCAGCUUUCUGAAUCAGUGAUAUCUAUCACUCUAGACUCUUUGCUGUGAAAAACAGGCUUUUUUUGCAGAGUGCACUUUAAAAUAUACCAACAAAGAAGUAGGAGAAAGACAAUACCACUUUUAUACUAGUCCAGCCCUGUAGACCGUUUACAAGGAGCUCCACACUGCUGCACAAUCAUUAAAAAAAUAAAUCAAAAUUAACAGAAUCAGAUGUUUUAGGUGCCCAGAGGUUCUUAUUUUAUUGCAGUGGUAUUAAACAAUGUUGAUUUUGUUUGAUUUGAACUGUAUAUACCAGAAUGAGAUAUAAAUGUUCACACUGCUUAUCAUGAAACAGCUACACCUCUCUUUGAUAACGUGAUAUUUCAGUAUUCUUGCCUGAAGAGUUUAAUUGCAUACCUUUCAAUCCAGGUGACCUUUCAGUAAAUACUACACACUUGAAAACAAGAAUUGCCCCGAAGCAGCUUAAAGAUGAUGCAGCCAUUUUCAUAGAUAUUUGUGAUUUAGCUAUAAUGCAGUUAAAUAAAUUUAAAGUAAUGUAAUGAAAUAUUAUGAAAGGAGAGAAAACUAGUAGCAAAAGUAGCCUCAAAACAUAACUUUUUUAUUUUAUAUUCAGUUGAGCACAUGUUCCAGACAGACACCAGACAAUAUCAGGAGAAGUGUAUUUAUAGCGUUUUAUCAACACACACACGUCACACAGGGACCCAGGAGGAACAUCCUGUCUAUUUUAUCUGCCUGUUCACUUGGGAAGCAUCUUUCCUGUUUAGAAUUAUAUGAAGAAGGAUUUAUAUAAAGUAGUGUGAUUUUUACAUAGGAUGUGUUCUGUGUCAAGUGUAAAGUAAGAGUAGAGCUGCUUUGUCUCUUGUCUCUCUGGCUGUCCCUUUGUCUUUUAUGUCGUCCUGACUGUCAGUGUGUGUGUGUGUGUGUGUGUGUGUGUGUCAUCCUGUCUCUCUGUCUUUGUCUCAGUAGAAGUUUGUACACUCUGGAUCAGGGCAACAUUAUCACAGAAGUGAUUAAAUCUGGUUGGCCCUUCUUCCUUUUCUGCUCUUAUUUACCUCCCCCCUCCUCUCCUGUAUCCCGGCAUCCCUCACAUAUCCGUCCCUGGCCCCCUGUCCUCACCCGUCCUCCCUCCACACCCUGUCCUCCUCUCUCCUCAGGCUCCUGCCUAGAGAUUCUUCGGGGAGAAAGUCCGGCUCUUGGGGAGGCCGGGAGCGACUCGGCGUCCCCCAUGUCUCCUCGGACUAGCAAGAGCCGCAUGUCCAUGAAGCUGCGGCGCUCUUCUGGAUCAGCCAAUAAGACUUAAGAUUCUUCAGAUUACUCAGCCCAGUCAAAACUCCACUCCAUGUCACAUCCAGUAUGAUUAGACAUUUAACAUUUAGCCCUAAAAUGUGUCUUUAGAGGAGAUUUGGUCUUGUUAGAACGGUUGCACAUUUAAAUUAAAUUGGACAGCGUCUUUACCAGUCAGGCGAUGAUUUGACUUUGCCCCGACGCAUCCUGUCAUCUCCAGCAGGCUGCCACCAUGAACAAACAUUGCCCUCUUAUCUGCUCAUUGUGAUAAUAUUCUGUGGACUCUCUCAUACAGUAACUUUAUUCGGAAACUGCUCAUAGCUGCUGAUUAUACCCUAAGCUUUGCUGUUUGUCAACACAGGAGACUGUUCUGUGCUGCAGCAUGCUGGUGUUUGUCACAACAGAAACAUUUGAUCAAGUGCAGCCUCAGCGGUGCAGUAUAAGCUCAAAAUAAUCUGUGCCAUGUUAGAAAUUGUGCAAAAUGAAACUGUCAAGGACUGCAAGAAUUCAAAUGUGCUGGAAAACAAAAGUACAUAAGUGACAGUGUGUGUUUAGUGUAGAAAUUGCUAUGGAGAAUCUGUAUAUUUGUAUUAUAGAUGCUGGGGUGUGUACAAACAAACACAUGAGUUUUGAUAUUAAAAGAAUGGAGCUGAAAGUUGCAUGGAGAAAGCAGAAAGAGAUCUAUUUUUGAUGUUGAUGAAUGCUAGAUGAGGGGUCGCUUCCUUUUCAGUCUUCACAAAUGUAAAUAGAAAGUCUCAUUUCCCAACAAUAAACAGUUAAUAUUUUUAAUGUGGCAACACCGUCAAGCCAAAAAUGUCCCUUUCUGGAGUUCAUGGGACUGAAAUUUGACCCUGUGGAGAAGAGUGAUGUAAGAAAGUGUUACACCCAUAUCGUAGGGAGUAUUGUGCUCUCUAAAAAGUAGCAGGUCAGUCUUUGAUAGGUCAAAAAGGAGGCACUUGUUAUGUAAAGUUUUGGGUUGCUCACGCUGUAAAAUGUGGUCAAGCACUGAUGUUAUUGAGUUUAUUUUUUUUCCUUUGGCUGUAAAGGUUGUUUUGACUUGGACAAGAACCUUGCUGUAUUUUCAAGUUCAGUGUCACUCCGUCACCUACAGUUGAACCACAGCUUUUCUUUUUUAUGUUGACUUUACAUUUCUGUUUUCUGUUUAUCUAUACAUGUAUGAGUAUAAAUAUAUAUAUAGUAGAUAUAUGAAUAUCUUAAGAGUGUGUACAGUGUGAGAAGGCUCUGUGUGUAAAUACUGUUGUAUGACAAUAGCUGCCAAAGCCAAACCGUGGUUUAACCUCAGACAGCAUAUCUGCUUCAAUUGUGUCAACACUACAAGAUUUUGUGCUUCAAUUAUUAUUAUUAUUAUUUUUAUUUUCCAGUUUGCACUCCGGUCUGUUGUAAUUUAAACCGUUAUUUCAUUGUAGAUAAAAAAAAAAAACUCCUGUUUUUGUAUAUGAAACCUAACUACUCUCGGCCAGAUUGAGCAGUUCAAGAAAAGUAAAAGAUUUAGAUUUAAUUUUCUGGUUUUAAACAUAUUCAUCAUAGUAGACAGGGGGUGGAAAAAGUCACUGUAAAAAUGAGAGGACUAUAGAUUCAAGGCCAAAGAGGGAGGAUGGACAGAGAUAUCAUUGUAUCACAUACAUGUAAUGGUUUUGUGUUUCUUUUUUUUUCUUUCACUGCUUGUGUAUUUAGACUCGUCCCCAGUUCCCAAUCUGGAUUUUGGGGAUCCGCAUGUAAUUCAGAAGUGUAACACUACCAAUACAACUCAAAUAAAACUGACAAGGUUUCAAAUCAGCACAUGUUAUACAUACUGCAGGUUUUCUUUAGAAAUAACACAGCUUUGGUUUGACAGAGUGUAUCAGAACAAACUUUUUUCCUUUUUAAUGAGUUUGUUUUUCUUACAGCUCCAUUGAUGUUUUUGCCAUGUAAAAAAAAAAAAGUAUUCAAAGGGUAUAAUUUAAAAAUUCAGAUACAGGUUAAAGAUUUUGUUAUCAUGGUAGGUGAAUUCAAAGCCAUCUCUCCCACUUCUGAUUAUUUUUGCAGAGAGGAAAGGGGUGUAUUCUUCUAUUUAGGACCAUCUUUAAAUUGAAAGGAAAACUAACUCAAACCUGUACUGUAAUAAGGUCGUUGUCAAGUCACGUCAUGGUGUGACUAUUCAAAGUCAGUCGAAAUUUGAGUUUCCACUGUAAUUGAUGCUGUUUAACUAUUUUUGAUAAGGUUGAAGCACAAUUGAUCACUUGAGGCAGGUGGUCGAGCAGCCUCACUGCACUCUCAGACUGAUCCACAUGCUGUAUGAAGACCACAGCCCACAUACCCCUCACAGACUGUGUUGUGGUUUGUUUUGGAUUUCUAUGCCAGUACAUAAACUCUGCAGCAAUGUCCUAGCUACUCUCCCAUAUACUUCACCUCUGACUCAACAUGGUUGAGGGAGGCAUGAUGCUGCUUUUAUGUCCCAUUAACAAAAUGGGAACUUUUAUUCUCGAAUUAGUUUUACAGAUAUAACAUUCACAUGAAGAUUUGUGCAGGUCAAUAGACUGAAUUUCAGGCUUUCAGAACUUCAUAGGCGUCCAAAAAUGCCUUUUGACCCAUGAAAAACAUGAGAUGAUUGUUGUCUCCUGCCCCUUCAUGAUCAAACAUUAGGAUCUUCUGUGCCAGUGUCCACAGAUGCUCUGACAGUGUGGCUGUGAUGGAUACAGGUUCAGCUGCUGUCCAGGUGUCGCUUUGAGAUGAGACUGAUGUUUGUAACUACUGACUGUACAUACUGCAUGACACCCAACCAGUACUAUCUGCAUGUGUUCAUCAUGUAACGGCUGUAUCACAACACACACAUAUGCACACAUGCACACUCCUCCAAAAGUGUUACUGUCAGAUCUGUAGUAUGUAAAGAUUUAGAGACUCUUGAGAACAGAGUGUGGAUGUGCGAUAAUGGAGUCUGACAAUAAAUGAUUCCGACCACUGACUCUUGGACCAGUUUCUAUAGUGUGUGUGCGUGUGUCAGCGUGUUAAAAAGUCAACAGGGCAAGUCUCAGUGAGCAGAGUGUAUUGACAUUUAGAUGAUAAUCAUUUCAAAUGAAGUUCACAUUUAACUUCAGACAUAUCAAAAUAUUACUGUACAGGCUUUGCAGAACCACAGUUACAGUUGAAGCAUCAUGAAGGCAUUUAGUAAAUAUUCUAACAGUGAAGACAAAUAUGUUUCUUAUGAGCAGAACUCACAUUAAAUUCUACCUUUUUGUAUGAAAAUAUUUAUCACAUGACAGGUUUAUCAUCAGAUUCACUAUAAAAAGUUUGUUGUGGUCUACUUUAUUGUUUUCUUUGCUAAUGUACAUGAAAUAGUCUUUGAACAGAGUUAGGACAUUGAUUAUGUCUCCAGUUCCAAAGGUAAGGAAGGUCACUUUCUUAACGUAAUUACAUGUCACUUCAUAUUAAGCCAGAAAGUCAUGUAACACUCUGUUCUUGAGCUGCAUAAUUUAGUUUCCUUGACUCUGAUUUGAUAGGAAUAUUAGAGAAAACAUAGUCACUUGUUAGGGAUUAUACAAAGAAAAACGUCAAACACUCCUCAUUUGUGUUGUGCCAUUGGAAAGCCUAGUGUCAGACUUAGUGGUGUGGGACCGUGUGAGAAAAAUAAGACACAACUAAGUUUUGUGUUGUAAGAGGAAAAUAGACUCAAAAUCACAAGUUAUAAGACAUGGUUGUUGGUUUUGAAUUGUAUGUAUUAACAUAAAAGUACACCGUACAUACACCGUACUUACAUGGUACUAUCUCUUGUACUUUGUCACGAUAAAUAUUGCAGACAGAAAACAUGGGAUGCCAGUUUUUCAACGUUACAGUGCAGCUCUACCAUGAACAGAGUGUAUUAAUGCGUGUUCAGUUGGACGUUUACAUAGUUUCAGCACCACGGAAAGCUCCCGCUGAACCUCAAACUUCAAUUCCGUAAGUAGCAACGUUUGGUUUACAUUUGCCUUUGAGAUUAUUGUGUAAUUAUCCUGCAGUAAGGAUGCGUAAUACUAAUGACCUUUGACAUGAGGCAAGGUCUCCAAAGUUAAGGAAUAACAGUUAAUGGAUAACUGAUUGGUUUCUGCUCAGUAAUACAGUGAAAACCUUUUUCUUUUACAGACUGAAACAGAGUUCAGCCCAAAUUCACAACAGAAGCUACAUAAAUACAUACUUUAAGUAACUAAUCAAAAGGUUCCAACUGUUAACAAGUUCCCAGAUAAUUGAUAUUUUAUCAUUUAUCGAUAUAAACUUCUAUGUUUGACUGUGUCUGUUUUAAGGUCGCACGGUCAUCUGCAGCAGCAUCACUUGACGGUUCUCGGUUGGAUGUGAUUUGUUGAUGUGUCUUGCGAGCCCCGGAGAGCUGAAGAAAGUGGACGGACAGUGCUUGCACGUGAAGAUCUGCUGCUGUUCGCAGUCCCUCGUGCCGCUCUCUUCUCCUUGCGAGUGGAACACAUCCGGUCUGAGUCCUCCUCCCAAAGCUCCCACCAGCAACUCAUCCCUCAUCGCGUGCCACAAACGGUGCUUGUCCCUGAUUUCAACUGACGGGAAGCGCGCGCCGCAGAGGUGACACAGGAAUACCUGGCUCUGUCCGCUACCGGACUCGCGCGCUUGGCGGUAAGAGGCAGGGGGUGGGGUCGCUCGCGCUGUUAUCUCGUGCGCAGCCAGGUGUUUCUUCAGGUAUGCUUGUCGGCGGAAUUUCUUGCCACAGUACUGGCACUCAUAAACUUCCUCCUCCGGUAACGACUGAACAAACGGUAAAGGGGGGUGAGGGAGGGACGGCUGCUGCUGGUGGUGGUCCGCGCGCUCCUCCGGGCUGCCGUUAAGUAGAAGAAGGUUCGAGGGAGGACUGUCCGCUGCUCUCAUCUGUUGCUGGAGGUCCAGACAGUUUUCAGCCGGAUUCCGGUAAUGAAGAGGGUUGUCAUAGUGAGGGGGCGCGAGACUGUCGCUAUCGGGGCUGUCUCGGGUCCGACCGUGGAGCAGCAGCAGGGAUGGCUCGCGCCUGAUGCGGGAGCUGUCCAGCGUGCCGUGGUGCUGGUUAUUGCUCAUACGCAGCAGCUCGUUUUCUUUGCCCUCUGACUCUACCGGCUGCCUCUCGUGCUGAAUGAGUCCUCGCGCCUCUUUUAAAGGUUGACUUUUGUUUGGGGUCUCUACGUGGUUGUUUACCGGACGGGGUUUGUGCCAGCGACGGUGGGAGGCCAAGUUUGCGGGACAGCUGAAAACUUUGUCGCACUCGGGACACCUGUACUCCACGCGCACUAUGCGGGAGCACUUGUGCUGCGCGAGGGAGAACGGGUCCGGGUACUCCUCCUUACAGAGUUGACAGAUGAACUCUCCCAACGGUUGAUUUCCACCGGGGACUGACGACUUUUCCCGCUGUUUCCUCAGCUCGGGACUCUCCUUCUUGAUCCGCAGACCUAAAACCGGCGAGGUCGUGACCUCAUCUUCAAAGUUCAGUUUCCGGUUCACUUUGGGUUUCUUUGGCUGGAUGCACGCGGGCUGUUUGUUGUGCCUGUUGUUGUGCUGUUCAAAUAACGAGCGUUUUCUUGUUGCCUGAUGUUGCUCCGGGUUCAUCAACGUCAGAGGAGGGAACAGGUGCACGUGCCCCAUAUUCGGUUCGUAUUUAUCACCGUGGCUGUAGGAUGGCGCGUGCCGGCUGCUGCUCGCGAGGAGCCUCUCGAUUGAAGCGGACACUGCGGUCGGUGUUGAACUCACAAGGAACGGCAGCUCCGGUAACUGUGACACCGGGGAUGACGUUAAAUGUCUGCCGGGAAACAACUGCUUUUUCUCUCCUUCCUCGCGCUGCUCUAGUAAUCUCGUGCCGACAGGUUUUACAGGGUCACAAGAGUCACUCAACAACAUGUCCCGUGCAGGAGGAGGUGAGUAGAAACAGGGGAAAUCACCAUCAGGAGUCAAAACGUCCACUUCGCUCACCUGCUCCUCUGUCUCCGGUAACUGCGCGCGCCGGUCCGCCUCCGCCUCCAGCGCGGACUCCACGUGCGGGCUCCACGCCUCUCGAACACCGGUGGAGUCCUCGCGGGGCACGGGGAGCAGUUCGUCGGUCCGGUCAAAAAGCAAAGCAUCGUCGCCGUCCCUUUCUGCCUCCUGUUUGUUCGCAUCAGAGUUACCACAGUUGUUUCUGCCACCACUAGAUGUUACCGGUUCAUCACUGCUGGUGUUGUUCCGUGUCCGGUAUGACGCUGAACACCGCCGGUUUCUCUUCACCAAAAAUCCUCGAGGCAUGGUGAUGACGAUGUUGCGCGUGUCAAGACCAGGCGAAAAGAACAAGAACUCUUGUCUCGAGCCCCCUUUCAAGUAUAGCUUUGAAGU